AUGUCUGAAGCUCCACAGGAAGAAACGAGAUCGCGGGCAGCUUCACCUCCGAGCAGUGAAGUUGCUCCUCCACUGGUCUCGAAUCCAAAAGGUAACUUAUUCACAAUUUGAAAUAUUUGGUAUUUCUGCGAUUUGUUUAAGCAUAGCAACAGAUAAUAAGCGCAGAUGAACGUUCGAUGCAUCUUUGCUUUUCUGCUCGCUUGCGAUUCGCGACGUGAGCCGGUCAGGAGCUGUUACGCGCCUGAUUAAAUUUACAUUGUCUGCUUGUUUUGGUUAGUUUCGCAUAAACCCUGUUUGUGCAAUAUUUUCUGAGGGUUUUACUGAAGUAAUAUUUUUGAAUUGUAGAUGAAGAAGCAAAGAAAGGACCAAAGAGACGCGGAGGCGCUCCGAGAUCUGCUGGAAGAACUGCCGCGAACGUUGGCCCGGUAAUUUACAAUUCGAAGCCCUACAUUUGUGAUUGCGCACAAUUAUUUCACUUACCAUAAGUGAAUGUUUUCUCAUUGUUUUUCAGAAGUGAUUUUGUAGCGUAGUUUACUUUAGGAAAUAAAAGCAAUGACAUUUUAUCAAUUUGAUAUUAACUUGAACGAACUAAGCUGCUGCAUCGAUCGAUCGUGUUAGUCUGUUCAGUACAAUGUAAGCUUAUUUGAUCUUAAACUUAAGCUUAUUCCGUAAUGAUAAUAAACCUUGCUGUAUUUUAAUUUCAAGUUAUGACGUCUUAUUUACUCGGUGUACAAAGUGGAAAUUUGUCCAGAAACUGCUUUUAGCUGUUGUAGUUUUAAGCGUAAAGCUUAAUUUUUAUCUACAGAAGAAGACAGUUACUCUCGUCAGUGGCUCUGAAGCCAUGAAGGAAAGACAGAAGCAGGCAAAGGCGCUCAAAGAGAGCCGAAAACUGGAGGUAAAUCUCAUUGUCAAUAAACAAACAGUAAUUCAUGAAACUGCCAUGCAUGCUUUUUUUAUUACAGUAGAAAGCAGGGCAGAGCUCUUGUACCAAGAAAAGAAGUUGCACGGUCCAAAAGUUGGUCUGAAAUCAUGUUAUGAAACAAAAAAUUGUUAUUCUUAAUUUGUAAGGUGUUUGAAUCAUUUUGGCACCUUACUAGUGACCUCUGGCAGUAACUAGUGUGAACCUUAGACUCCGUUUACACGGGUCCGGAAAAAUCUUUGAAUGGGCAAAAACUUUAUAGAUUUGCCAUAACCGUGCAAAUUUUAGAAUAAGCAAGUUUUGUAUGGACUGCUGUGAAUAGUACUGCAAUCUGUAACAGAAUUUGAGAGGUGUAUAAAUCUGCCUUCGAACUGGGCCUUAGGAAUGUUUGUUAGUAGCCUAGGGGUGUACUUUUGAGGCCCAGCUGAACUAUUCUCUCAAGUACAAUUCUUCAAAUUCAAAGUUUGUGUUAAUCUAUUACUUUUUUUGACAAAUGCUUUUUGAUAAACUCAUCUUCACCUAACUGCUUUGCUUUUAGAUGGAUUCCAGGCACAAUUUCAUAUUUUCUAAGGUAAUGUUGACUUUUUAUGCCCAUAAAAUGACAGUUAUUGCAAUACUUAUUGUUCUCUUUACAAGUAAGUGUUUGAAACUAACAUAUAGGUGGUGAGAAUAACAUCAUAAACUCAAGAAAGCUUGUUAAAGCAAAUAAUAUAUAAGCCACCUGUUUGACCCAUCACGGAAUAGACUGUUCCUGAUUCUCUCCAUUGGGAAGUUUUAAGAUUUCUUGUUUCUCCUCUGAGAAAACAUACAUUAACUGUAAAAUGAUAUUUAGUGCAACUUCUAAGGCACAGGAAACAGACUUAUGGAAAAAAAUUGGUUAAUUGAACAUAGGAUUUGUGGAUUAAUUUUUGCUGGCCAUUACCCUGGCUCCAGUCAGGUCUCUUUUCAGAAUAACUAGAAAGGUAAAGCUCCCAAGUUUUUUCUCUCUCAGCACUUCACACAUCACUGUCCAGCUUUGCUGCAAACUACACGUAUCAUGAAUUAGGAAAGAUAAAAAUCUCUUGCACGCAGGUCAGCCUGGCAAUAUUGCUGUUAAAGCCAUUAGGACUUAUGUUGCAUGUUGUCGGUCAGCGGUCAGUGCUCACCUCCAUGUGCUUAGUAGAGGCGGAGCUAGUGUUUCCUGGCAGCCACUCUCUUCAUUUAGCCUUUGGAUCAUUCUUUCACCCCCAUCCCUCUCUCUUUAUUGUUCCACUGGACAUCUCAGGCACCCACCUCCACUAAGCAAUGCAGUUGUUAAUUUUAAAUAACAUAAAAUAGUAUUGCAAACAAUUUGGCAUUUUUUAUCCUUCCAUUUGCAUGUAUCUAAUAUCAGCAAACUAAGGUAACAUGUGUAAUAUAGUACCCUCUCGACAAUGUUAGAGUGAUUUUACUUAACCCGUGAAACAAGUAGUGGACUAUAAUGUACUACAUGUACGCUCUAUUAUGCACUAAUUCCAUUGUUUUCCUGGGUAAUCUUGUCGCUAUUUUGCACUAGUUGUUAGUAUCUGUUUUGCAGGUCAGGUAAAAUCACUCUAAUUAUUUUGAGUAAUUUUAAGAAGUUUAUAGUUAUGAAAUCAUGACAGCUGAUGGGGAUUGUUUGUUGGAUAAUUUUUUGUAUAGAUCUGUGAUUAUUUGGGCGUAGAUGUUGCUGUUGUUGAAGACUUCAUAUUGGGAGAUGAAAAGGUAAAUGUCAUAUAACUGUCCCCUGAGGGCUUUCUGUAAUGGUCUUUGUAGGGUAGCUCCACCCAAAAGGGGUAUCUUUUGGAGGUUUUAGGUACAUGUAUAUGAGAGGGUAGGGAUUUCACCAGUUGAAGUAUGUGAUCUGAAAGGGUUGGGAAAUCUGUCAUCUCGGUAUAAUGUAAAAGGACUUAAAAUGGCCUACAAAAGGGUUUUAUGGUUGGGAAAAAAAGUCUAGUGAAUCUUAGAUUUUUCCAAAAAAAAAAAUGUUUGCCAGGCAGCCUGGAUUUCACAAUUUCAGGGCACUGAGCUCCUUUCAAUUUUUCCUGGAGUUCAACCUCCUUGUUCACUUAUUUUUGUAUUUUUUAAUGUCAGUCUUGGAUGUGUCAGUAUUUAUUUUGUACUCUUUCAAUAUUGCUUACUGUAAGAUAAUACAUAAAUCCAUUUGUCUUCUCUUCCUCAGUUUAACCAACUAGAAAGCUUCUUUGCUUCUGAUGGCUCUAGACGAAUCAUGUUUUUUUACCAGGAAUGUAGUGUAAGUGUUUUAGAAAAUACUUCAGCUUCAUUGUUUAAUUUUAAUAAUGAUAUCUUUUGUAAGUUCUUUGAUUACUGCUAUGAAUCAUUACAGUGUAACAGGGUGUAGUUUAUCAGUGUGUUUAUAAGUUUCUCCUCUAAAACUGUAUUCACUUGCUUUUUUGAUUUUUGUAGAUAAACAGAGUUGAUUUGAGCUCACAGGCUGCAAAUUCACCAAAGAAACUGUUCAUAUCAGCAGGAAAUGUAGAGGUAUGUUAUUAUACUGUCUCACUUGGCUUGAUUAGAAUCUAAUGAUGCGUGACAAUGUUUAAGGAUGAGGGGCAUGAUUUUUAAUUCCUGACUCUUACCACUGGCUCAGAUUGCUGUGAAAACAAGGAUAUGGGGAUAAUUGCUAAUUGCAGUUGAGUAAAAAAGCUAGAUUGAUUAAUAAAAAAGCCUGCUGAGCUUUUCCUUAUAGCUACAUCUCAGAACGAACGUACAAUUUCUGACAAUUAAACUGGGUCACUUCCUUCCAAUUCUCCUCUCCUUUUCUCCCAAUGUUGUUAAGGAAUAGUUUUUUGAGCUGAUCAUGAGUGGACCCAUUUUUGUAGCCAACAUUGAGGAAAAAGAAGAGAAGAAUGUUGACAAUAGUUAUAUGGGCAUUCAUGAGGUCCUUGACCCAGGUUGUAAUGUCACAUGUUGUAGCUGGUUUUUUGCACCCAUUUUUGGAUUUUUUGUUUAAUUCCCUGUAGAUCAUUUGCAUCUUGUAAUUCCUUGAUUCUGCCAUUGUUAAGAGCACUUUUCUACGUGUAACAUGUAUUUACCAGUGUCAAAAUUCCAGAAGUAUUCCUUCAAUUGCAUUAAUUUUAUUGUUUUAAAUUAUUUCCAGGAACUGUGUGGUACUUGCCUGAUGUUUCUUCGCUCAACAACAAAAGCUAUCACUAUACAAAAUGUUGCCCAGGUAAAAAGACAGACAGAACCUUUUGAAACCUUUGCGUGGCUUUAUACAGGUUACAUUCGACAGGUUAUACAUCAGGGCCCAGUUGUUCGAAGGCUGAUUAGCGCUUAACCCGGGGUUAAAUUUAACCCGGGUUUCUCUUUCUUGUGUUCAAAAGCAUUUUCUCGGAUAAUUUUCCCUGUUAUUUUUAGAGCUUCUAAUCAUCAACUUGUAGUCAAAAAGAAUUAAAAUGUAAAUGCUUUUUAGGCUUUCAAAUCUGAAUUCAAAUCUUGCGCUAACCGUGGGUUAUAUUAACCCAGCUUUGAGCAACUCGGCCCUGUAGUCCGCUUGUCACAGUGCCACAGAUGAAUGUCUCAAAGAACAAAGGAUAGUAUCUCCUAAUGGCCUAAAAUUUAGUUUUAGUUCAAGUGAAAAUCUUCCAAUAUACAGUUAUAUCGACUUAUGAUGACUGUGGAAUUUGAUCCGCAAAAACUUAAGGAUUGGGGAACACAAUGUUUGAAUGACCUUUAUAACUGCGUUACUUAAAGUGUUAUUAUGUGUAAACUUGCAGGAAGUAAACUUUAUGGCCAUGGAAGCUUCAAAAGGAGAUAUCCUGGCAGGAUUUCAAAAACUUUUUGGAAACAUUUUUAUUCCUGCACUCCAAAAACAAGAGGUAAUAGUAAUUUACUAAGACUUAGUUUUACCUGCAUUUUUAAUGUUGGCUACACUUUUCUCUCUAGCCCCCUCCAACUUAAACAUUAAAAAUUAUUUUACUUUUAAAGCAUGUUCUUAUACUUCCUUUCCUUUUUUUAGAAUUGGGGUGAGCUGCCAGGUAACUCUGGGCAAGUGCAAGAGUUCCUUGAGUCCCUUGAAAAGUUUGCUGGCAUUCUAGGUGGAGCAAGAAACAGCAUGAAAGGAAGGUGAGACAACAACUGCAUUUUACUAGUCAAUUUUUUCCUUCGAGUAUUCACGUAAUAUUGACUAGCCUGUACGAAACUAUGCCGCUGAAUGGAGGGUUACAAUGAGACAUGCAUGAACUUCUGACAGAGCAACAAGUUAAUGUCUUGCAGUUAAUAAAGCACUUUAAUGGAACAAAAUAUGUGUUGCUGACUAAAAUAAAUAUAAUCAGAUUGCACCUAGCAUUAUAGAAAUGUCAAAGAAGGAAAAGUAAAAAAAAUUAAUGGACUCUCUGCCAUUUUGUUUGAAAUCCAGGGUUCAGCUUGGAGAUCAUGAUUUAGGGCCUCUGCUUGACAGCCUCAAAACUCCAACUGAUUACGUAUUGGCUGGUAAGAAAUCUUUUUCGUUUUUUAAAGUAUGUUAUGACUUUGUUGUAGUCAUUGAGCACUUCACACCCUAUUACAUGCUUCAGUUAUUAAGGACUGGUUACUUGACAAAGUUUACGUAAUCUUUUGGCUUGACAAUUUUUGUUUCUUUUUUUCUAGACUGUGUUGGUAACUUUUGACAGUGUCACAAAUAAAUGUUAAAGUUUUAUUACUUUGCCUUUUUAAUGUCAUUUGAUUUUCAAGUUGGUGUUGAUGGUCAAUUUAGAGCACCACAAUCUCAUUGAUGUAUGACUCAUGUGUUUAAAAACUUCAACAACAACAACAACAACACUUUAUUCACAUUUCCAUUACAGGGUUUGUCAAACUUAUUGAAUAAUUAGUAACUUAGCACGUAGAAUAUUCAAUUACAAUUUAAACUAAAUAUUAUUACAUAGAAGGAAAUGCCUAGCGGCUAGAUAACCGUAAGGUUUUCGAGCUAGCAACUAGUUCUUUGAAAGUAUAUAGUGUCGAAUGUACAGGACAUCACAAUAACUAGACAUACAUCUUAAGACAUACACACACCAUAAAAAUAAAAGAAGAAAGCACAUAGAUGGCAGAAAAAAAGAAGAGAAAACAGUCAUCAUAGUACAUGACGAUAUGAUUAAAAUAAAAUAAUUUCAGUACUUAAGUUAAUUGUUCGGCCUUUGCGGAGAAGUGUUUGACCGACUUUUCCAAUUCAGAGAAUGACUUUUCAAUCAAGGUUAAUUUAGCUUUUAGAGGUCCAAUUUCGGCCUCCAAGAGUGACUUAAUUUCAUCUUUAGUUGCCAUCAAAGCAAUACAAUUGCAGAUGCCUGCACUUAACAAUGGUAGCCGAAAAUUUGGCCAACGUUAAAAAACACGUGCGGCUGCCAUUGCGCCAUAUGCUAAUCACUUUACCUCAAGCAGACUGUUUCUGCUGAGUUAAAGCAGAUCAGUUUAAGAUUCUGGGAAAGUGCCCUGGCCACCCAUCCCUACCCUAACCCAACAUUAACAAGUCAGCUACUUACUAAGGGCAAAAUGUUGGGUUAGCAGAGGGGUAGGUUGGCAGUUUCCCAGGAUCUUACAUCAGGGCUGUUAUUAAGAGCUCAGGGGGCCAGGGAUUUCCGACGGCUGUUAAGAAUGUGGCCCCUGGCUACUUUCAUACGAAAAUAAAAGAAAAAUAUGACCAAAUGAAAUCCCCAGCUCUUUGAUUCCCUGCCUACUUGUUGUAUUUACCUGGCAAUGUGAAAUCUUGGUGACAUUCCUGUGAUAUACUUAAACCAAGGGCUGUCACUAAGAUCCCUGUCUCCCAGCCUUCAUUGAUAGCCCUAGCUGACAACUAUAGUAAGUUAUAAAUCAAGAUGAAUUAGGUCGAAUCAACCUCUGUGUUUUUUUAGCCAACAAUCCUGAUACAGUGGACAAGCUUGAGGGUCUUGUAGCUUUAUGGUCCAAAGUAAUUGAGCAAGUUCUUGCUGAGAGUGAACAGGUAGGUCAUACACCCCUGUGGCUCAUGUACAGUACUCUACUUACUUUUGAAUUUCCUACUAAUUUAUUGUGAGGUAGGCUGUAAUAGGGAGAAUCUGUGUCUGCAAUAGUUCAGUUUUGAAUUCGUUGCAGCCACUUGAAUAGAUCGAAGCAGCUGAAGACUCAUUUAUACAGGGUUAGCCUCGUCUCACCUAAUGUAAAAUAUUCUCAAAAACUGGUGACAAGGUGCCUGAAUUUGAUUUUAAAACAAUACACAGAGUUGAACACAGAUCUUCUUCUGACUGGAAUUUGUGAAUAUAUUCUCCUUCAGGUUGAGACUAACCCUGUAUAAAUUAGUCUCCAGUGCUUCUAUUCAUGACGUGUUUGCAACAAAUUCAAAACUGGACUAUUCUUUAACAUUAGUUGCCAUGUGGGACAGAGUAAUAUACUGUUCAAUUGUAUCUUAGUUUUGUGACCCAUGGGUUGGAAUUAUAGCAGGCAUUUAAUCACUUUUCUCUGUUAUGGUUUCUUUUCCAAGAUGAGGAAAGAAGCAGACGACAUUGGUCCAACAGCAGAACUUGAACACUGGAAAGAGAGAAUGGCCAAGUUUAAUGUGUAUGUGAUCUUGACACAAGUGACACUAGACAUAUAAAAAUAUAUAUUAUCAUAUAAAAUGGCAUUUAAUGUUCUGAAUGAGUGCACUUUAUCUCCUUUGGAACUUAAAGGCUAGACAUUCACUGAAGGUAAUGGAAGGUACGUUUUAAAACAAGGUCAACCCCAGCCUCAAACUAACUCACAGGUCAUGUUACUAAGAGAAAGCUAUAAAAUGGCACUGAUUGCCUUUUCAAGCAGGUCCCUGAUAUUUCUCAGUACUUUGCCGCCUCCUUCAAUAAAAAAAACAUAGUUUGCCGUGUAGAUUUAAUUGGUAUCAUAGUGCCCAAUGUAAAACAGUUGUAUAUUCUUCAAAAGGUAAAUAAUUUUGAUGUUUAAGAACAUAUUUUGAAAAAUUAAUCUGCGCAUCAACUGUUCUAUUUUUUCUUCAGUCUUGUAGACCAAGUGAAAAGCCCCCAUUGUAAGGCCACAGUAGGAGUACUGCAUGCUGCAAAGUCAAGAAGUCUAAAACAUUGGAAAGAGCUGGUAAUAAACCAAGAAUUGUGAUAAAAAUACUUCCACUUUUCAGAAAGUCGUGCUGACCAAAUUGUUUUUUUGCUUUCAUGCAUAAAAAUCUUGACUACAUGGCUUCAUUUAUUCUGAAUACAGGACAGUAGGAUAACUGAUGCAGCCAAUGAAGCAAAGGACAAUGUGAAGUACUUGUACACCCUGGACAAGUUUUUUGGACCACUCAUCAAGUGCACUCCGGUGCGUAUACGUGACCUAUUAAUUCACUAUAAACCAUGCAUCAAGGACAUUACGUUCGUCUGAUAAAGAACUACUGGUACAGUCCUGCUGCCAUCUUAAAACAUAUGGGGAGCGAGCUUUCUCCUUUAUUGCCCCAAAACUAUUUAAUACCCUCCCAUUAAGUAUAAAACGUUGCAACUCGGCAGACUCUUUUAAAUUUUAGAAAUUACUUUGAAUUGUAAGAGUCAUUAAUUAUUACAUUUUUUCAGGCUUUUUUUUAAAAAUGUUACUCAGUUUUCUUUAUCAUUCACUGUUGUAAAGUGCUGUUGGUUCAGUAGAGAAGCAGCGCUAUAUAAGAUUAUUGUUAUUAAUAAUAAUAAUAAUAUUAUUAUUAUUGUUGUUAUUAUAAUGAUUUUAGCAUACAGGGUGAUAUUAGGUGGAAACGUUUUGGACCCUUAAGUUUGUAUUGCUCUCUUUAUAAGGUUGUGCAUGUUGUUCAGGUCACUGGUAUGACUUGUCUUACUAGUUACAUUUUGGGAUGAGAUUGUGCAAAAUGAUCACUGUAUAUCUCGUCUGUCACUCAGAAGUCACCAGAACAUUGCAGACAUCUGAAUAAAUCAGCUUCCAAGAAGUUAUAUAUGGUAGAAUCCCUCCUUACCACCACAUCGGCCAAGGUCCUCAUUGCGGUUUUAAGUAGACAGCUAGGAUGUAAAAGUAGGCAGCUUGGCAGUUGAUUGCAGAAGACAAUUUUAGGACUUUCACUCUCUAUUAUUACCCUUUUUCCCAAAAAGUAGGUGGCUUUUAAUUUUAAAAAAUUAGAAGUAGCCAGUUUUUAUGCGGUUGCCAGCACUAAAUGAGAACCCAUGGUCUUCCUGUUGCGUGGAAUGUAGAAACACUCAGUCAGUUUCUCAAUCUGAAAACCUCAAUGAUUUUACCUGGAUUCCAUGGGCUAUAGAUGGUCGCAUCAACGUGGUUUUGCUGUAUCAGGAGUUACAAAAUGUUGUGUUUAUGCUCUGUUUCGUUGGGAAGUUUUCUAAAUAUAUUUAAUUAUGCAUCUCUUUGACAUGUGCUCUGAAUAACCAAGUUGUUUUUGAUGUAUCUAUCAGACUGAAAUGGUGGAGCAUAUUCCAAGUUUGAUGAACGCCAUCAGAAUGAUCCACAGUAUUUCUCAAUACUACAACACCUCAGAAAGAAUGACUUCUCUCUUUGUCAAAGUUACAAACCAGAUGAUAACAACUUGUAAGGCGUACAUUAACAGAGAUGUCAUGAAGAUUUGGGAACAUUCAAGGUAUCAGUCCGUCCAAUCAGCCUUGCCUCAACAAUUACUGUCAAAGGGACAGGUUCACGGUUCAGCGCAUGCUCGUUAAUCAAAAUGCCAUUUUUCUGCCGGGACAUGCGGUAUCGUCCAUGAAAGCAAUAUGAUCAUGUCAUAAUGUUGUCAAAUGGAACCAGUCUGCACACUCCCCUGGCAGGCACUUGAUCAACUUAGGUGCAAAUAGCUGUAAAUUAAUCAACCAUAGAAUAAAACCCUAGGGUCAACAAUAAAUUCAACGUUGGUAGUGUUGGCAUAAUCCACUAAUUUUUCUGCGGUUUUAGUACUCCUCCAUCCUACUUCAGGUUACUCUGAAAUACACUUCUUCUUUGAAAUACACUCUGAGAUCGCUGAGAUACAUGUGAGUGGGAUUAUUAACCGAUAUAAUUAAUAAUAAAUUGAAAAAAGCGUAAUUUAAUUAAUGAGCAUGCGCUGAACCGUGAACCUGUCCCUUGAACAAGAGUUUUGCUGAAUGAUCAAGAUUCUCUAUUUUUACCAUACUUUUCGUAUGUUUCAAUAGUAUUGCAUAAACUAGGACCAUAAAGAGCAUUUCCAGUUUAAUCGUACACAGAUCUUAGUAGUCCAAUGUUGUAUACAGUAGAACCUCGAAAUAAGGAACCUCUAUGUAACAAAGUCCUCUGUGUAACAAUCAGUUUUGCUUACCACAGUAAUAGAAACCUCGCUAUGGUGAACAAAUGUUUCAGUCCGUUAGCCCCUCGUUACUUCGAGGUUUCACUAUACAAGUAAAUGCACGAAGAGACUGUCGCCUAUGUUGUUCAAUAUUGUUGAGCUGUUCAGUGGUUUGCCGGCUCGUAGAUUUUGUUUGUUCUCGAAACCACAACCUUGCAAACUCACCAAAAACUUAAAAAGAUCUGUUCACUUUAUUACCAUUUCCAUUUACAUGUAUGUCCCACGAUCGCAAGCUAUGGCUGAGUUCAGGUCUCACAACUUUCUUCAUGCGUAAAAGCAAAGUUCUUUAAUAAAUUGUAACCUGUGGCUAACAAAUGUUAUCUCAUAUUUUGAUUUAGGGAAGUGUUAUCAGGAAGAUUAAAUGAGUGCAUUAGACUCAAUGCAGAGUACCAGAAGUGUUUUCACCGAACUAAGCAAAAGCUGCGAGAAAGUCCUAAUGAGCGACAGUUUGAAUUUAGGUAAGCAUCCCUUCCCUGAAUUAUGAAUCAUAUGUAAUUUCUAGCAUUUUAGAUGCUUCAACGUAUUGCAGUUUUUUAUUAGGAACUGUACAUGGCUAUGUCCAAUACUUGUGCAGUUAUGGCCAGUCCAGGAUGAAAAACUUCUACAUUCUUUUUUUUUUUUAAAGGGGGAGUUCAACUAACUUUCUCAUAGUUCUGACUGAAUAUUUUGUGUGCCGGCUGUUCCUGAGCAAUAAGUGCUAGUAACGCAAACUCAUUUUACAAGGAACGGGACCUUUCAGAGUGUCACAUGUGAAAUUUUUUGGUUAUGGAGUAAGAAUAUCUCGCUCCUCAUAGUUAUUUCAUGCUGUUACCUUUGCAAACUAGGGUAAAAAAUUGUAACUUUCAAGUAAACCAAAUUAAAUGGCAAGACGGUAUGGGUUCUACGAAAGCUACUGAUUGUCGUUAGUCAGUCACCCAUACAACAAGGGUUAAAUGUAAUAUUAUGUUCAAAAACGUUUGCUUUACAGCGAGAAUUACAUCUUUGGAAAAUUUGAUGCAUUUUGCAAGAGACUGGAGAAAAUUGAUGACAUGUUGAACACAAUGGAAAAUCUGGCUGGCCUGAAUAGCAUCAAAAUUGAGGUAAGUUAUAUUUUUGGUAGCUGGGCAAUUUGAUUAAGUUUCCGCUAUAAAACUGCUUGUUGACGGCAAAAUGUGUUUAACUCUUGUGCUGUUUAAGAGUCUUGUCGUGAUCAUUGUUAUGUUUCGUUUUUUUUUUUCAGGGCAUGGAGACUAUGAUUGUCCGUUACAAUUCUAUUGUGACGAGUGUGAAGAAGAAAGGUUAUGACUUGCUGGAUCACAGGAAAGGAGAGGUAAGGGUCACUUUUUUUCAACUGCCGUUUUACCCAGUGAUGCUUCAUGUAACUUACUGUGCCUUUAAAAUUUUCUCGUUAGUUUGACACUGACUAUGAAGAAUUCAAACUGAGCAUUGAUGGACUGAAACAGCAGCUGCAGAUGUUUGUUGACUCUUGGUUUGAGAAACCAUUGUCUGUAAGUAUUCUCUUUUUCACAGCGUUAAUUUUCAUUGGCAAAUGCAGCAUAGAUGCAGUAUAUGUUAUGGUUUACUGAGGUCUGGGAGGAUUAAAAGUAAAAAUUUUUCUUUUGGCUACAGAAAUGGAAAAAAGUAUAACGUUGACCGUUUUUUGUCUCUUGCAUUUGCCCUUUUUUUAUCAGUGAAAGUCUGUUUUUCGAUAUUUUUGAAGACGUACUUUCUUAACCUUUUUUCUUUCCUUCAGACUUUGCGUGCUCUCGAAUUACUCCAAAAAUUUGAGAAUAUAGCAGGAGUCCAGUUGUAUCUUCACGACAAGUACCAAAGAAUACUGAUGCAGUAUGGAAGGUAUUAUUAGUGGCUUUUGAAGCUAUUACCUAAUUAUUGAGGUGUACAUGGCGAUCAUUUGUCUUGAUUGAACUGCACCUUAAUACUUGAAAGAGCUUGAGAAUGUCUUUCACGACAAUUUUUACUCCAGUGAGUAAUAAAUGGGUUAUAUUCGAAUGGGAACAAGCAAACAGAAAUGCUUUGCAAUGAUAGGAAGAGCCGAGAAGUACGUAGAGUGGGUUGGGAGCAAACAAGGCUGAAACCCUGUGAAAACGGGCCGACAAACAGAGGAAUCCCAAAUAGUUCGUAGUUGGAAUGUGAUGAAUAAUCGUUAAUGGUAUAAAUUGAUCCAUGUGAGCAUAAGAGAAGCAUUGAUAUCUGCAACGUCCUACAAUGAUGAUAUUUUACACAUUUAAGAAAUAUGUACAUGUAAGAAAGAUUCUAUACUAUAUGCACCACUGCCUUUGUAAUACAUAUCUCAAGAGCAGGCGUGUUGACAACAGUGAGAUGCAUGUAAACAGGACUGUUUUUAGGUUCUUAAGUGGCCUCUCAUUUUUUCAGGGACCUUGAAACAUGUAGGAAGCUGUAUCAGAAGCAGAAAAAUGACCCGCCAAUUUUACGUAACCUUCCACCGGUAAGAGGAGCAUGUAACGUUUGAGAUUGUAGUUAUUUCUCUCGCAAGCAACCCCCCUACCCCCCAUGGUGCACAAAAAAGUGGUCGCCUACGGGAGGUGGUCGUCUACGGGAAAAAGCUCGCUGGGUUAGCGCUAUUAAAACUUGACCUUUUGCGUCAUUUGAGUGAAGAUUUUGUUACGAUCAUACACGAUCAUGCCGGAUGGUCGGUUACCGGAAAAAGAAAGCUUAAGAAUAUCUCGCAUUUCUGGCCAAAAAGUGAUCGCGGUGGGUUAAGAAAUUUGAGUAGUGGUCUCGUACGGUAGAAUUUUUUGAAACAGCAUUUGACCGAGAAACAAAACGGUCAUUUACAAAGUGUUCGCUUACGAUAAGUGGUCGCUGUCAGAGAAAUUGUGCCACUCCGCGAGCCAAGGCAAAGUGUAUGGUAAGAACUUGAUUUUUUUGUUUCUAGGUGGCCGGAAAAAUAACAUGGGCGCGACAACUUUUCAGAAGAAUACAUGAGCCAAUGAGAAUGUUUAAGUCGUAUCCUGACAUCUUAAAGGUGAGUCAAUCAUGUAGCUAAUUUGUUUGUGUUCGUUUAUAAUACCGUUGUAAUUUUUAUGGUAGAGUGACAGUGUUCCUCGUCUAACAAACGUUUCAAUUCGUUCCGAAAAUAUCGCCAUGGAGUCAUAGUGGCGAUUGACAGUAUUGCUUUGUGUGUUUGUUUUUUGAUAGGGUGAAGACGCAAAGAGGAUCAUUCGUAAUUACAACAAGAUGGCAGCAGUGCUCGUAGAAUUUGAGGUGAAUUUAUUAGCGCUUUUUCAAAUAGAGGGAAUUAUUUCGAUGUUGGUGUGUUUGGCAACUAAAUUUCUACCACCUCUAUGACAGGUGCAAAAACAGGACACAGCAAAAAUACAGAGACUGUGGCGAUACAAAUAACUUCAAUGUCUUUUCAGCUUUUUAUAGCAGAUUAUGUAGGCCCCGUCGGACAGGUUUCUGAAAAAACAAUACAUAAUGGUCUUCAUCUUCCUCUUCUGAAAGCACAGCUGUCUAAAGCACUUUUUUUGUUUCCUUUAAAACCACUAUCCUAACGUUUGCUUAAAUUGCUUUUGUUGCUGACACUUGUGCCACUUUUCUAUCCCUGUUACUAUCUGUCCAGUUAUUGUAUCACCGUGGAUGGUUCAGAGCAGUGGAGGCGGCUAAGAGUGGACUGAAUGCAUCAUUGCUUGUGCGUCACCCAGAAACCAAGGUUUGUCAUUCUCCUAUGAUUUCUCAAUUUCAAUAAACUAAUAACCUUCCUGUCCAAAUUAUGCUUUGCAAAUUUUUUGUAGGUAAAAUAUUGGUGCCUACUGGAUUAGUAGCUGUAUGUACAGCCACCUCUUCGCUCGCGUAAUGAUAAAAUGUAACUCUUUUAGCAGAUUGUGACUGCAAAAGGUCUGAAUUCAAUUCGUUUUCUCAUAAUGGGAAGUCGCGUAACUCCAUAUGAUAAGCUAACAAAAACCUAAACUUACUUAACAAAGACCUGGUCACUGUUUUAUUGCGCUUUGUUAAAAAAAUAUGUCUGUAAAGCAGUUAACAUUUGUUGUUACUAACGACACCUGUCUAUGAGGCUUGAAAGUAAUGACCUAGUUUGUCUUUUAAUGAGGCAAAAGUUACAGUUGCCUAGGGGGUUUAUAUAACUCUGUUCACUUGACUCACAGAUUAUAAGUAGUCUCAAAACAUGACAUUUUUCCUCUUACACAGAAACUCUUUGUCAACUUUGAUCCACAAAUCCUCGAGUUGAUCCAGGAAGCAAAAUGCAUGCGGCGGCUGAGUCUUGAGGUACUAAAUAACCAUUUUUUCCCUGUAACAUAUUGAUAUUCCUACGUGAAUUUGGCUUGCUUCUGAGCUGUACCCUCCGAGUUUCUGUACUAAAUUUGCUCCUAGUAAUCCUAUUGAAUAUUUCUUUUCCAGAUCCCAGAGGCAGCUCAAGUAAUGUGCCUAAAAGAAGAACAAUUCAAAACAUGCAAUAAUCGGUAAGUAUAUAAAUCAUCCGUUUAUUUUCAGAUGACAAACGUAACCGUUUCCGGAUAAGUACUACAAUCAAUUUUUGUUUUAGAACAUGAAAGGUUUUCUUGUAGUGAAUCAGCCAAGAUGCAAAAAAUAAGACGCCCGUGACGUGCUGAUUAUUAAAUCUCUCACAGAAUUAAGAUCUUACUUCAGUUUGAACCUCUUAAGAUCUGAAUUCUUUGAAAGAUGUAAUUAAACAGUAUGUCAUGAGCGUGGGACAGAGAAAACAUCCUACUUUUUUAGUUUUUAUGUGUUUAAAUUGUUCACAUCUUGGCAGGUUGACUUCAAGAUCCUUUUCUCCUUCAUGCAAGAUGAAAAAACGUUUGUGUUUUUAAUCUCUCUUUGCAGACUGCAAGAAGUUUUAAAGGAGUAUGAUGAAGUUAUCUCGGGUAUCCCGGAAAACGUGCUUCCGUUGAUGAAGCCAUUCACCAAUCGCGUUGAUGAGACCAUUAAACCUGGUUUGACGAUGCUGAAUUGGACUUCCCUCAAUGUCUACACCUGUAAGUAGUCACUUUUAGUUAUUGGAAUGGACCUUUCACUUCUGCUUGCUUCAAUUUAAGACGGAAUCCACCAGGAAAUUAGUAAUUUUAAUUUUUAGUGGACAAAAACCUUGUACCAGAAUAAUUUAAAGCAUAUUGCAUUCUUUUUUAGGGGGCUAAAUAUGUAAUUAGUCAUCUUUAAUAACACUAAAGAAAAUCUCUUAUGGGAGCCCGAGAAAAUGAAUGUCAAAUUUGACAAAAUUACAUCUUACACAUGAAAUUUUCAGAAUUUUACCUGUGUUUUCACAAUUCUUGUGAAAUUUGACAUUCAUUUUCUCAGACUUCCAUGAGAAAUAGUCUUUGGUGUUAUUACAGAUGACAAAGUACCUCUUUAGGCGUUGAAAGAUGUAAAAAAGAAUGCAAUAUUCUUUAAAUUACUCUGGUACAAGGUUUUUGUCCACUAAGAAUUAAAAUUAUCCAAUUUCCUGGUGAAUUCCGUCUUAAGUAUAAUAUAUAGAUUAAGCCAGAGCUAAAAGCGAAGCUUCCAUUCAUGCAUUUUAAAUUUAUUUCAGACAAUGAACUUGAACCCAGUGCAAAGAAAUUAAAAAACCUAUACUUAACUUUCGGGACAACCAUAUGACCAAAAAACAUGAACUUGAGCCUGCGACCAAUUAAAAGCUAACAAUUGGUCAGCGGUGACCUCGAUGAGUUAGCACUUGAGCCCAUGAUACGGUUGUGUGACUGGUCAGCGAAUACCCUGUUUUGACAGCUAUCAAUUGACCAUAAUAUGGAUGUCUAUUAUAUCAAGUUAAACACAGGUUACAUGCUCCCACACUAGCUAGAAAGUUUGGCAUUUCACAUUGGUUGGCCUGUGGUGCGGACGGACGGACGUACGGUCACGUGAUUGCCAAAAUGUUUUGGAUGGAUGGAAGAUUACCAAAUUCUUUUAGGUUUGGGGCUCCGCUAUCAUGCCAUUUUGAAACAAAAAUCAACAGUGCAGAAAAUCUUUUCAUGUCACCACUAUCAAAAGCUAAGAAGUCAAUUGUGGAUAUAGAUAUGGACAAAGAAAGUGUAAAAUAAUGCCAUGCAUAUCUUUUUUAUCUUUUCUGCAGAUAUUAACAGUAUCCAAAAAUCUGUUAAGGGUCUUGAAAGACUUACAAAAGAGGUAUAGUGCGUGUUUUUUGCUGACUGUACUGCAGUGCAGUGUGUGAUAUUGUAAUGAUCUGAUUGCAAAAUAGCGAGGAGCAAAACAGGGAUAUCAAGCAUCAGCCGGCUUUACAAUGAUGGGAAGAGCCCAAUAAUGACGUUAUUGAUUUUGAUACGGUAACACAAGAGAACAUGCUUUGUAAUGUGACCUUAGCAGCACAGUUGUGUUAGAAAGGCUGAGAGGUACAUGUAUGGGCAAUAUGCGGUGUAGGAAUUUUAAUAAAGCAGGGGUGUUUUAGCGAUUCGCGUGUGGACCGUACUGAACUCUGGCUAAUGCACCUUUUUGGCGUGAUUUAGUCUGGAUGCAGUGAGUGCACUGCCAAUUGUUUUCUAAUUAUUUGCUUUCACUGAUAUUUUCGUAGAUAAAGGACAUACUUGAUUGCAGAAUCGAGGCAGUUUUGCAAGAUAUCGAGUUAACACGACUCUGUGACCUGCCAGAAGAUGAAGCUGUCUCUGUGGAAGAAUUUGUUAGUGUAACAGAAAGAACAUGUCAAGAAUCUGCUGAGUCUCUGUCUAAGUAUGUUUUUCUUCACGAAAUCUUUCAAUAAUUUAAUAAGCCAGUCUGAGUCAGCGUGCGGGAUGACCCGAAUGCUGCACUCUGAUUCGUCACUGCCCGCAUGGGGUACCGUUUCCAUCUAUUUAUAAUAUCGUAAUUUCAACCCUCCAAGUUAAAGUUUUUGCUUGGUCGCCAUUUGACAACCAACUCUUUGGUUUAGGGAGACUUUUUUACAAAUCAAGUCGCUAGCUCCAAAAUUUUAGGUGCCAUGACUUGGAGGGUUGAAUUUUGACAUACACGUAGUGUUCGCACCUGUCGGUCCAAGAAAGCUAAUCUUAAGGAAGUGUACACAUCUUAUCCGACAUCGAGUUAAGCAAUUAAACAAGUUACAAUGGAACUAUAGGUGGAAAAAAAGUUUCUGUAAUUGUUUGUCAUACAGAACGGAUGUUAAGGCUUUGUUUUGGGAGCUUUGUUCGCAAUAGCAUCUUCUUAACAAAUUACCGUGAUUAAAGACACAUUCGCUCGUUAUUCUUGUUAAAGGUUCAACCAUCUGGUGGAAAGUUCAGUAAAUACUCUUCUGCAAACCCUGAAAGACAACCUAAAUUCAGACGAGUUAGUUGGUCUGGACAAAGAAAAUUAUCCAUGUCUGUACCCAGAAUCAAAGCAGGCAAAGAAUAAUAAAGGAAACAGGUGCUGGGAGUGUAUGCCAUGCUGUUACUGGGGCCUGUUCAUCUUCUUUAAUCAGCGAUGCAUUGACGCUUUGGUCAAAAGCACAAGGCAGUCUUUAGAUGCCAUUAAACGUCGCAUGCAAGCAGCGAGUAAACAUAGUAAAGAGAGUCUUGAUGCAGACAACAAAUCUCCAGCUCUUUUUAAAGUGAGUACCUAUUCUACUAGACAAUGUUCCUAGGGUGGUGCAAUUUCUACACAUAGUUUGUUAACGGUUACUGUCAUUUGCGCCAUCAGCUAGUUUUCAUUUAUCGUUUGUUUUGAUAGCUUCCAACGACCUUUUCUUCCUCUGUACCUUUCCCUGUCUCCUUUUUUCUUUUUUUUUGCGUCUUCGUCUUUGUUCAUUUUACUCUGUCAUUCUUUCUUUUCCCAGUCUUUUUUUUUUUUUACUAUAACUGUGCGGUUUCUCGCGCGCUGAUUGGUCGAGAGCUAUGGUCGAUAUGAGUACAUGACGUGAUGAUGGCGUAAGUUCUUUGUGUCUUCCUUGCGAACGCGAUUUUCCGAGAAGUUUGUAUUUGUAAUCAAAUGGCGACGAGUGAAAUUAUUAAGAUUUGGACAAAACACUAGUGAAAUUAUUCCCUAGUUUCACGAGUAUACCAUUUUAUUACCUAUUAAUAUCAUGGGUGACGAAUUACGUUUGCCAUCGUGGUUUUGUGACAUGUUUAUCCUGGUUUUAUCGAUCGAGAUCUGCACGCUCUUAAAAGUUUAGAGCCUAAAUUUGGCUAAGUUCAGAAUUUUCAGAAUGUGUUGGACAAAAUACCUGUUAGAAUCUUUCUUGAUGUGUUCUUUCAUGUGUUUAGGUUUUCUAAAGCGUCUCUUAAUGUCCCGACAUCUCCAUUCAAAGCAUUUUAAAACUUCGUCGCCAUCUUGGCACUGACGCGUACAAAAGGUUGCCAUGGCAAUUUUGUAAUUUCACAUGUGAAAUUAUAAGUGAACGCUGAAAUUUCGCGCUAAAAUUAAGGAGUAAUUCGUCACCUUUGAAACUACUACAGAAAUGGGCGUGAUCAACUGUCAAUGUUAUUGUAAAAAACCAAGAUCGACCUCAAUUUUCCACGGUCUCUAUUCUUUUUGACCGUAGAAAUGACGUCAAAAUGUUCAAAACUUACGGCUCGUGGUUCUACUUGAGUUUUGAACAUUUUGAUGUCUUUGCUAUGGUCGAUAAGAGUAUAGACCUUGAAAAGAUGAGGUCGAUUUAUUAACCCUUUCACUGGCAAAUGUGGCCAAGGGCAAAUUUCGACCAAAUUUCCAAAUUUCAUUUUCUAAAAUUUUGACAAACAAAUAGUACCAUGUUAAAGUACAGGCAGAGAGCUUUCAUUUGAAUGGUCACAUCAUAGGAUUUCAUCCAUAGACUCAAAAGUUAGAGUCAACUUACAAAACCCCAUCAAACACUCUGGCAGUGAAAGGGUUAAUUCGUUCAUGACGCAUACUUUUCUUUGCAGGCUGAUGUCGUGUUGGAGAUCCCUACAGUGGUAAUGAAACCUAGCUUAGAUGAUAUCCAGCAGGCCUUGAACAGAACGGUGCAGAUCAUGCUCAAAACGACACAGGUAGCUGGGAAUACCGUAAAAUUCCGAAAGUAAGCCCCGUGGCUUAUAUUUUUCAAAGGCCCUUUUUGAGGGGCUUAUUUUUGGAGGGGCUUAUAUUCGGAGGGGCUUAUCUACGGAGGGAAAUUUGCGUUUCAAAAUCGAUUGCGCUAGCCUUAUAGUUGUAAGUAAAUUUACCGUUUUUGCUUUGUUUUACUUUGUAUUUGACGGCAAUUUCCAAGUACAAGCCCCCGGGGGGCUUAUAUUUGGAGGGGCGAUUUAACCGAGGGUUUUUGGCCUUACGAGUUUGGGGGGCUUAUAUUUGGAGGGGCUUAUACGUGGAGGGGCUUAUUUUCGGAAUUUUACGGUAACAUAGCACAUUAAAUGCGAUACAAAGGUGCUGUAGAGGCUAUUCAGCCCAUGCUUUUACUGAGUGGAACUGUGCAGUAGGUUGUGAUUCUUAGCUGGAAUAAUCUCCUUUUGAUUCUUAUUUUGUAGAAUGUCUACGAGUGGGAACAGCAUGGAGUCAUCCACCAGCCCCCAAUCAUAGUCGCUGAAGAAGGAAAGGUUCUUCCUCCGCUGGCUCCAAAGUCUCUUUACAAAAUUGUGUCUGAGCACAAGGAUGUAACAAAAGUAAGGGCUUUUUAAUAAGAGGCAAUAGGCAUUAGUCAGGUCAUCUGGUCUCGUGCACAAGUGUAAACCGUCUAAGCAAACCUAAUGCGUUUUUGAUUUCCAGGUGGUAAUUACUCUCAGUUCUGUUGUAAGCUCACUGAAGAUGGAUGCCACUAAAAUUCUGGAGGAGAUGGACCAGUUCAAAGAGUUAUGGAAUCAGGUAAAUAUACAUCUCUGUUGGCCUAAUACUACAAUGGAGAUCCUAAAUCCUUGGGACAGUUAUUCAGGGUUCGUACAUAGUCUUGAAUUCUUGAAAAAGUCUUGAAAUUUUCCCAGCAAUUUUCCAGAGCUGGAAAAAGUCUGGAAAAUGGAGAUAAAGUCUUUAAAAAAUGGUAAAAAAUCCUGAGUUUUUUUUCUUUUUUUUCAAAGCUACAACAAGGACUUUAGAAGUUACAUUAUUUCGUUUUGGUCAAAUCUUAUUCAAUCUCGCUCGUUUGUUUGCAACACAUCAUGGAAACAGCUUUGCUCCUGCGUUCUCUAUUGAUCACCUAUUUGGUAACCUUGUGUCUGAAAACAGAAAUUUUUGUUUUGGAAUAAAGUCUGGAAAAAGUCUUGAAUUUUGGGUCCCAAAAUCUGUACGAACUCUGGUUAUUCCAAACUUUCUGGAAACAAAGAUAUUCUUCUUUCAAAUCUAUUGGUUAAGAACCCUUAUGCAAUAAUCUCUGUGUGUCCACCGACCCUCUCCACCCCACUUUAACAAUGCCGUUAAAUAUAGAAAAAGAAAACAAUUACCAGCCCUAAGUAAGUAUAGUGUAUAAAGCGCAAACACACAAUAUUCAACAUGGUGUUUGGGUGAGGGAGGAAGGAUUCCGUUUGAUUCUUACAGUUUUCCUUGAAGUAUUUCAUGGCGUUUAACCAUCGUGGCAUUAGAGACCUUUAGCAUCAGGUAAACCGCAAACCACAAACCGCAGUUAGGGGCCGACCAUUUAACUCUUGAGGGGGGUGGUGGGUGAUUUUGAAAAAAAAUUUCCUGCAAGCGCUUGUCGGAAGAAAAAAAUUGCAUGCAGCACAAAUGUAAUAGAGAGCUUAUGGGAAAAAAAGGGAAAAAGAUAUCCUGCCUACCAUAUUGCUAGAAAAAAAAAUUCUUGAUGACCAGAAAUCACCCACCCCCACCCUCAAGAGUUAAAUGGUCGGCCCCUUAGGCGUUUGCAGUUUCGCGUUGCCGAGAUUUCACACUUUAGCAAGGCGUUCAGUUCAGUUCAGUUCAGUUCAUUUUUAUUCAGGCAAAAUAUAAUACAAUACAAGAAUACAUAUAGGAAUUGUAAGGUUGCAAGGGAGCCCAGAAGAAACCAGAAGGCUUUAUGAAGCCUGGGCUCUCCAAUCUCAAAGAAAUAAGCAAAAUAAAAUGAAAUUCGCGGAGUGAUACGUUAAAAAUAGGAACUAAACAGAGACUGAGUUAAAAUAUGAAUUCAGUAACAAGAUACACUGAAGACAGAAAAAAAAUUUAACACUGGACAGGAACAGAAUACUUUCCUUUGUUCGUACGGCAGAAACGAAUAUAAAAUUGAUUUGAACUACGCGUUAAUUGUUGAGGGCCGCUAUGUUGUUUUCAUCAAGUCGAAGUGCAUCACUUUAAUCGCCCAAAACUCUGCAAUAAUUCAUUGAUUCGAGAUCAAAAAUCCAACAAACACAUCGCAAACGGAUAUAAAAAGCUAGUUCAUACCUUUAAACGCGAGGCUGUACAAAUUUUUGUGGCAAAAAACCUUGCCGUAAAUCACUUACCGCUGGAAGCCCUUCCUGCGGUUCAAACGUGAACUGCAAACUGCAAACGUGACCGCAAGGCCGUGGUCACGUGACAUUUUGCGGUUUGCGGUUUGCAGUUUCCCAUGAAAAACGUGAUGCUAAAGGUCCCUAAAAGAGGCCGUCAUUUGCUUCCCUGUCAUGCUAUGUUGGGCGCGAAUAUGAAAUUAGGUGUAUCUUUCUUGACGAUAGGUAUAACCAAAGUAAAUUCAGAUUGCGAUCUUCAAAGGAUGGGCUGAAGAAUCUUGUUUUUUAUGGUCUUGGCAACAGUUCCUCAGCUACAGUGGAACGUCGAUUAAACGAACCUCUAUAUAACGAAGUCUUCGGUACAGCGAAACGAUUUUCUUUACCCCAGUAAUAGUAAAAUAUAUGAAAAAGAACCUCGAUAUAGCGAAUAAAUUUUGCCAGUCCCUUGGGCCUUCGUUAUAUCGAGGUUCCACUGUACACUGGAGUAAAAUGAGUAAAGGAGAUUAAAGAAGGGCAUCUCAUAAGUUACUAUUUAGUUCUGCUUUACAGCAUAAACGUUUUUUCAGAAAUGGCUAUUACACUCAUCAAAUUACCCGUUGUGUUGUUUUAAGGAUCCCAACACAAAAGUCAAAGAAUUCAUGGAGUCAAAACCACUGCUAUCUGACUUUGAUGCGCAAAUCAAGUAUUACCAACGCCUUGAGACCCAAAUUGAAGAGUUACCUAGCAGCUAUCAUAUUGGCCCCGUAGAAUACCUCACUGAGAGAAUCAAGGAAGCCCUGGUCACUGAGACUAAGGCUUGGAAGCAAGCGUUUGGGAAGGCCCUGGCGGAGAAGGUAACAAUAAUCUGUGUAUCAGUUGUAGUUCGAGUAAUCGCACUUUUAUUAGAUUUAAAGGGGCUGUGUCACGGCAGUCCAGUUCAUUUUGUUUAUUUUUCCAAUUACUCGCCUUCAAUCGCUAUGAAACUUAAAGUAAGCAAAGAAAUUACAUGUAAAUGACAAAAUCAGAGAUCCGAGACAAACAAAGAUGUCUCCCGAGCAUUAUUUUUGAAGUGCAAGCAGCAGGGAUCAACUUUGAAAAGCUGUUAGGCUGAACAGUUUUCAAAAACCCUCAUUUCAAUCCGCUUCAAUCUUCUUCAGUCUUGCCCACCCGAGACAUCUGUUUUUUCUGUUAUGUUUUUUUUAACCUUCCGUUAAAGUUUUGAGCGGUUAUUUUUAUGUUUCUCUUAAUUUAACGGUCAUUUUAUAAUUUCCUAAUUUGGCUGAAUUUCGUGACACCGCUCCUUUAAGCCCUCUUUACCAGGGGUGUAUACCGUGAAAUUUUGAGACUGUACGCACGGAAAGAAAAGUUCAAGUGCAGAGGCGCUCAAAACUAGGGGGUUUGGAGGCAUUCUCCCUCAGAAAGUUUUUAAGCUCACGGUCUCGGAAGAGCCAUUUCCUGCGUUUUCCGCGGGAUAUCAUCCACAUUCACAUUCACAGCUCAUUCACUAUGAUGAAAAACGUUUGUGAAUUAUAACAUAUAAACAGAUGUUUUCAGUAAAUAGUUACGAAGGAUUAAAUGCAGCAGUUAGUCGUUUAUUUUACCCAUCUCUAGCGUUGUGGAAUAAUAAAAGGAUAAAGGAUUUGAUGCAAAAAAAAAAUGUUUGCGGGGAAAGAAGAAAUCGAGAUUUCAGCCGUACGCACCGACGUAUGUGACGUGCGUAAAUAGACGCUACGUUCCUGCAUACUACCAGAAAUUAACCAACAAAUCUAUUUUUGGUUUUAGAUGGAUCGGAUGGUCAGUUGCCUGCUAACGCAUUUAGCAAGAAAAAUUAAAGUGAAAAAAAGUUAUUCGACGUUUCGAUGUUUCGAGCAGUAUUAUUAGGAAUGAAAACCUUUGAGUGUCGAAGAUGUUGAAAGAGUUGAAGUUUGAAUAAAUUAGAUUGCGUUCGUGCAUACUUGAUUAUUAUGCAGAUGUGAUGUUCUACCAGAAACGCUUCACGAGAAGUUUUGGCCUUCCGGCGUUUCGUUUUAACGGCGUAAUAAUUUUUUAAAAAGCAAUUUGAAAAAAGAGCCUUGAUUGCUGUUUAUCUAAAGACUGAUGUCUUCCAUGUUUGCUGCACAUGACUUUAAUUAAAACUCAUGUGCAGCUGGUAUUAACAAUUAGUAAAAUCCAACUAGUGGUCUAUUAUCAAUGCUGCGUUCUGAUUGGUUGAGCCAUUACUAGGCUAUAUGUUAUAGCCCACUAGCAGCGAAAAGCGUCGGCUUUUUGGUGGCAAAAAAGAUUAAAGUCUAGCUUUAAGAAGCUAAAAUUUUGUUAUUUUCGAUAUUUUUGACCAACUAGUUGGAUUUUGCUAAAACAAUUAUUCCUCUCGCCCUCAUGGCCUCUGAGUCAAUAGCCCAUGAGACUUAUGGCUGAUGCAUUUCUGCAGGGUAAAUUAAGUUUUUAGAGACCUUUAGAUGUGAGGACGAGAUUUAACUUAAAUUCUACGACGAGGGCGACUAAGAGGAAGAGAUUUUCCCAAGACUAGGUAGUUCGCGCGCGUAAACCGGCGUCAUUUUGGCGGGAAAACGUGAUAACCGCAGUCAUUCUACUACAGGUUUUAGCGAGAAUGCCGUAGUGACGGAAAAAAGUUAUAUCAACAGUUUGAAGUCUUAUCAUUUUGCGAUUGGAAGAGGGCUUUACCUCCUUCAAUAAAAAUAAUCGUGCUAGCAUUUCUGGUGAGAAUAAAAGGAUAUUGAUUGUUUACAGGGUGUAUAAUUUUGAGAAAAGGUGACAAAAAUCAAAGAUCUCUUUCAUGCUAUCUAAUCUUUAUGUUUCCAAACAUGGGUAUCAUAAACAAGAAUCUCUCAAAUACUUUCGCAUUUUGCUUUCUGGUGUGUAAAAUACCACACUGUUCAGUGAACACUUCUUAUAAUUACAGAGAACUCCAAAGGGUGAAAUUUGUAUUUGCACAUGCAGGUGGUAGACAGCUUCAUGGGUGUCUUUAAAUGAGAUUUUUAAUUGCUUUUUGGCUGUUUUCGCAGUGACGUCACGAUAGUUCGAUUGUCAUUUCGAUGAAAACACGCAGAGUUAGGUUCACGGAGAUUAAACUUAAAAUUGAGGUUUUUGUGCUUUAGCAAUUAAAGUGUUUAGUGCUAUAUAACUAGUUUCUUGUGGGUAAGAACUGAUACUGUCACAAAUGUUAAUAGAGGUGACUUAGCUGUUAUUUGAAAGUCUUUUCCUGUUCCUGUUAAUAAAAGCUAAUCAAACGCAAAUUUCACAGAUCCCGCUGAUUCAUAAACUUUGAAAGAAGAUUUAGCGAGAAUCUCAGUGAGAUUUGAUCAAAUUUUUUUUUGCGACGAAAAACAACGCAUGCGUUUACGAUCGAUAGGCAGUGAGGUCAGCAAUCUCAACACCACCAGAUAUACCAAAUUUUGUCUGUGUUUCAAUUUUUCAACAGAAACAACUAGUUUAUAAAUUUAAAAGUCAUAUAAGUAAGGCAUGAAGAAAUCAAACGAUUAAAUCAGGCGGAACUGACGGGAAGCCACUAAAGAAAGCCACCGUUCUAGUUUUACAAAGUGGAAAAGUUAUCUACCUGUUCUCUUUCUACCCGUAUUAACACAUUCUUACAAACAGUAAGCAGAACGUAGAUUUAGAACCACUUCUCAAUGUGUUCAUUAACGAAUUUCGAACGGGUCGCAUUUUCCAGCAAUAAAUAAAAGGGUUUAGAGUUGAGUUAAGGAAGAUCAGAGUUAAACUACAGAGAGAAAAACUUUUCAGGUGGGUAUUUGGGCCAUAGAUGUGAAGGGUUAUCAAUAACACGAAACGCGGUAAAUAGCAAAGUAGAAAGAGCAGAUAUACGUAAAAUGUACCGACGGCCGAUCUACGUAGGUUUGCAAAGUUCGCUGUCCUUUCGCCAUUCUGUGCUGUUUGCUGUACUUGUAGAGCCUGGAUUUGAUUCCUGUGACGUCGUAAAACAAGAUAUAUUUUGAUGUAAAGCAGAGUUGUUGCAAGGACACUUAGAAUUCCAACAACAGCUAAGAUUAGGUACCUGAUAGCAGACGGAAGCCAGAACAUUCGGAGAGACAAAAAUAUACUGAAAAGCCAUAUGAAGAUGACCACAGCAAUUACACGCCAGUGGGUUACAAUAGUGUCGUAUCGGAGAUGAAGCUGAAUAGCUAAACAUCUGUCCAAAGUUAUCCCUAUGAUGUUAGCGAACGAAGCCGUGAAAAAUAAAUUCAUGGCGACGCUGAAAGAUGUAUACAUAAUGCAACUAGGACUUAGUUGUUGUAACCACUGGAUCAGCAAAGUGAUGAACAAUGGUUGAACAAGUAAACCAACACCGAGGUCUGAAGCAGCAAGACUCAAAAGCAAUGUUUUUAGAGGUUUUGGCAACGAUGAGGUUCUUGUUAUCGCGUGUAUUGUUGCAAUAUUUAACAUGACUGUGUUAUAUGACAAAAAGGCAUUAAAAACGCAGUUAACAAUCUGUGACACGUGAAGAUCUUCAGCCUCGUCGAUGGAAGGGUAGUAAGGACGGAUUUCCUCACAAAACAAGCUUCCCGUAAUAAUGUCGUACUUCAUGGCGAGGAAAGUUUGAAGCGAUAGCGUUUUUGUCUGGUCGUGGGCAUAAAAGUGAGCAAUCUCUUGCGUACAAAAUUGACCACGAUCUUUUUCAUUUGUUUAAACAAUGAUCUGAAUGACACAUGUCAACUGACUUCAUAAUGUAGUCUGUAAAUAGUCUUGAAAGUCAAUAGCAUUUCGACGUGAAUAAUAUUAAUUUUUAAUAUUUAUUAACUUUUUGCGAGGGAGUGUGAUCAGUUUAAUAGCCAUAAGAUCUUUGACGGUGGAAAAGCUAUUUGCUUUUAUGCUGCAUGCUUGUCCGUCUGUGUAUAGCGAUGUGUACUUUUGCUUUUUUCUUCUUUUGUUAUACCGAAUCCCAAUCUGGAUAACAAAAAAAAGAAGAUGACCAAAUUAUCAGAAGAAAAAACAAAAAACAAAAAAUUGAAAUAUAUAUAAUAUUGAAUUCAAAGCGUGUCUUUAGAAGUCUGAGACGCUUCCAAAGUUGCAAAGUUAAAAAGAAAUGUUUUGUUUUUACUGGUUGUAAAAACUUUUAAACCGGGAUGCUUUUCACGGCCUUUAUUGGUUAGUGUAAAAUAAAUGAGUAAAUAUACUGCAGAGCUUUGUCGGUGGGAGUGCUGGCCACGAAAAUUUGGCUUAAUGAACUGAUGUUCUCUGUUAAAGAACCUGCACUCAAAAGGUCAUAUGGUUUAACCAAGUCAAGUCAAAAUCAGUCAGUGGUUAAAAUUUCAUUGCGUUGGGGCAAGGAUGAAAUCACAUUUAAGGCGAUUGAAAAAUAUCAGCAUGGUCUCCGAAAAACUGUAUCGAAACACCUUAAAUCUAAAAACAGCAGGAAAAAAAUUAUUAACAGGCGAAAUGGAGACUUGAUCGCUGUUUACCCUGAUACAGUGAAUUUCCGUUUUUCCUAACAUGGGUAUAAUUAGCCAGACUCUGCAGUUUGCUGUCAAGUUUAUUUAAUACAGGACUCUGUUUAGUAAGCGCUUCCUAUUUUCAAUUACCUCCGAGCAUUUCUAUUUUUAUUAGCACGGGUGGCUAAGUUUUCGACGAUAGGACACGUUUGUGGUCGAUUUUAAACUAGUUGGGCGGCUGUUUCGCAAUAACGUCAGGAUCAUUUAAUUGCCAUUUCGAUGUACGCACGCCCAGUUUGGACAAAAGUUAACGUACGUUUAACUUAAAAUUGACAAUUGAUAUGCCUUAGUGAUCAAUGUUUAGCGCUCUUUAACUAGUUUCCCGAGGCGUUAGAAUUAAAACUGGUGCAAAGGUUAAUAGAAGUUAUUUAAUCGUUAUUUGAAAACCUUUUCCUGUUCCUGCUGCUAAAAGCCCAUUAAAACGCAAACUCUAAACUAAGAUUGAUCGAGAAGCCCAGUGAGAUUUCAUUAAAAUGUUAUUGCGUCGAAAAGCAGUGCAGUGUAGAUGAUCGACAAUAUUGUUGAUAAUCAAUAGAUUUUUUAGCUCCACCAGUCAAUAAAGCAGAUCUGUCUGUAGGCAUUUUAGUCAACAUGCGCAACUAGUUUUUACAUAAAAAUCUUUAAUAAGAGAUGAACAAACUACGUGAAAAAAUGCGGAUUGACGAGAAGCCACUGAAUAACAUGGGCAACUAGUUUUUCUAUAAAAAUCUUUAAUAAGACAUGAAGAAACUACGCGAUUAAAUGCAGAUUGACGGGAAGCCACUGAAUAACAUGCGCAACUAGUUUUAUAUAAAAAUCUUUAAUUAGACAUGAAGAAACUACGUGAUUAGAUGCAGAUUGACGGGAAGCCACUGAAUAACAUGGGCAACUAGUUUUUCUAUAAAAAUCUUUAAUAAGACAUGAAGAAACUGCGUGAUUAAAUGCAGAUUGACGGGAAGCCACUGAAUAAGCGAUAUGGAGACUUGAACGCUGUUUACACUGAUACAGUUACUUUCCGUGUUUUCUAACAUGGGUACAAUUACCCAGACUCUCUUAAAGACUGUUGCAUUUUGCUGUCAAGUUUAAUUAAUACAGGACUCACUGUUUAGUGAGCGCUUCCUAUUUACAAUUACCCCCAAGCAUUGCUAUUUUUAUUAGCACAGGUGGCUAAGUUUUCGACGGUAGGACACGUUCGUGGUCGAUCUGUUUUCGCAAUGACGUCAGGAUAAUUUGAUUGCCAUUUCGAUGUACGCACGCCCAGUUUGGACAAAAGUUAUCGUACUUUAAACUUUAAAUUGUCAAUUAAUGUGCUUUAGCGAUCAGUGUGUUUAGUGCUCUUUAACUAGUUUCCUGAGGCGUUAGAAUUAAAACUGGCACAAAUGACAAUAGAAGUUAUUUAAUUUUUAUUUGAAAACGUUUUCCUGUUCCUGCUGCUAAAAGCCCAUCAAAACGCAAACUCGUAAACUAAGAUUGAUCGAGAAGCCCAGUGAGAUUUCAUUCAAAUGUUAUUGCGUCGAAAAAAAGCGCGGUGUAGAUGAUUGACAAUAUUAUCGAUAAUCAAUAAAUUUUUUAACUCCACCAGUCAAUAAAGCAAAUCUGUCUGUAUUUCAUUUUUUCAACAUGCGCAACUAGUUUUUAUAUAAAAAUCUUUAAUACGACAUGAAGAAACUACGUGAUUAACUGCGGAUUGACGGGAAGCCACUGAAUAAGGCUACCGUUCUUGUUUUAUAAAGUGUAAAACCAAUUAUGUACCGGUUCGCCUACUAACCGUGGCAGAACAUUCGUACAAAAAGCACCCCAAACGUAGACCUUAAACCAUCUUGCAGAAUGCUCAUUAACGAUUGUCGAAUGUUUCGCAUUUUCCAGCAAUAAAUAAAAGGGUUUAGAGAUGAGUUAAGGAAUAUCAGGGUCAAACUACAAAGAGAAAAACUUUUCAGGUGGAUAUUUGGGCCGUAGAUAUGAAGGGUUAUCAAGGACACGAAACGCGGUAAAUAGCAAAGUAGAAAGAGCAGAUAUACGUAAAAUGUACCGACGGCCGAUCUACGUAGGUUUGCAAAGUUCGCUGUCCUUUCGCCAUUCUGUGCUGUUUGCUGUACUUGUAGAGCCUGGAUUUGAUUCGUGUGACGUCGUAAAACAAGAUAUAUUUUGAUGUAAAGCAGAGUUGUUGCAAGGACACUUAGAAUUCCAACAACAGCUAAGACUAGGUACUUGAUAGUAGACGGAAGCCAGAACAUUCGGAGAGACAAAAAUAUACUGAAAAGCCAGAUAAAGAUGACCACAGCAAUAACACGCCAGUGGGUUACAAUAUUGUGGUAUCGGAGAUGAAGCUGAAUAGCUAAAUAUCUGUCCAAAGUUAUCCCUAUGAUGUUAGCGAACGAAGCCGUGAAAAAUAAAUUCAUGGCGACGCUGAAAGAUGUAUACAUAAUGCAACUAGGACUUAGUUGUUGUAACCACUGGAUCAGCAAAGUGAUGAACAAUGGUUGAACAAGUAAACCAACACCGAGGUCUGAAGCAGCAAGACUCAAAAGCAAUGUUUUUAGAGGUUUUGGCAACGAUGAGGUUUUUGUUAUCGCGUGUAUUGUUGCAAUAUUUAACAUGACUGUGUUAUAUGACCAAAAUGGCUUUUAAAACGCAGUUAACAAUCUGUGACACGUGAAGAUCUUCAGCCUCGUCGAUGGAAGGGUAGUAAGGACGGAUUUCCUCACAAAACGAGCUUCCCGUAAUAAUGUCGUACUUCAUGGCGAGGAAAGUUUGAAGCGAUAGCGUUUUUGUCUGGUCGUGGGCAUAAAAGUGAGCAAUCUCUUGCGUACAAAAUUGACCACGAUCUUUUUCAUUUGUUUAAACAAUGAUCUGAAUGACACAUGUCAACUGACUUCAUAAUGUAGUCUGUAAAUAGUCUUGAAAGUCAAUAUGAUUAAUUUUUAAUAUUUAUUAACUGUUUGCGAGAAAGUGUGAUCAGUUUAAUAGCCAUAAGAUCUUUGACGGUGGAAAAGCUAUUUGCUUUUAUGCUGCAUGCUUGUCCGUCUGUGUAUAGCGAUGUGUACUUUUGCUUUUUUUCUUCUUUUGUUCUACCGAAUCCCAAUCUGGAUAACAAAAAAAAGUAGAUGACCAAAUUAUCAGAAGAAAAAACAAAAAACAAAAAAUUGAAAUAUAUAUAAUAUUGAAUUCAAAGCGUGUCUUUAGAAGUCUGAGACGCUUCCAAAGUUGCAAAGUUAAAAAGAAAUGUUUUGUUUUUACUGGUUGUAAAAACUUUUAAACCGGGAUGCUUUUCACGGCCUUUAUUGGUUAGUGUAAAAUAAAUGAGUAAAUAUACUGCAGAGCUUUGUCGGUGGGAGUGCUGGCCACGAAAAUUUGGCUUAAUGAACUGAUGUUCUCUGUUAAAGAACCUGCACUCAAAAGGUCAUAUGGUUUAACCAAGUCAAGUCAAAAUCAGUCAGUGGUUAAAAUUUCAUUGCGUUGGGGCAAGGAUGAAAUCACAUUUAAGGCGAUUGAAAAAUAUCAGCAUGGUCUCCGAAAAACUGUAUCGAAACACCUUAAAUCUAAAAACAGCAGGAAAAAAAUUAUUAACAGGCGAAAUGGAGACUUGAUCGCUGUUUACCCUGAUACAGUGAAUUUCCGUUUUUCCUAACAUGGGUAUAAUUAGCCAGACUCUGCAGUUUGCUGUCAAGUUUAUUUAAUACAGGACUCUGUUUAGUAAGCGCUUCCUAUUUUCAAUUGCCUCCGAGCAUUUCUAUUUUUAUUAGCACGGGUGGCUAAGUUUUCGACGAUAGGACACGUUUGUGGUCGAUUUUAAACUAGUUGGGCGGCUGUUUCGCAAUAACGUCAGGAUCAUUUAAUUGCCAUUUCGAUGUACGCACGCCCAGUUUGGACAAAAGUUAAAGGGACUGGUUCACGAUAAGGUGCAUGCGCGCCUUUUGUCACUUCAGAAUAAAUUUGUUGGGUCAACACUAAAUUCGAAAUCGCCAUUACAGGUACAAUCAUUGAAAAUCCUUCGUUUUAUUCGGACAUCCGUUGCUUUGGCUGGUCUAGUUAUACUUCGGUAGUGGUGAUUAACGUGUGGUUGUGUCGUUUGACUGGUUACGUUUUAAGAAGACGCAAAAAAUAAUGUUUUGAUCAUGGAGGUUGAGAAGAGCAUCGUGGCCGUCCGGCAACAGGACGUUCUCAAGAGUCUCUGGAGUUAGAGAAGCUUAGCCUAUCGAUCUGGUAUGGUUCUAGGAGUAGUGUGUGGCAUACGAAAAGAAUACAUGACACUUGGAAAGUGGUUAAAGGCAUGAGUUAGUUCAACUUUGAUUUGAUUUUUGACUCCGACCUGUAGUUAUACUGCAACAGGUCGCGCGAUCUUCGCCGAUCUGGUACACUUGAAAUGUUCCUUGUAUCUUUGCUUUACGAUCGUAUAUGUUUAAGAAUUGAUGUUUUUAAAAUAAAUUAUUGUCUGAAUAUUCUGUUCAUAAUCUAGUUUCUUUAUGUGUGCUACUCGAUAACAUUUGUUUUGCGGAACACUGACCCGAUGCAACGGGAAUGAAUUUGUUCAUUUCCUGAUAAGCAAUUGAAAUUUAUGCUCAAUUAAGGAUAAUCUUUAUACUCAUACGUUGUGUGUUUUUGUCACCGGUCCGGCGCUAUUUGUAGGUAUUUCUGCGUUUAUAUAAGGCGAACUGAGAGAACAGUAAUAAGAUGUCUGUUUCCAAAUUUUGUUUGCCGAUCGGUGACUGUUUUGUUAGCGUGGGUGCGACGUCGUAAAAAUACACGUUGGUAAAUGUUUGUUUCAAAGCAGGACAGGGCUGUAAAUCUUAUUCUUAUCGGCUGCAACAUAUAUCUGAGGAGUAGCAAAGAAUAAAAUUGAAUUAUGGGGAUAAAUAAAAUCAAACCAAAUGCCCGGAAAUACUCUCGCGUCGCGAACAAUUAAUUUGAAUUUUGUAAAUUUACUUGCGUGCAUCUAACUCGCUUCCGAUUGGCUGAAAAACAAUGAGCUACUGUCAGAACUCACACAUGCGCACUAUCGUGAACCAGUCCCUUUAACGUACGUUUAACUUAAAAUUGACAAUUGAUAUGCCUUAGCGAUCAAUGUUUAGCGCUCUUUAACUAGUUUCCCGAGGCGUUAGAAUUAAAACUGGUGCAAAGGUUAAUAGAAGUUAUUUAAUCGUUAUUUGAAAACCUUUUCCUGUUCCUGCUGCUAAAAGCCCAUUAAAACGCAAACUCUAAACUAAGAUUGAUCGAGAAGCCCAGUGAGAUUUCAUUAAAAUGUUAUUGCGUCGAAAAGCAGUGCAGUGUAGAUGAUCGACAAUAUUGUUGAUAAUCAAUAGAUUUUUUAGCUCCACCAGUCAAUAAAGCAGAUCUGUCUGUAGGCAUUUUAGUCAACAUGCGCAACUAGUUUUUAUAUAAAAAUCUUUAAUAAGACAUGAACAAACUACGUGAAAAAAUGCGGAUUGACAAGAAGCCACUGAAUAAAAUGGGCAACUAGUGUUUCUAUAAAAAUCUUUAAUAAGACAUGAAGAAACUACGCGAUUAAAUGCAGAUUGACGGAAAGCCACUGAAUAACAUGCGCAACUAGUUUUAUAUAAAAAUCUUUAAUUAGACGUGAAGAAACCACGUGAUUAGAUGCAAAUUGACGGGAAGCCACUGAAUAACAUGGGCAACUAGUUUUUCCAUAAAAAUCUUUAAUAAGACAUGAAGAAACUACGCGAUUAAAUGCAGAUUGACGGGAAGCCACUGAAUAACAUGCGCAACUAGUUUUAUAUAAAAAUCUUUAAUUAGACAUGAAGAAACUACGUGAUUAGAUGCAGAUUGACGGGAAGCCACUGAAUAACAUGGGCAACUAGUUUUUCUAUAAAAAUCUUUAAUAAGACAUGAAGAAACUGCGUGAUUAAAUGCAGAUUGAUGGGAAGCCACUGAAUGAGCGAAAUGGAGACUUGAACGCUGUUUACACUGAUACAAUUACUUUCCGUGUUUUCUAACAUGGGUACAAUUACCCAGACUCUCUUAAAGACUGUUGCAUUUUGCUGUCAAGUUUAAUUAAUACAGGACUCACUGUUUAGUGAGCACUUCCUAUUUACAAUUACCCCCAAGCAUUGCUAUUUUUAUUAGCACAGGUGGCUAAGUUUUCGACGGUAGGACACGUUCGUGGUCGAUCUGUUUUCGCGAUGACGUCAGGAUAAUUUGAUUGCCAUUUCGAUGUACGCACGCCCAGUUUGGACAAAAGUUAUCGUACUUUAAACUUUAAAUUGUCAAUGUGCUUUAGCGAUCAGUGUGUUUAGUGCUCUUUAACUAGUUUCCUGAGGCGUUAGAAUUAAAACUGGCACAAAUGACAAUAGAAGUUAUUUAAUUUUUAUUUGAAAACGUUUUCCUGUUCCUGCUGCUAAAAGCCCAUCAAAACGCAAACUCGUAAACUAAGAUUGAUCGAGAAGCCCAGUGAGAUUUCAUUCAAAUGUUAUUGCGUCGAAAAAAAGCGCGGUGUAGAUGAUUGACAAUAUUAUCGAUAAUCAAUAAAUUUUUAACUCCACCAGUCAAUAAAGCAAAUCUGUCUGUAUUUCAUUUUUUCAACAUGCGCAACUAGUUUUUAUAUAAAAAUCUUUAAUACGACAUGAAGAAACUACGUGAUUAACUGCGGAUUGACGGGAAGCCACUGAAUAAGGCUACCGUUCUUGUUUUAUAAAGUGUAAAACCAAUUAUGUACCGGUUCGCCUACUAACCGUGGCAGAACAUUCGUACAAAAAGCACCCCAAACGUAGACCUUAAACCAUCUUGCAGAAUGCUCAUUAACGAUUGUCGAAUGUUUCGCAUUUUCCAGCAAUAAAUAAAAGGGUUUAGAGAUGAGUUAAGGAAUAUCAGGGUCAAACUACAAAGAGAAAAACUUUUCAGGUGGAUAUUUGGGCCGUAGAUAUGAAGGGUUAUCAAGGACACGAAACGCGGUAAAUAGCAAAGUAGAAAGAGCAGAUAUACGUAAAAUGUACCGACGGCCGAUCUACGUAGGUUUGCAAAGUUCGCUGUCCUUUCGCCAUUCUGUGCUGUUUGCUGUACUUGUAGAGCCUGGAUUUGAUUCCUGUGACGUCGUAAAACAAGAUAUAUUUUGAUGUAAAGCAGAGUUGUUACAAGGACACUUAGAAUUCCAGCAACAGCCAAGACUAGGUACUUGAUAGUAGACGGAAGCCAGAACAUUCGGAGAGACAAAAAUAUACUUAAAAGCCAGAUAAAGAUGACCACAGCAAUAACACGCCAGUGGGUUACAAUAUUGUGGUAUCGGAGAUGAAGCUGAAUAGCUAAAUAUCUGUCCAAAGUUACCCCUAUAAUGUUAGCGAACGAAGCCGUUGAAAAUAAAUUCAUGGUGACGCUGAAAGAUGCAUACAUAUUGCAACUAGGACUUAGUUGUUGUAACCACUGGAUCAGCAAAGUGAUGAACAAUGGUUGAACAAGUAAACCAACACCGAGGUCUGAAGCAGCAAGACUCAAAAGCAAUGUUUUUAGAGGUUUUGGCAACGAUGAGGUUUUUGUUAUCGCUUGUAUUGUUGCAAUAUUUAACAUGACUGUGUUAUAUGAUAAAAAGGCGUUAAAAACGCAGUUAACAAUCUGUGACACUUGAAGAUCUUCAGCCUCGUCAUUUGAAGGGUAGUAAGGACGGAUUUCCUCACAAAAUGAGUUCCCCGUAAUAAUGUCAUACUUCAUGGUGAAGAAAGUAUACUGUUCAAAUGAAGCGAAAGCGACUUUGUCUAGAUUAAGCCAAAAGAGUAAGCAAUCUUAUGAAUAAAUAAAAGGAUUGGCCGUGAUCUUAUUGUUGGAGAAUUUAUUCUUUGUUUUUUAAUGGUCUGACGCACGUCGACUAACUUUUCUGAAAUUCAAUAUAAUCUAGUCAUCAUUUGAAUAAUAUGUCAUUCUAUUUAUUUUUCGAACAAGAGUUUCCGUGCUGCAUGCUUGUUUUUGUAUAGUGAUGUGUUCUUUGCUCAAAUAUCUUCUUUUGUUUUCCAGUUUCCCAAACUUUACAACAAAGGGCAAAAAGGACUUGUCAUGUUUCGCUUCCAAAUAUAAAGAAAAUAGUAUCUAAAAAUAAUAAUAGUAAUUAAAAAAAUUGGGGUCAUUUUAACAUUCUGGGAAACUGCACACCUACCCCUUCCCCAAGCCAACAGUUUGCCUUAAGUGAGAAGUAAGUAUUAAUGUUGGCUUAGGUGAGGGGUAGGUGGGCAGUUUCCCAGAAAGGGAAAAUGAUCGCAAAAAUUGAAUAAAUAAAAUACUUGUUUACGUUAACUCAUUGAAAAUUGACGGGGCGGGAGAAGGGCGGAAAGAUCUCUUUUUAAAAUAUAAUUAAAUUCUAGACAUGUCUAAAAGUCUGAAGGACAGAAAUAAGGCUGUUUGCUAUUGAUGUGUUAUUUUUCUGUUGAAAGUAUUUAAGACAUGGUUAGUGUUUCAUUAAAAAGGAAUACGGGAUGGAAAAACCUCAAAUUAAACGGCAGUUGACAAUCGAAUUCCUUGACAAAAUGUAGUCCUGUUCAUAGACCCUUUCAUGUCGGCUUUUCAACUUUUGACAUGAGGGACCAGUUAGGGAAAGUCCGUCGACACCACUGGAAAGAGCGCCGUGAAAUCAGUUACGUUGCCAAGUUUGAAAGUUGUACGUCUUAAGCGAGGAGUGAAGGUAUAGCUCCUCAAAGCCGCGAAAUUUUACAGCCGUUUGUAUCCUUGCCCGCCACCAUACAAACCUCAGUAAAAUGUCAGGGCUGUGAAGACCUAGAUCAUCGUUAGUUUUGAACAAAUCACAUUCACACUUAACAAUUUUAUUAAAUUAAAGGCGCUUUUUUUCAUCGGAGUGACGGAUUUUCCCUAACCUGUCCAUGUCAAAAGUUGAAAAAACCGUAAAAAGGUCUAUGCGCUUAAUUAAUUAAAGGCUUCGAAACGCAAGCGCGGUGAGAACUAUGGCUAGAAUUAGCUUCAGCCAUAGAGGAUAAUGUGUGUGUGAAAAUAAGCUUCUGUUUAUUCUGACAGGCAAGUGGAGAUAUGGAAGAAAUCUUCCAGUUCAUUGAGAACCUUAACAAGCGACUUGCUCGUGGGAUCAAAGAUCUUGAUGACGUCAGAAGCAGCAUGGCCGCUCUCAGUGAGAUCAGAGAAUCUGAAAUAAGGUUCGUCUUCAAUUUUGCUUAUAAAAGGACUUAAAUUUUUUACCAGACCGUGAGUUAUUUAGGCGCGAUUUUCUACUGGCUGACUGCGAAGACGAAAUAUGGGAAACUGUGAUACCGUAAAAUUCUGAAAUAAGCCCCCCGAACGCGUAAAGCAAAAAACUUUCCGUUAAAACUUAAAACCUCCGGGGGCUUGUGCUUGGAAACUACCCUCAAAUUCAAAAUAAAACAAAGCAAAAACUGUACAGUAACACAUAAAUUUUUGCAUCUGCCAAAGAAUUGUGCCAAAUGAAAAUUGUAGUCAAAAAGUGUCACAGUGUAUUGCUGUUUGUGUAGUUCAAUCUUCACUCUUGGCUUGGAUUUCCUCGGUCUAUAUAGACAAAGCACUUGCAUGGAUGAGUUUUAGAAAGAUCUACGUCCUCAAGGCGAGUUUCAUUAAAAACGUUCUGCAAAUUACUGACAUAAAUUUCCUUCCAACUAUAAGCUAGCCCAAUCGAUUUUGAGGCGCAAAUUUCCCUCCGUACAUAAGACCCUGAAAAAGAGCCUUUCAAAAUAGAAGCCCCGGGGCUUAUAUAUUUUCGGAAUUUUCCGGUAUUUUCUCACAUAGCUCUUGUUCCCCGGCUGGUAUGAAGGUCUUGUAAUCCGAAGGGCGGGUAGGUUUGAUGUCCGCCAUCAAGGAGUUUACGCAACGAUGACAGCGACGGCGACGAAAACGUCACUUAAAAGUGAAUUCGCGCUGCCUCAAACUUUAUCGCGCUUAUUCCAUCUCGUUUAAUUCGUCAAGUGUUGGCAAAUUUUUUUGGAGUUGAAUUCUAUAGCACUGCAUCAAAGUUCAAGAAAAGAAAAAAAAAGUUGUUGUCUUUUGUUCCCGUCCUCGACAAAACGUGAAAUUAGGCAGUUUCAUGUUGUAGUCGUGCAACGACGGCAAAGAAAUGUACAAAAAAGCGUGAUGCACAUGCAAAAUUGUUGUUUUGCUUGUCUAAACCUAUUGCUUUUUGGCCGUUCUCGUUGCCGUCGCCGUCGCGGUCGCCGUCGUCGUUACGUAAACUCCCUAAUCAACCUUUUGAAUUUUAGUUGUUUCAAGGCAUUUUUGUUGCCGUUGCAACACAUUGUGGCACUAAACGUUUGUAAGUUAUAUAUAAAAAAGUUUUCGUUGUGAUCAUGCUUGCUGAGUGGGCUUGACGUAGCUCCCUAGUACUGUGUGGCAAAAUAGCCUGCUGCAAAUUGCCGGGUCAACGUCCCCGUUUCUUCUGUAAUUUUACAUAGUAACACUCACUGGGCUGUGAAAUAAUGAUUAAUAAUUUCAACUCACUUUACUCUACGGAUUAGCAGCACUGGUUCUUCAAAUUUUGGCCAAGGUCUUACUAUAAUUGAGUAAUAAAAUACUGCUUUUGCCCUGCAAAUGGCUAGUAAGUCCUUCUCUUGACUCGGAUGACCACGUAAAAUGGCGCGGCGGUCCCGUCUCCAGUAUGAGACGUACAAAAUACUGUAGUGUCCCCAGUUGGUACUUUCGUGCUAAAUACAUUGACAGUUUUAAAAAUAAAGUGCAUUUUUGUUACUUCAAACCAUGAAGGAAUUUUGUUAACCCUGACUCAGACUAUUGUGUGGUGCAUUACAGUGUUUGCAUGUGUUUUUUUUUUGUACAACAGAAUUGACAUGACGAUUGGUCCAAUUGAGGAGUCCUUUGCUAUGAUGAAUCGCUAUGGCCUGGUAUAUUCCAGCAGUGAUUCUGAAAGAGUUGACGGUCUGACAUACGCUUGGCGUAAAUUACAUGCACAGGUUGGUGAAUCCGAGGUUUUAUCAUCUUCUUACCGUUAUGAUGCGGAAGGUUACAAAAACCAUGUAAGGAUAGAAAGAAAGAAAUCAGGAAUAAUGUUUGUUCUUGUUUCUUGAAGGUAGUAAACGGCAGGGAAUUUAAUGUGAAGUUCAAGAGAUAUUUCAUUGAAAAAACGUUUUGUAACUGGAUCGAUUUUAAUACUACAUCAAGGGCGCGAAAAAGCAUAAAUAUUAACCUUUGAUUAAGGGACUGUGACGUCACGGACGUCUGGUUGACUUUUUUAAUUAUGUCAACUACGGGUUCUUGUUCGCCAUAGAACUUCGGGGAAACCACUUUCGAAUAUAUGACAAAACGGCAUUUUCCGGUCAAACAUAUAUUGCCUCCCAAGAUGGAUAUCAUACCGUAUCAAGCGUUUCAAACAACAGCAAGUAAACGAACUGUGAAAAAUUGUUAGGCUAACAAGUUUUCAAAAACCACAGUUGCAAUCCGUUUCAAUCUUGUUCAAAUUUGUUCAUCCGUGCCUCCUUUGAACUGUGUUAUUAUAUCUUCGUAUUAUCGGUAAUUUUUAUGUUUCCCUCACUUUAGCGGGAGUUCCCGCCAUUUGAAUUUCGAUAAAUUUCGUGACACAGCUGUUGCCUUGUCCCUAGGCCUCAUUAUAAUGCGCGGCCGAUGCGUUUCGGGUCACGUGGUCCGAGAAAGUUUUUGAAAGUCUCCCGGCCAUUCGUCUCGGAUACGUCACCGAAAUGCAUUGACCGAGAGGGCCGCACAGGGACUAGGCAAACACAGCUCCUUUAGAGUAUGGUCUAUAAAUGACUUUCUUUGCACGACUGCACGGCUCGGGGGGUACUUAAGGAAUUUUCGGCCGGUGGGGAUGUUUUGCUGGGACCUUGGAAUCCUUAGGUUAUUGAGUGGCAAUUCCCGGUUUCCCUAGUCUAGACUAAAAUCUUCAACAAACUGAUCAGUUUCGUGCAAAAUGAUACCCUAUUGUAGACCCAAACUCUGAUUUAUAUACCUUAUCCCAGAGUAAACUUCUUGAAAACCAUACCCUUCACAGCGUCAAAUACCUAUAUAGCCCAUAUAUGGUAGUACCCCCGCCCUCCCCGCUGUAUGGUUCUUGAUGAUCUGACUGAGUUGCUUUAUUUGUCAUUAGGCUGGCACAGUGGCGAGUCACCUUCUCCAGAUUCAACCCACAUUCAAAGCGGAUCUAUUAGAUGGAGUGGAGAAGUUCAAGGAAAUGGUCACUGUAUUUGUUCAGGAAUAUAACGAAAAGUGAGUAAAGGAAAUACCUCUUACCUCCUGAUCUUUUGUUGUGUUUCUAGACCAUGAGAUAAUUAUUUCCAAUCCAAACACGACUUUAGUAACUUCCAAGAUAGCGGUUUUUAAUUAGUGAUUCAGUUCAAUCAACGGACGUUCCUUCAGAACAGAUACAUAGUUUUGCUUUGUCGGUUCCGGCUGAUGCAAAAUCAUGACUUUGACUCCUUCCUUUCGGUCAAUAAUGAACACUUAAUGACUUGUGCCGAGGGAAACAGUUAAUUUUGUUGCCGAGGGAAACAUUGAGAUUCGAGGCCAAAAAAUUAACUGUUUCCUGAGGGACCAGUCUCAAAGUGAUUUGUUAUACUACUUGAAAUGUGAAAACGGCUUGGAAACUAAAAUUUCGAGGACGUUUGUGGACUUUUUACAUUUAGGGCAUGAAUUUUCCUUCAUUUCAGGCCAUGAAACCUAAAAAUGAGCCUAGCUAGCUGUAAAAAGGGGCAAUACGGAGGCAAUACGUCCUAGCCGGCAUGAUCACAUGCUGUUUACGGAAAAUUUCCUCAUCUAUGUCAGGAAAUUCUGUAUUUUAAAGCCUCGCCUAGGGCAUGACUCAGCAAUUGAGGACAUUUCUGCUACGUUUUCAAUGUUGGUUAGAAUGCAAGGAUUUUUCCCAUGCCUAUCGUCAAUGAUUUGCUCAUUGGUAAUAGAGGGGGUGGUCCCAGAGUGGUUUUGCAUUGAAAUUGACAUGCAACAGAAUUUCGCAUGCCUUGUAAGCAUAAUUUGAGGUUCUGUGACCUUCUCACCCAGGCCGCGAGAAGCCUAGGUUCUAGUAUUAAGUAAUUCAUACCCAGCAAAAUCUCCGGCAUGCCGGGCAUGCCAAAUUUUCUGACAUGCCCGGCAUGCCAAAUUCUCUGGCAUGCCGGGCGUGCCAUGAUCUGGGUCAUGCCGGGCAUGCCAAAAUCGGUCUCUGGCAUGCUCUCAACGCUCAGGUUAUAAUUUCUUGAAUCUACAGAUAUUUUAAGCUUGGCUAAAAGAAAAAAAAACUAAACAGAUCACAGUGCUUAUCUUUUCAUAUACGGUUACACGAUGACGUCAUUGCUAGUCCUUUCAUUUUCAUAGAUUUGGUUGUCCCAGCGAAGUUUAAAUAACAAAAGCUCUAAUUUUCACAAGAAAGUAAAACCCUGAGGGAUUCUGCCGUAGUAAUAAAACUGCGUCAUCGUGGAGAUGACCUGUUGGGGGAUUGUAAAAACUCCUCACCCCUUUUAAUGAGUCUUUAAUAGGAUUCCCAUUUCACAUUGCGAAUAAAAUGGAAUUGACUGAAAUCAGUAAAAUUAGAGACAGAGACUAUUUUCAUUGUAUAAUAAAAUGCAUCUAUGUUCCAUGAAAGCUUUUAAAAAUACAAGGUUAUAGAAUAUCUUUCAAAGUUCAUUACAAACUGAGCUAAGCCCCAAAAUCAGUGUUCAUUAUUCAGUAAAUUAUGAUGUUUGACAAUGCAAUGUGCUUGAAUAUAACGUUGCAAUUACAAAUCUCUCUAACGCAAUUUUCCCUACGUUAGAAAAGCUGUUUUUAUCUUGUUUCACAUUUUGAUAAGGAGUCUGAGUUCCUCUUUCUUGUUUUGUAGGCUUGCCAGGGUUUAAUGUUUUGUCUCAUUACCAGUGUCUGUGUUCUUUGUUUUUAACUCAAAGUAAGUCAGUAAUAACUGACAGUAUCAAAGAAUUGCUCUCUAGAAAAGUAAUUAUCUCCUCGUCAUGUCUGGAAGUUACCUGUAACAAAAAAAAAGAAAUGGAAUGUUAACACAUGCAAGGGCAAUAUGAAAAAAAGAAAUAGAACAUGUAGAGAUCAGCUUCUCUUAACAUAUUUUCAUACUGGCUUGUUGAGUCUGUUAAAGGUCGCAACUAAUUGUCUGAGGCUGAUUUCACAAGAGGGUGCAAUUGAGAUAAAUGCAUGGUAAAUAAAGUGAAAGAAACGUGGUUUCACAUUAGCCAAUUUACAAUGCGUUGUUCGAUGAUGUUUACACGCUUUUCUACUGCGAAAUAAAUCUUUGCAUGUGGAUUUGCAAGCCAAGAUUAUACCGAGUUUGACUGACACUUAAUUGAACAACAGUUUCCUUUUUAAGCAGGUAAGGUGUAGACCCAUAUAAAGCCGGAAUAUGUAAAGGAAACUCAGCGAAAACUUUUUCGCGUCUUUUUGUGGCGAUAUUCUCUCACGGCCCGUCAACUGAUUAGGGGUUGCGAAGAAAAAAUAAAUUAGGACUAAAGGUUAAAGCCUGUCCGGUUACAUCAUUUCGUAUGUUACCUGGAGUUCUAAUAAACAGGUCAUAAAAUAGGAUUUAACGAGAGCGAAUUUGUUUCUCAGUCGGCGUAUAAAAAAGUGAAGCUAUCAAAUGAGAAGUUUAUAGAGUAUCAAAAUUAUUAAAUUAAAAGCUCAUAUAAUUAGGAAAAUUCCUAUACGAAAACAAUGCUAGUGACAUUAAAUUGAUCAGAUAAAAUUCUCAGAAAAUACGUCGAAUAAAAGCCUCAUUGUUUGCUUUUGUUUUUGCGUAAAGGUAAAUUUUUCGGCCCACAAAGCAAAGUUGAAAAAGCGACUAAAUCUUUAGUUUUUUACGUUGAACAUGUUUAUUAGCCUAGUUUUCGUCCGUUUUAAAAGCUUUAUAACCCAAUCAUAAUUUUCGGGUUAAAAUAGUACAAAAUCAUUUCAAAAACCAUGUUCAUUUAAAGUAGAGCCGGCAAACGUGAACAUUUUGUAAGUCAAAAGUCGGACCCAGCCAGGUUGUUUAAGCUUAGAAUUAUUUGCAUUUUAGCGUCCUAUAAAUUUACCAGAAUCGCCUCUCAGAGGCUUACUGUAGCAAAGCAUUUUGUAGUACACUCGUAGACAAGCAAUGUAAGCCUUAAGUCUUUGCUUGGAUGAGAUGUCCAAAAGAAAAAUUAGUUUUGUGGACCUAAACACACAUUCACCGAGACUGCUUAUAAAUAUUGAGUUGUUCACAACUUUGCAUUGACACCUGCAGCAUGUUCAUUUUUUUUAAAGCGAAAUCCAAAUCUUAUUUUGGUAUUUGAUUUACGGAUAUUUUAUUUUGUCGCCAAAAGUGAUUGUAAUAUCCGUUUGAUUGUCUUUCAAACAACAGUCAAACUAUGCAGCAAAAUAAGUAACUUUACCAGUACAGUGAAAAAAUAUGACCGUAGGUGACAAAAAAUAAUUAUACUCGAGCUAUAAAAUUAGAUCUGACUUUUUUUAUCUUUGGCGUCUUAUUUUUGAAGUUUUCUCUAGUCUUCUGAAAGCAGAAGAAGAUUACAAGACAUACAAACAGAAACAAUCCGAAGUGAACGAGUUGACAACCACUUAUGCCGGAGUUCUUAGGCAUGCUCAACAGCAAGAUAAACUGAAUGCCUAAAGGCUAAUUCACGGGAUUUGUUCGAUAUUCAGGCUUUUUCGUUACCAAAUUAAUACUAAAUUUGUACUUACAGUCUCUCGCAGAAUCCAUUUCUUGUCCAGCAUUCACUAACAUCUCAACCAUGCACCGCAGAAAAAAAGACAAACAAGUGCGAAGAGACAUGACGACAUCGUGACGCCACAACUGCCACGCUACAACAAACUAGAUUCAUCGUCAUCCGAAAACACUUCUGCGGAAAUUCGGUCGAUUUCGUGCGUGCUCGGGGUAUCUUCGGAUGACGCAGAUGACGUUGCUCAAAGGGCUAUCGUCAGCAAGGAGUAAAACAGUUUGCGAGAUUCGCAUAGCCGACAAGGAGCGCACUGAAAAACUAAGCAAAAUCUCUCUGAGAAGGCAGUCCAAAUUCACCAAAGCAGAACGUCUUUGCAGUAUUAACGUCGUACUCUUGUACUGACUUGAACGACCUGGUAAGCCUAAUUUUCACCAGUCUUUUAAUGCUGUUGACCGGGAAACUUUCGGACGCGAUAGGGGAUAAGUUUAUACUGAGAAGAUUUGUUAUCUUAUUGUUUAAGACGCUUUUCCGCGAUCAAAUUUAAAUCUGGACCCAGAAAUGUCAAUAUCGGUUUGAAAUAAAAGGAUUAAUCUUUGAUUGCAAGUUAUGUAUUCUAUUUUAUGCAUGAAUAAUGUUGUUUUGUUGAACUUUUUAUUUAUAAAUCCAGGCUUCUGUCUUCAGUUUUGCCAGUCGAUCCCGUGACACACAUUGUGACAAACAUGACUUUUUUUGUUAUAAUCUGCAUUUAUUGCCAGGCAUGAAACCUGUAACUUUAAGCUCCCUAAGAUAUAUUUGGCGAUUAUAUGUGAUUCUCAGGAUAUGAUGCUGAAGCGAACAUCAAAAUCAGUCUCGCUGGGCAUGCCAAACCAGAGGAGCAAAAACUGGGAAUGAAUUAUCAACCCGGUGAGAGAUCUGGGACCUAAGUUUAGCUGGGUCAAUUUUGGGCUGCGAGGGCAUGAACCCAUUUUUUCCAUGCCUAUGAGAUGUUAUUUCUAAGUACCAAUGUUCCCUUGAAUUUUGUCAUGCCUAAAUAUAUAAAAUUUUCCCUCUCUCAUUAAUCCUCAGACUGGAUGCGAUUUUUACGCUCGCUAGGCAUGUUCAACUGAAAAUCAUGCCCAUACCCUUAUUCAAAACAAAAUGCUAUCAAAUUUUAGUUUCCAAGCCGUUGUGAAGCUGCAAAUUCAUUAAACCUCGCGGUAAGUCGUCGGUCAACAUCCGCGGGUAACAGUGCACUGUUACCCUCUGACGGAGAGGGGGGGUGGUGAGGGCGGUCUCGAAAAAAAUUUUUCCACCCUUCGGGCCUCAGUUUGGUAUUAAAGUAAGGCGGCGGGCCCCUCGGGCCCCUUCCUGGAUCCGCCACUGCUUAAGGUCUUUUCAUUUACCGUGCUUUUUCUUUGUUGCACCGUAGAGGUCCCAUGGUUCCUGGAAUACCACCUCGAGAAGCAAGUGAUCGCCUGGGAAUUUUCCAAGCUCGAUUUGAUGAAUUGUGGAGAAAAUACGAAACAUACUCUGGUAAGGAUAUUUUUCUCGUCAUUUAUUUUUUGGUCCUUCUUGACAUUUCGUUGAACGUUGAAGUGGCCAUAACGUAGAAAUUUCUGUUAUGUUAACUGGAAGAUUUCAUGACAACAAAAACUUCGAAAAAAUUUUGCGUUUUUAAAAUUAAAAUGACAGGCUCUUGUAUGACGUCAUGAGACUUGAAGUCAGGAACUGAAAAACGGAAUUUUGUGCAUGUUUUUUCAUUUCUUAGGUUCGCCAGAGUUAUUGCGUCUCACUGCUACGCAUCUUAAUUGCAUGCUAUACCUUUUAAGAGCAGAUUCAGUUUGUGUAUUGGAAGAAAUAUUAAACAGAUAAAAAUUUUUCGGGUUAUGGGAACUUUAAAGUGCUCUGAGUCUUGACGAACUUUCUUUAUUUUGAAGGUGGCGAGGAACUGUUCGGUUUGACAGUAACCGAGUAUCCAAACUUACAGAGGAUCCGAAAGGAACUGGGCCUGCUUCAGAAGCUGUACAACUUGUACAACUCUGUAAUAGAUAAUGUGAACGGUUACUAUGACAUUUUGUGGCAGGAGAUCGACAUCGAGAAGAUCAACAAUGAAUUGAUGGAAUAUCAGAACAGGUAAAUAUCUUUGAAUUAUAGAGCCUGAUUUCCCUAUUUGCGGUUUUUGCUGUUUUUAAUAGAUUUCUGACGUUCGUAUUUGUAUGUGUUACAAUCAUGCAGCGACCUAAACGGAGAAGAGUGACGUCACAGAAAUUCAAAUUUGUGAAAUUAUGGAUUGAUUAGCAUAAUUAUUCAGAAAAAAAACAAGAUGGAAAAAGCCCCCUUGCUAAAAAUCAGUCUGUUAGUGCAAAUUAAUAGGUAGAUAAAUGCAGCGGUUUUCUCUGAUGACUUCAAUACAAAUCCUUUUUAGAAGGAUUUAUAUGGAGUCAUCGGAGAAUAACGUUGCUUAUAUCUCCAUGCCAUCACUUCUGUUCUCUAUAGCUUGGGGCCGAUGGACUAAAAUACCCCAGUAAGAAUUUGACGUCUAGUUUAUUCCCAGCUAAUAUACAGUUGUUCUAUCGCAGGAUCCGAAAGUUGCCGAAAGCCUUAAAGGAGUGGCAAGCAUUCUUAGAUCUGAAGAAGACAAUUGACGAUUUCAGUGAAUGCUGUCCUCUUCUAGAAAUGAUGGCUCAUAAGGCCAUGAGACCACGCCAUUGGGAGAGAAUUUCAACCAUCACUAGCGUGACAUUAGAUGUGGAAUCUGAAACAUUCCAGUUAAGGCAGCUUAUGAGUGCUCCUUUGCUACCAAACAAAGAAGACAUAGAGGUAGGCUUAAAUCUUUUAACUUAUGAGUUUUGUUAUGUUAGGAAAAAAAUUGUGGGCGUGCCAGUGGAAGUGGCUCCUUUCUCACCAACGGGAUAAAAACAUUGCUGUUUGUCGUAAAACAUUUGCUUAGUAAGUGUCAAGAAAGAAUUACACUUAAGGAAAUUUUAAGAAGUCAUUUCUGGAACUCAAUUACUGUGGUGGUUGUGGUAAUUCUCUCUUUUUCGUCUAAACUGCGUUCUAAUUGUCACAGGUGCUUUUGAUUGGAAUAUUUGGGUUUGAGUUGGAAAACCUGGUUUUUCUUUUUAAUAAACCACGAAUCAGUUUUGAAUUUUUCUAACGAAAUCCGUUCAUAAAAAUAGAACAUCUCUCUCCGAGAUCGGAUUUCAAAUACUAACAAGGCCGGUUAUUUUAAUUAAACGUACCUUUAGUAUGUUUUCCAGUUUCAGUUUCUUUUUGUAUCCUCUGAAAGUUUUGCUACUCUGUUAUUUUUAGUGAUGGCAUGUCUCCCUCCUCUUUAACUUUUUUGUACGUAUCUAUCACAUAGCUAGUCACCAUGCUAAUCUUAUCAGGAAGUGGGAUCAAAUUCGAAAACAAUAAGUUUUGCUUUCUGAUGUUGAAAGAGCUAUUAAAUUUUUGCUCAAUUUUUUAAAAGGCCAAACAAUUGCAUCUUCACACCCAAGAAAUUCCGAUGAUUUUUUAAGCAGCGAUUUUGCCUCUUCGGUGAAGCGAAGUAAUAAGCAACAUUCCCCGUGGGGAGGGUGUUACAUUAUGUCUCCCGCGAAGCAAAACUCACUCGGGGGAGUUGGGUAAAAACCACUCUUUCUCCCUUAUCCUUUGGUUGCGCCCCACUAUUGCAGACUGUAUGUGGUGUAUAUUAGUUGCUGAUUAUAUACCAUCAUUGAAUUGUUAUAGGAUGUGUGUAUAGCUGCUGUCAAGGAACGUGACAUUGACUUCAAGUUAAAGGGCGUGGUUUCUGAGUGGAGUACACAAGUGUUCUCAUUCUCCAAUUUUAAGAACCGUGGUGAACUGCUGCUUAAAGGAUCUGAGACAUCUGAUAUUGUAUCACUUAUGGAAGACAGUCUGAUGAUACUUGGCUCCCUGCUAAGUAACAGGUACAACUGUCAGCUAAGUCUUGUUUCCGGAACUAAACCCCGAAAAAUCCUAUCGAAUAAAUAGGGCUCUGCCAUCUGUAACUUGAAUAGCCAUUCUGUAUACCUCUACAUACAAGAGUUGCGUAGUUAGUCACCCCACUUUGCAUAGAAAACUAGAAAGGUAAGAAGUACCACAUACAUCAUAAAAAGAAGUAUCGUGCACAGUAGUGCUGAGAAGGUUUUAUAUCAUAAUGAACACCUCGGAAUUUUGUCCUUGAAAAAAGAGAAAAACCACCCUACAAGUCAAUGGAAAUAAAACGAUUAAGACUGACACCAGGACGUGCAUUUUUCACUGCGCACAGUUUCAGGAAGUCAUGUGAACUCUGAUGAUGUUUUUCCGUGGAGAUGGUUCUUUCCAAAACUUAAAAAGGAAUACGUCUUGGCCCAUGCAGGUGUAGUGGGAAUUCCAGCAACAUUUAAGUCUUUAUCUCGUAAAUAAAUUAUUACAUGGUCUGAUAGUUGAGUUUAUUUUCAGAUACAAUGCUCCAUUUAAAGCAGACAUUCAAAAGUGGGUAGCGAAGCUGACUGGUUCCACAGAGAUUAUCGAGAACUGGCUAGUUGUGCAGAACUUGUGGGUUUAUUUGGAGGCUGUAUUUGUGGGUGGUGACAUCGCCAAACAGUUGCCUCAGGUUUGUGUUCUCCUUUUAAAAGUUGCGUUAUAAUUCGCUCGUAUUUUGCUGUGCAACGGCGUGGCCAAUAUGUUGUCAAAACUCGUAUAACGCGCUCGUUUUACAUUGUUCUCGCAUACAUAAUUUUACCAUCUGUACUUUUCUUAUGAAGUGUGUAUAGUUUUUAGAUAGUUUUACACGAAGAUUUUGAAAUCUUGAAUAUAAUGUUAAGCGCCUUUUGAUGGCUGCAGAAAAGGGGCUAUAUAAAUAGGCUAUGUCCGAGUUCCCCGGGUCUCUGUAUGAAAACAAGGUUAAGUGCUCAGCCUUUGAUGUGGAAAUGAUUUUGCAUUCUCAUGAAAAUAAAACUCAUUUCACGAAAAAUUAUGUGCGCUUGGACUCAUUUUGAAGGUGAGGGUUUUUGGAACUCGGAAGUGGCUCCUUGGUUGCUAUCUUUUUAAUGUUGAGGUCUGACUUACCAUGGGUACCAGAGGUUUUUCCCGCGUGCGGCGGGAAUUUUCGGUGUUGGUCGAAGGCCGACACAUCUUCGGCCGUAGGCCGAAGCCACGAGCGGCGAAGCCGCGAGUCACUAUAAAGACUCGACAGAAACCGGAAACCGCGCUACAAAAGUCUCUGGCACCCAGGGUAGGUCUGACUUGCAAUUUCGCGGAAAGUUAGAGUAUUUUGUAGUAUUAAUGAAAGGUCCUUGGCAACAUGCCUUGCUGAGACUCGGUCAGAUCUGCGUGGUAAGUGACAGAGACAAUUGCCUCACAUACAGUUUGGUCUAUUGUUUAUCGACCUAAACACGUACUAACAAACAAACACUAGUUUUUGUUAAUUUGUUCCACAGGAAGCAAAGCGUUUCAGUCAGAUUGACAAGUCUUGGGUGAAGAUCAUGAACCGUGCCCAUGAGAACUCUAACGUAGUACAGUGUUGUAUGGGAGAUGAUACUCUUGGACAGCUUCUUCCACACAUCCUGGAACAGCUUGAAAUAUGUCAGAAAUCUCUAAGUGGGUAAGGAAACUGGUCAUAUUUCAACUAUCUUAGCAAAGAGUCUUCACGUUUCUUUCUGAAGAGAUGAUGAAGCGCCGAAAUAUCAGGACUGAGUUGAGUUCCUUGUUUUUGCCCCCGCAGGGUUCCUGCCCAGAGGCCGGAACCCGAGGAGGCACCCUAAUGUCCCCCGCGUAAAGAAGAAGUAUCGUAUUACUGUUAGUAUAUGCGAAGCUUUCCCGAUUUGAUGAAACUAGGCGCGCACGGUGGUCCCGGUUAAUUUUCAGCAUGUGCGCCUGGCUCAGCAACUGCGCAAACUGGGUUUGUCAACGAGUCGCAUUCGCCGAAUUGUGUCGCACACGAGCACAACAAGUGGCUCCAAAUCCUCGUCCGGGAAGAUUUUCCACCGAAACUCCUCUAGAGCGAGAACGCCGACUUCAAAUUCAGCGUGAACAACGAAGGAGAAGACGUCAACAAGAAACCGCGGAUUAGAAGGAACAUCGAUGAGCACAGCGAAGGCAACGCCAACAACAAUAGACAGAGGAACAGGAGAUUGGAAUCAAAGGAAUUAUGAUUGUUUUACACUGUCGAAAACCCAGAUUUCUUCGUUUGCCGGUUUCCUUGCAGAUAUAUAGAUCAAAGUCUGCUAAGUUUCAGCUCCGUCUUACGGCCCGAAGAAUAAUAAUUUUCAGGCGAACUGCACCGGGCUAUAUUUGUUCUUUGUUUUUGUCUUUUUCUAAAUGCGGGCGGCGAAAUAAUGCUAAAUGUGCUUUUCAAUACACUGUUAACAAUAACACUACAUAAUACGCAAAAAGAAGAAGAAGAAGAAAAGAAAGAGCAACGUAUGGACCUUUAACACGAUAUUCGCGGUUGGUCACCCGUCCAGUUCGUAACCCCGACCGACAGCUGGGCUUAACUUGUGUGCCGUUACCAAACCGAGUUUCGCGAAGGUUAUUGCGAGAUACAUAUUUCUAUAGAGUUAAAAAGUUAUUCAGCAGUACUGCAAUUGUUUGGUAUUAAAGAACUUGAUUUGUCAGACACAAAUCAGCAACGUGGAUCGACAGAACUUUGAACUGGUUUUGUCAACGUGGAUCGACAAACUCGAGGAAUAGCUCAAAUUUCUCAAAACCCAGUCAAAGACAAGAAAGGUGCUAUCGUGAAAUAACCGGGUUUUGUUCUAUAUUAAGGUAUUCAGGGUUUAAUAAACAGUGGUCCAUGUGUUUUUAGGGUUAGUUUAUUGCGAAAUCCCGAUUAUUUUAUUUGAUACAAGGACAUGCCAGAAAAAAUGAACUGGGAAAUAUCUCAAAGGUGAGAAACUUGAAGCAGUCGUCCAUGUUUUUGUAGGGUUAGUUUAUUGCGAAAUCAUUUAUAUCAGUUGCGUUCGACGUUGCCUUCAAGAAUGUCACACUCGAAGCCAAAGCAUCCGUUCGACACAUUAGUUAUAGGAAAUUUAGUUACAAAUAGAUAAUUAAAGAUGGUUUUGCUGUUUAACACGCGCUCUAUUACAUUUGCAGGUUUGGUUAAACUCAUUAUGAGAUGUAUUACUAUAAAAAACAAUUGUCCAUCCUAGGCAUGUCAUGUAUGAGGAUUUUCAUUAACCCACGAAACAAAGUGUAAUAAUUGAGAAAACAUAAAAGAGAACAAAAGAAUUACACUCACAAACUCUAAUACGAAAACUGCAUUUCAAAGGUUCAUGGCAAAUACAUGGACAACCACAAGGAGUCUUCAUUCGGGUUUUAAAAGGUCGGGGGCAGAUUUAGUGACAACUACAACUAGUAUAUAAUCUUAGAACAGACGCAUUACAUGACCACAUAUGAUAUAUAUUUGCGGGUAGAACUUUUUUAUGCCGCAAUGACACAGUUCUAAGUUUUUUAAUCACCAAGUCAAGUGAACGAAUUAAAGACCAAUCUCUAUUUUCGUUGAACGACGUUCGAAAUAUUGGAUGGCAUAUUAGUAGGGCAAAAUACACGGAUCAACAGUAACAGUUGAUCAAGAGCUGUAACAGUGUUGAUCAGUAUAUAUUGAAGCGGUCCUUACUCUAUGAAGGUAAAACAAUUGUAGAGUAGAAUUUUAAUCCGGAAUUAGCGCUACUCUAAUUCAAGAACCGAGCUUGGAUCGUUGACUCAAGUCCCCAUUAUAUCUUUUUUUACUAUGACUGGCUAGCUUUUUGAAGUAGUGACUUACAUUUGUUGCUAAUGAUUUUCAGUUACCUUGAGAAAAAACGUCUGGUUUUCCCGCGCUUUUUCUUCGUGUCUGAUCCCGCCCUGUUGGAAAUCCUGGGUCAGGCCAGCGACUCACACACCAUCCAGGCUCAUCUUCUGGGGGUAUUCGACAACGUCAAAACGGUCACAUUUCACGAGAAAGAGUAUGACAAGAUCUUGGCGAUCAACUCACGUGAAUUGGAAUCUGUUUCCUUGGAUAACCCAGUCAUGGCGCAGGUAAUUCUGAACGGGACUUUUUCUAAUACAAUGUAAAAAUACAAAAUAUGCAUACCGCUUACUAGGACUGCAAAGGAGGUAAAGCUCUUUUUUCAGCACAAGAGUUAAUGAAGCGUUUAUUGGUUAGAUUCAGGCGAAGCUAUUCAGUCAGCACUUUACAUAAAAAUCAAGCACAUACAAAUGCCUUCUCAUAAAUUCAAAUCUCAACCCUUUUAACAACUUUGUCAUUUCAUGUUUUUUUUAUUCUUAACAAUGAUGUUGGAUACAUUACUUCUAUGUUGUCUUUAAACUACGAUUUGAGUUGGCCAAGUUAUGUCUGUUCCCAUAUUUGGCAAAUGUCGCAAUCAAUUGAAGAAUACACGCGUGUAUUUUUCCUUAUUGCACAGGUUCUGUUUGUUGGAUAUAUUGAUUGAAAUGUCUAAUUUUUCAAAUGUUAACUACUGUGUGAGUUUUCCAAGGGCCUGUUCCCACAUGUUAGGCAAAUGUUUUAAUCAGCUGAAGAAUUUAUUUCGUUUACAAAUCUUUUCUUAUUGCACAGAUCUUUUAGCCUGUCUUAAUCUGUUUAUCAUCCUUUAUGUUUGUUAGGGAAAUGUUGAAGUAUGGUUAAACACACUUUUGAAGGAAUCCAGAAGCUCUCUUCACUCUGUGAUCCGCAUGGCGUCAAUUGCUAUCAAAGAUCCCAGUUUCAAGCUGAAAGAUUUCUUGGACACUUACCCAGCACAGGUAUAACGCGAAUGUCAAUUUCACUUGUGGAUUAGAACUUAUCUGAAUUAUUCACGUGGCUGCCUUGUCCUUUGUCGCCGCCAUAGAGGGCAGCGAGUCAGGCUAUCAUGGGAAAGAUGCAGUGCAUAUAGUGCUUGCCAAGAAACAGCGGGCACCGCUUGAGCUUGGGGGCGAGGGAGUUCACAUAAAUAAUCGGGGCAAUAACAGUAAAGGUAGCAUAACUAUAAACUUUGGAAUACCAGGGAAGACGGGACUGUUUCCUGAGGGCAGACAUAACUAAUUAGUUAUACAACUGCCGAAAAAAAAAAACAAUAAAAAAACCUUGUACUCCGUGUAGGAAACGUUUGCCAAGAUGUAUCCCGCACGUGAAACAUUUAUUUAGUCCAGGCCACGUGAAUACCAAUCGGCCAAUGGCAGUCAGCGUUAUUUUUAGGGGAAACCUUAGGUUUAUAACAGCAGCAUGCGCAGUCACCGGAAAAUUUUGAUGCAUCUAGCUAAAGAUCAACCUGUUUUUCUUUUCAAUAUUUACCACAGGUCGGUUUACUUGGAAUCCAAAUGAUUUGGACGAGAGAUGCAGAGGACUCCUUAACAUAUGCCAAAUCAAACAAAAAGGUAACAAACUUUUUACCUCCUUCCGGAAACAGUUUUUGCUCUGUUUUAUCUUAUUAGCGUUCUCCUUUUUUCUUAUGGUAGAUCAUGGAAGAAAGAAAUCAGUUUUUCAUGAGCAUGUUGAAUGAGUUGAUCGAAGUUACGACACAGGAACUGACCAAAGUGGAACGUACUAAGUUUGAGACCCUUGUCACCAUUCAUGUCCAUCAGAGGGACAUUUUUGACGAGCUGGUAAGUUGACAACGCUAAUGGGACAACAAAAGUGAACAUGAUCUUCGCAGUAGAAUAAACAACCUUAGUUGUUGAAAAAAAACCUUUAAACUCAUCGCUAAUUAUGGGCUUGGGAGCAGGUGCCUUAAAGGUUAAAGGUUAAAGGUUAAAGGGGGCCAAAUGCAAUGAGCAGAGAGGGGGUAUCCAUGGCAACCCUGGAAGCGGGAACCACCUCAAGAGCGCCCAUUAACCGGCACCGUCACACUGAAUGAAAUUCAGUGGAGAUACUUACCUAAGAGAAUACUUACCUGAGAAAAUACUUACAAAACUACCAAGCAGGGAGGGAGGAGAGGGAGAAAGAAUCCGCAAUGUUUCGCAAGAAGGGAAAAAUUGAUCCGCUACGAUCAGUAAGCAAAGCUACAAUGCAACGCAACACUAGCAAAAGAGCACACAAGGAGCCCUUCAAUUCCCCGAGGGCUGCCCCGUAGGUCACGUACUGGAGUGGGAGAAGACCGCUCGCCAACUCGCUCGAGUUUAACUUUGCUUAAAUGAUAUUUUGCCACAUGAAAAAAAUUCAUGCUUGACCGGGAAUCGAACCCUGGGCCUUUGCGAUGACCGGGUACAGUGCUUUAUUCAUUGAACUAAUCAAGCCGUCUGGAGAGCAAGCUAUCGUGACUUCGUUAUAUACCCGUUGGUGAAAAUGACAUGAAUUGAAUGUGUAUUGUUAAGUGUCUAUACCAGCUGUGUCUGUCUACCCGCUGUGUGACUCAUGAGAGCACACCCUCUAUCUACAGUCAAAACUGUUGGAAGGCUACUACUUUUUAACUUUGUUCCCUUAUUCUUUCCGCCCCCUGACCCACUGUUGGACGAAACUAAAUUGUUUGUGCUGCAAUUGUAAUUGAACGGGGGAACGGGAAAUAUUUAGCGAAAUGAAAAAAUUUUUUUGAACAUUAACAUGGACUGCUUUUAAUUUGUAUAACUUUCCCAACUAAUUUUGUCCGGGACUGUAGCUUGAACUCAGCUGUUUACAGCUUCUCUAUUUUCUCAUCGCAAAUUAGAAGUAAUGCAACAAACAGUUGGGGAAGCAAACACCAAAUUCUGAGGGAUUAGGCAGAGUUUCGUGACUCUCACGCUCCGCUUUGACAUGCAUGACAUACGCGCGUUUGGGCGCGAAAAUUGGCCCUUUGUACGCCUACAUGAUACAAAAAAAAACACCUUGCUGGAUGGCAAACGGCGCAGAGGGAAAGAAAAGCAAAGAGAUUACGUCAUUCAAAAAGCAUAUAUCCUUUCUCUUCACGUUCCCACUGCGUCGAUGCCAUACAGUAAGGUGUUUUUUUGUACCAUGUGACCGUAUUCUGCAAAAGGCCCAUACCGGGCAGUGAAUAGUAUAGCUUGAACCGAUUUAAUGUACGGAACCCUCUACCCCUUCUUUCAACGGUUCUACUCAGUACUAAACUCACCCGGACGGCCAUUAACAAUGCACUUUUUGCAAGUUUUGUCUGAUCAUUCAUCACUGAUUCGUUGUGUCAACAGUGUAAGAAGAACAUUAAGCUACCAACAGACUUUGAAUGGCUGAAGCAGUCACGUUUCUACUUCCGCGAGGAGACGGACGAGUGCGUGGUAUCCAUAACUGAUGUGGACUUUAUUUACCAGAAUGAAUUCUUGGGCUGCACCGACAGGCUUGUUAUCACGCCUUUAACUGACAGGUUAGGAGAAUGUUUGAAAUACCGCAAAACUGCGAAAAUAAGCCCCCCAAACUCGUACCGCAAAAAACCCUCCGUUAAAUCGCCUCUCCAAAUAUAAGCCCCCCCGGGGUCUUGUACUUGGAAAUUGUCGUCAACUUUACAAAGUAAAACAAAGCAAAAACGGUAGAAUUCCUUCCAACUAUAAGGCUGGCCCGAUCGAUUUUGAAACGUAAAUUUCCCUCCAUACAUAAACUCCUUCAAAAAUAAGCCCCUCAAAAAGGGCCUUCGAAAAAUAUUAGCCCCGGGGCUUAUUUUCGGAAUUUUACGGUAGCCGAUGCAGGCAAUGGUUUUCCCGACACCGACCUCGUUAAGAGUCGGGCCAUUAGAAACGUUAUGGGCGGAGCGGGUGGGGGAUGGAACGAAGUGCAAAAAAAAUAUUCAUGCAAGGGAAAAUUAACUAUAGAAAUAAGUGAAAUGUUAACGAAAAAAUAUUCAUACAGCUCGAAAAUUCCCCACAUCCGCCAUAACUUUUCUAAUGGUCCGCCCCCAAGCUUUUUUGUCAGUUGCCGUUUUUAUACUAAGGACGCAUUAUCCGGGUUGUGACUAGAAUGGAUACCUCAAAGUCAGAUUGACAUCUUCACUCAAAAUACAUGAUAGGAGUCUUAUAACUUGCAGUAGUUUGUACUUAAUUUUUAACGUACUUUACAUGGCGUUGAUCGUUACAUUAUUGAAAGCUAACCGCUUUUAAAAAAGUGCUUAACCCUAAUCACUGUACUUCGGUGCUAAACCCUCUAUACAAUUCUUUUCCUUGCACAACUGUCUCUUACUCUGAUUUCCCCACUUUUCUAAAAGUUCUCGUGCCCAAUAAAUUCGCCUAAAUAUGGUAUGGCGCGGUGUAGAGUAUAGCUUUUUGUAAUAAACAUAAGGUGUCCAACCUCAUUUUGAGGUAUCCAUUCUAGUCACAACCGCAUUAUCCGUCUGGACUAACUUGGGCAAACAUUUUGUAGUUCGUGUGGUUAUGGGUUUCUAGUAUAAAGACAGGCACAAGACGCAUUAUGUGUCCAGACUAACUACCUUUCGUAGUGUGUUGUUCAAGACUGAUACUGUUGUUGUAAUUUUGUGGUUUUGAACAUGUGUGUUUUGGUUUUGUUAUUGUUGUUGUUUUCUUUUUGCAAAGUGGUGAACCGUUAAUAUUUCCGCUUAGGUGUUACAUCACUCUGGCCCAGGCUCUUGGUAUGUCAAUGGGUGGCGCUCCUGCUGGACCGGCAGGGACUGGAAAGACUGAGACCACGAAGGUAUAUUUUCUAAAAUGACAUUGUGUGUUAACUGCCUCAAAAACAAAACAAUGUGAAAUGCAAAAUAUCAAAACUGUUCCGAAGUCCAGAGAGUACAGGACAAGGAGAAGUAAGGAGCGAAUGGAGGAGGCUGCGUGGCUGCCGAGUGAUUAAAGUGACGACUUGCGAUCUGGAGCCUCCGAGUUCACCCUAAUCGCUAGCUGAAUUUGUUUUCAGUAGUCCCGAGUUCAAAUCCUGGACAACGCUUCAAAAUUGUCUGCUGCUAUGCCUCCUGCUAUGCCUCCUGCCACUUAGGAUUUGAUGAUGAUCAUCAUCAUCAUUAUCAUCAUCAUUAUCAUCACCAUCACCAUCAUCAUCACCAUCACCGGCGGAGUACCGGGAGGAAAACCUCUCGAAGCAAGGGCGAAAAGCAACAACAUACGCAACACACCGAUGAUGUCGCUUUCAGGAUGCGAACCUCGACCACAUUGUGACAUGCGAGUGCUCUCACCAUCGCACCGCGAUUGAACCCAAGGGUGGCCACAAAUUCCUUUUUUCCCACAAAGUUUACCAAUAAAGUUUUCUGUUCUUUGUUUUAGGACAUGGGAAAAGCCUUGGGUAAAUUCGUUGUUGUUUUUAACUGCUCUGAUCAAAUGGAUUACCGUGGUUUGGGCCGUAUCUACAAAGGUAACUCUCUUUAUUCAACCACUCUAUUUCAGAGAGCACUAAAAAAAAUGAAUGUCAUCUUGUCCGACAAGCAUCGCUUAAGUUUUACUUGGCGACGACCAGCGUAUCGUCGUCCGAGAUUGUGAUUUGGUUAGAAGUUGUCCUGCCUGGGCCUUCGCCCAUUGGGCUAGUGAGAAUAAAAUUUACUUGCCUAAUAGGAAACUUUACCUCUCGCGGACGAACGGGUGUGACUUUUGCGAGUUCUGUGGUGAAGCUACGAUGAUCUUUAGAGCCGUUGCGGUUAGUUGGGGUUUGUGGUGGAGACAGCUGACACUUCAAACAGUUAAAAAUGCAGGCUAAAAUUUGUUGGAUGCAUCGCUUUAAGAAAUAAUUGAUUUUGUUAUUUUCUGUAUGGUAGGUCUGGCUCAGUCUGGAAGCUGGGGCUGUUUUGAUGAAUUCAACCGUAUUGAGCUUCCGGUGUUGUCAGUGGCGGCACAGCAGAUUCACGUGGUGCUCACGUGCAAAAAAGAGCGGAAGAAAAUGUUUAUUUUCACUGACGGGGAUGAGGUGGACAUGGACCCUGAAUUCGGUAUCUUCUUAACCAUGGUAUGCAAAGUUAACUAUGUACAGUAUGUGCAGUACAUGAUAUGGGUAAUUAUUUCCUUAUUCCGUGCCCCGCCUACAAAUUCUAUUGAUUUUUGUUAUAUAAUUAUGUAUGGCGAUGUUAGUGAUAUGAAAUAAAGUAAGUAGAUAUGUCCAGAAGGGGUAACCUUUGAAAUGCGGGUAGAAGGAACAGUUUUCAAAAACGCGUAUUGCAAUCUUUUUUACUCUUCUUCAAUUUUAUCUAUCCGUGCGCUCUGUUAGUAUGUGGGUAAUCAAGGAUUUGGACAAAACGCAAGUGAAAUUAUUCCCUAAUUUCACGAGUAUACCAUUUGAUUACCUAUUAAUAUCAUGGGCGACGAAUUACGUUAGCAGUCUUGGAUUUUUGACAUGUUUAUCCUCAGUCGUAUCGAUCGAGAGCUCCUGCACUCUCUCGAACGUUUAGAGGUUAAAUUUGGCUUAGGUUCAGAGUUUUUCGACAAAAUACCUGUUAGAAUCCUUCUUGAUGUGCUCUUUCGUGUGUUCAGGUUUUCUAAAGCGUCCUUUUGUGCCCUGACAUCUUCAUUCAUGACAUUUUAAAACUUCGUCGCCAUCUUGACACUGAGACGUACGGAAGGUUGCCAUGGCAAUUUUGUAAUUUCGCAUGUGAAAUUACAAAUUAACGCUGAAAUUUUGCGCCAAAAUUAAGGAGUAAUUCGUCACCUAUGAUAUUAGCUGUGUUAUUUGUAUCUCUCUUCACUUUUGUAUGUGGCUAUUACAUUUCUUUAAAUUUGGUACGUAGCCAGUUCCUAGCUAUUGCUUUAUUUGGCUAAAUUAGGUGACGUCACUCCCUUCUCUUUCUUUGAAUAGAACCCAGGUUAUGCUGGCCGACAGGAGUUACCGGAAAACUUGAAAAUUAUGUUCCGCACCGUGGCUAUGAUGGUACCUGACCGACAGAUCAUCAUCAGGGUCAAGCUGGCUUCUUGUGGCUUCAUCAAGAACGUUAUUCUUGCUCAGAAGUUUUUCACUCUCUACAAACUGUGCGAAGAACAGCUCACUAAACAGGUUAGUAGCUUCUUGCGUUAUAAUGUGAACUUUACCUGCUUUGUGUUCUUCGUCAGUCAUAUAACUAGUACUGAGUAUAAUAUUCUGGCCCAAACAAUCCCUUCCCUAACCCAACAUUUUUCCUUAAGUGGGAAGUUCAUGUUAAAGUUGGGUUGGGGGAGGGGUAAGUAGACAGUUUCCCAUGAUCUUAAAAUACAGAUUUAGUCAAGUUUCUUCUAUGUGACCUCCUAGUGUGGGUCUCUGCCGUUGUUCAAACUGUUUGUUUUACUCUCUGUAAAGCGGAUACUUGCCGAAGACGGUCGUUUAAUUCUGGUUCCAACGGGGUCGGUCUUAGAUCGAGUUGACUGAAGGCCUCCUGUUCACCUCGUUAUUUUCACGUAUUACUCGAUUUAGUUCUAUUUGAACCGGUAUUUAGCUGUAUUUGACGUUCAUAUGUUUUUGCCAACAUACUUCUUUAAAUUACACUGCUAUCAAUUGGUUAUAAUUUAUUGGGUAAGUGAUAAGCGAACAAACAGAAGUAUUGACGUCUUCUUUUUCCUACUAGGUGCAUUACGAUUUUGGUCUUCGUAACAUCUUGUCAGUUCUCAGAACACUUGGAGCAGUCAAGAGAGCCAACCCGGAGGUAACGUUAUUUUUUUCUGCGCAUGUCUCACCUUUUUAUUUUUGAUCCGACGCAAUAUUUUUCAAACUACGCUUCGAGAGUGAAUACCCAGAUUUUUCACUAACCUGCUAAGAAACUAUAAAAGCUAUAAUAUACCAGAAAUUGUUCAUGUAGCACGUGAUACUAAGGCUGCCUUCACACAGGAAUGGACGAGUUUUCGAUCGUCUGAAAAUUUUUACCGGAUACUUUGUUCACACGUGACCGUGCAAUAUUCUCGCUCUGUGCACACUGAACUUUGAAUGGCAAGGCGUCUGAAUUUUCGCACGGUUAUAGUUGUUACGUGUGAAUUGAAAUCUUAAUCACAGGGUUCGCACAGACGUGAAAAGUCCUUGAAUUUAGGGGGAGUACAACGUAUAGGCUAAGAGGCGAGGGCUUGAAUUUGAAAUUACCUAACUUUAAUCUUAAAUUUAAGAAGAAUUCUUUCACUUACUCAUGAACUAAGUUAUGGAACAGUUUGCCUUUUCAAGUGCGUCUCUCAAGUGAUGCUAAUGACUUCAGAAGUAGAUUGCACGAUUGUAGCUUUCAACUGUUUUUAGAACGAGUAUUAUAGUUUUCCUAGUCACAUUUCUAGUAUGUGGCUUUUUAGUCGGUUUUAGCUUUUUAUAUUUUUAAUACCAAGUUUUUUUAUAUGUAUCUAUUUAUUGAGUUGUUUUUAAAAUUGAAUAAUAUUAUAUAGUUGUAAUUAUUAUAGAUUUUAUUUAUACACGUUCGUAUUUUGAACGAGUUUUUUAGCUCUUUGACGCAACGUGUUAAAAUAAAUGAUUGAUGAUUGAUGAUGAUUGAGUCCUUGAAAAGUCCUUAAAUUUCUGUUCAAGUCCUUGAAAAGUUCUUGAAUUUUCUUCAACUUUCAAUGUAAUGUCCUGGAAAGUGUUUUUAAUGCUUUUGGCUGUGCAAGACAGAACAUAAAUCAUAGCUCAGAGAAUUUAAAGGUUAUUUACGUAAAGCUCUCUUUGUUUUAUGCAAUAAUUAUCAUUCAUAAGACAAGUGAACUGAAAAAUGUAGAGAAGGUGGUGAAACAAGUACUUCAAGCCUUAAAGUCUUGUUAUAUAGACUGGGAAUGUGCAUUUUUGUACAAUCUGUGAAACUAUAUUCCUGUUAGGUGGUCCUUGAAAAUCGAAUGUGGACCUUACAAAGUCCUUGAAAAAUGGUUGCAAUUUUUUUGUAUGACCCCUGAAACAGGCGCCUUUUCGACCGGUCGAAAAUUCUGUGUAUUCAUAUACGACCUCUUUGAUUUCUGUUAACAGGACGGUGAAGAUCGUAUCGUGAUGAGAGUUCUUCGUGACAUGAACUUGAGUAAGCUGGUCGACGAAGAUGAACCGCUGUUCAUGAGUUUGAUCGACGAUUUAUUCCCAGGCCUUACUCUUGACAAAGCAGGUUACCCGGAUAUUGAACAAGCUAUUGCUGAUUGCGUGGAGGAGGCGAAACUUGUAAAUCAUCCGCCUUGGACUCUCAAGCUGAUUCAGGUUUUAUUUCUCUCUUGGAUAACCAAGGUUGCUAAUAAAUAAGUAGAGCGCGCUCUUUUAAGAAAAAAAUAUUUCUGUUAUAGUUCACUCCCCUCUUACUGUUUAGUUAUUCUACUACAAACCAAUAGUAAACCUAAAAUCUCAAAAGAAGGACAGAAAAUGGAUACAGUCAGACCCCCUCAAUACGGCCAUAGGAAGUGACCGUAUUAAGCGGGUUGAAUGUAGAGAAAAUGUAAGGAAGGCGUUUCCCCAGGGACAAAGCAAACUGUCCGUAAUAACGAGGUGUCCGCACUAAGCGGGGUUCGACUUAUUUUAUUAAGUGAUAGUAUGGUGCCGGCGAGUGUGGUUUUUUAGACCUUAUUUCUGAGGUCUUCGGACACUUUCUACGCAUGGCGACGAGAAGAUUCAUAAUCAGUAUUUUCUAUUCUUCAUUCACCGUCAACAACAAACGUAUUUAGGACUACGCUCGCCCGGACGAUCAUAUUCCACCUACUUAUGACUCCCUCAAACAAUUUACUAUCUGUCUUUUAGAGUGCUUUUAUUCUUUAAUUCUUAAUAACCUUAUUUUGUUUUGUUGUUGUUGUUGUAGUUGUAUGAGACCCAACGUGUUCGUCACGGCAUGAUGGCUCUUGGCCCGAGUGGUGCUGGAAAGACUAAGUGUAUUAAUAUUCUUAUGAAGGCCAUGACUCAGUGUGGUGCGCCCCACAAAGAGUUUCGUAUGAACCCCAAGGUAUUGAAUCAACAGUGAACUUUUUUUGUGUUUUCAGCUUUGUCGAAGCUGGUACCUUAGCUACUUUGCUGUUAUGUUAUGUAGUGUAGGUAAGUAAGUUAGUCCAAUUUUGGAAAGGUUUGGAAAGGCAUCGAAACGCCGAAGGGUACAGACGAUCUUUCAUCGCAGAGUGUUUUGUCUUUUGAUGACAGGCGUCUGUUGCAACGAAGCUUUCAGAAACCUUUAGUUUUAUUGGCCUUUGACGAUGCAGCUGCCAUUUUUUUUUUUAAGGCCGGGUACUUUUUUGGGGCCAUUCAUCUAUUGUUUCGUUAACUAUUUUAACAACCCACCCAAAUUCCUUAACAUCACAUAUAGUGACAGUGACUUUAAAUGCCACUUUGUUUUCUCUUUUAGGCCAUCACAGCACCCCAGAUGUUUGGCAGACUAGAUGUCUCUACUAAUGACUGGACUGACGGAAUCUUUUCCACGCUGUGGAGACGAACACUGAGAGCUAAGAAGGUGAGUUUUCCGGUUCAGUAGAAAUGAAUCACAAUCACAAGAUAAAGCACUAGAAGUUUGUAGUUAAGAAAUUCUCACCCGAUACACACAUGUAUUCAGAAUGUGCCUCUAUGUGACUGUCAAUUUUAUAGUGCAAAACACCUUUGCACUUAACUGAAGAACUUUGCUUAGUUUGUCCCCGUAUCUGUAAACCUGAGGUAAUUUUGGAGGUACAAUUCAGUUUUUUAUAUCUCAGAUUAAACACUCUCAAUAUCCGCUUUCAGUUUAUUUAUUGAAAUAUAGAAACUGUCUCAGCUUCCAAUAGCAAACGUAAGAUAUAUUAAAAUUCUAACAUGGCUUUCUGGUCAUUUUUCUAUAUUUGGUUUGAUUUUCUUUGUGCUCAAGUCUCUUCUGGGAAUUGUGAGACAAUGGAGUCGUGAAAAAUUUGCAAUUUUGUCCCUAAAGCCUCGGAGUAAUGUUAGAAUUUGAAACCCGACCUCUCAAGUUUCACAGUUUACUCUAUUUCUCUCCCUUCCUCCCAUCUCUAUCAUUUUACGCGCCACUCUCCCCCGAGCUUCACGAGGUUUUGCGAUACACGUAGUUCUAGUUCAUCGACUUAUUGAAGUCAGUCUCAUCCAACGAACGAUUGGGUCAUGCAUUUCAGGGGGAACACAUAUGGAUUGUUCUUGACGGUCCUGUGGACGCUAUCUGGAUUGAGAACCUUAACAGCGUGUUAGACGACAAUAAAACUCUAACACUGGCAAACGGUGAUCGUAUUCCAAUGGCUCCAAACUGCAAAGUCGUGUUUGAGCCCCACAACAUCGACAACGCCUCUCCUGCCACAGUGUCAAGGUAAAGUCGUCAUUUUAGAUGUAAAGCACCCUUCCAUCUUUUUAGUAAGACUGAUUUUUAUUUCCAAUUAUGGGAGAGGAGGUUGGUAAAGUGGGAAAUGGGUGGGGGCAUAAUUAAAAAUAAUGACCUACAGUUGUCACUAGUCAGUGAACGCAGUAAUGACCUGCUGGUUCUACGACAGUGGAAAUGGACAUUGAAUUGGAUAAUGCUUUCGCUCCUAGCUGGCCACCCCACCGCGCUCGCGCAUUAUAUCUAGGAAGACCUUAGAGCUCGGUUAUUAUCCCCCCGCCCCUAUUCUUUAUUUAAGUGAAUUAAACAACUCUUUUUAAAUUAAACUCGUUUUCUCCUUUUCCUCUCUACAAGAAAUGGUAUGGUUUACAUGAGCUCUUCUGCGCUGGACUGGAAACCUAUUCUACAGGUAAAUGUCCCUAUUGCUUUACGCAAAUGACUUGGACGAUUAGGUUUACUAUGACUUUUUAGGAAAUACACGAAGACGACGCAUAACGCAGGCUAACUCGUGUAGAAAGGUCACCGUCAGUGCGUUUUGACUCCUGAUCGGGGGUGGGGGAGGUUAUUUACGCUGAUCACAUCGAGACCGAAUACAUACUUCUAUUAAAACCGCUCUAUUGUAAACUUCUCGCUCGUUAAUUAACUAACGACAUUCACCUCAGGUAACUUUUGUUUGUAGGGCUGGUUGAACACUCGUCCACAGCUAGAAAGAGAUGUUCUGUUCCCGCUGUUUGAAAGCGUUUUCGACGAGCUACGAUCAUUUGUGAUGCAAAACUGUUUCCCAAAGAUGGAAGUAAGUGUUAGAGUUUCCUUUCACGCACUAAAAUUGCAAGUAAUUAAAGGGCAAUUUUACCAUAUUCUAUUCAAUAUUUGAAACUGUAUAAGCUGAAGUAUGGGUAAAGUCGAGCUUGACCCUGCGGACACCUUUUUGCGGAAAAAUCUCUCGGCCUGAUAGAUGCAAAACUUCAUAAUUUCCAAUGUCUGUUACACUUAUGUACAGUUCUGUUGGGCCCAAAUACUCUAUACCUCACACAAUCCCCACCUCUGUAUGGACACUUCGCUUUGUCUCUUUGAUGUCCUUUAGUGUAUUACGGCGGUUUUACAGGUUAUAAUCUAUGUUCUCUAAGGAAACAUGGACGCUGUAACAUUAGAGAGAUUUACGGCAAACUUGCAUUUGUGCCACGUGACCAAGUUUACCCUUAACUUGUUGUUUCCUGUUUAUUAUAGCUACACUGAAAUCAGUAGAUUCUCGUCAUAAGAAUUUUUUGAGCUGUUUUUAUCUGCUAAUGUUUUAUUUUGAGAAUUUCUCACCUUGAAUCUGACGCUUGCCGAUUCACGUUUCACGUAAAAGUGACUAUACAUCUAUCUACAUCUGAUUCCCGAAGCAAGCCUCGUGUUUGGUUUGAUUUGACUGUUACUUCUGUCCUGCUUCCUUUUCUUUUAAGUCUGGUUCAGGUUGUCUUAUUCCGCCGUAUUACCUACGAUAUAGGCGCCAUUACUACCUAGGACACUGUUCCGAUAGGAGAACAAAGGUUGCCGGCAGCAAUGGUUGUGGGGUGCGCUUAUUCGAUCAUUUACGUUACACAUUCUCUUGUACAGGUUUUGGAGUGUAACAACAUUGUUCAAGCCAUGAACAUUCUGGAAGGUUUAAUUCCCGGCGAGGAUGCCCCUAAACCAGCAGAUGCCAAUCAUCUAUCAAAGUUGUUUGUAUUUUCUCUCAUGUGGAGUGUUGGAGCAUUGCUUGAACUGGAUGAUCGGAAAAAGGUGUUUUUACGUUGAGCAUGAUUCGCAUCAAUCCUUUUGUGACGUACUUUUUAUUUAUUAUUUAUUUAAUUUAUUUAUUUGUACGCAGUGCACGUAAGACUCAGAUCGCCCACAAGCUGAGCUCAGCGGUUUUUUUUCAAUAGCGAGAAUUGUACACCACACCCUCCUCUGUGUCGCCAAACCUGGAGGGGACACUGGUCAAUCUCGCCUACUCCUAUGAAUAGGCCAUUUCCGAGUUUCCCCGGGCCUCUGUAUCAAAACGAGGUUAAUUGCUCAAUCUUUAAUACGGAAAUGAUUUUUCAUCGCUUGCAAAUAAAACUCAUUUUCAAAAGAGAGGUUGUCCACUCGGUCUCAUUUUGAAAGUGAGGGUUUUUGGAGCUCGGAAGUGGCCUACUGUAAAAUACACGUGGGUGCAGAGAAACAGACUAGAGCAACGUUUCUUGUCUAAGGAAGCAAGAGGAGUAAAUGGGAUGUACUCUUUUUGGCCUUUUGCAGAUGGAAGAUUUCUUAGUGGGAAAAGGAAACUUCAACAUGCCCCCUGCUGAGGGACUGGACACAAUUUUUGAAUUCUUGGUUAACGAACAAGGGGAAUGGGAACAUUGGUCUGAAAGGGUAAGUUGUCUGCGCAGGAUAAAAAACUUUGUUUUUCACUCCAGUCCGGCGACAAGAUAGUCUGCUACAACAGCCGUUUUAAGUGUCGUCGCGCAACGCUGGAGAGGAGCGUUGCGUUACGACACUAAAAACGGCUGUGUAGCAGACUAGCGAAAAGUGAACGAAUGCUGCCAAAAAAGAGAGAAAUCUUAGUUUUAGGCAAGGUCAGUACGAAAAGUCAGGGAAUUUUGUUUUUAUGUUGCCACUGAGAUUGGUGGAGUUUAAAAGAAAGUCAUUUUCUUUCCCUGAAGAAAAUAAAAACGUGUAGUUGAUUGAUUUUGUUGUUGUGUUCUCCAAGUCCUCUAAAGAUGAAGGAUCACAUAAUAAAAUAAAUAAAAAUAAAUAACGAUUUGCAGGUAGCACAUCCACAUAGAGGUUCUUCGUCUACCUGAUUCCUGGCCGAAUGGGAAUUUGGAAAUGUUGGUUUUUGAGGAGAGGGGAAAACCGGAGUACCCGGAGAAAAACCUCUCGGAGCAAGGGGAGAACCAACAACAAACUCAACCCACAUAUGGCGUCAACGCCGGGAUUUGAACCCGGGCCACAUUGGUGGGAGGCGAGUGCUCUCACCACUGCGCCACCCUUGCUCCCCGAAGAAAAUAACUAGAAAAGAAAAAAUAGAAAAGAUUGAAACAACUUAUCGCGCGCAAAUGUAAUCGCCCCUGUGAACGAGCCUCAGUAAACGUCUCAGGUUUUCCUCUGUGCUGCAAUGAUAAUGUACAUGUCACUUUAUUAUUUCAGGUUCCAGUUUAUGAAUAUCCCAAGACCAGUAUUCCUGAGUAUGCGUCCAUUCUUGUACCAAACGUUGACAACACUCGAACAGACUACCUCAUCCACGCUCUGGCCAAACAGAGCAAGGUAAAUGCUGUGAUUUUUGUAGAGGAUAUUCACACUUAAGUGUCAUUUGACAACAAAUACAAAAUUUCGUCAGUAAUAGCUGGAUGAGCUUUGUUAAUAAAGCUCCAGUAAACCGAAUGACCGGUCGCGAGUUUGAUUCCCGGGGCCGGAGCAAUACCCAGCGUCUUUGGAAGGUACUUUGUACGUCUCUGGUGUAGCUUGUGAAACGUAAAUUAUGGCGGCUGGUUAUGGUAAUUUAACCUUACAUGGGAAUAUUUGUUGGCUUCACUCUAGAGCUUCAAGUAUAAUGUAAGUGUACUUGGAACCUACUUUGAGUGUGAAGGGGUGAAAUGUACCUACUUCAAGUUUACUUGGUGACCAUGGAAACGUUCGUAGUUCGAAGAAGCCGAAUUUCGCCCUCAAGUAUGGUCUACGCCACACUUGAGAACACACUUGACCAAUGAGAAAUGGAAACCAUGUGCACGAUGUGCACGUGCAGCAGUCCCAAGAUUCGAAUGAAUGGAGAGAUUGAUAGCUUUUAUUACAAGUAAUAUACUCUAUCGGCAAGUGUGAAGCCAUGUUUUCUACAGAGCGACUUACGAUUUCCAAGUGCACUUGAAUUAAGUGCUUACUUGAAACUAACUUCGCUUCUAGUGUGAAGCCAACAAUUAAGGGUGGAUUCAUUUGCAACACACGCGUCACGGUGUAUUUCCCGCUUGAAAUUUUUAUUAUUUGUAAGCCUAUAAACAGUAAAAAAUUCCAGCGGGCAAAUGCGACACCUACACGAAUAUGUUCCAAGAGAAUCCACCCUAAAUUUGUGUGAGAAAUUCAUUCUGGUAUUCGUAAUAAAAUGACGCUAUCGUGAAAAUGUUAUUUCUGUUGUAUCAUCAUUUUAUCAGCUAAAGCAGCCAUUUUUGCCAUAGGCGCGAAAAAAAUACUUAUUUUUAUAUGUGUUUGAUUUUCAUUCCGUGUCCGUCUACAGGCAGUGUUGUUAAUUGGUGAACAGGGUUCAGCCAAAACUGUCAUGAUGAAAGGAUACUGUAACAAAUAUGACCCGGAACAACAACUCGUCAAAUCUGUUAACUUCUCAUCUGCGACCACUCCAAACAUGUUCCAGGUAAGUUUGAGUAACAUUCGCACGUACCAGAAGAGUGUUUCACGCUGUUGCCAGGAAGUUGGCUUUUGCUAUUUCUUCACUUAUCACAUUUAUUCAUACAGUAAGUAAGGGUAUAAACGGGCCAAUAGCGCCAAGGACUGCGGUAGCCAGUGGCGCCCUCGUAUAGGUGGUUUUCACGUGACGUCAUCGCCGCCAUACUGGUGGAUAGUAAACAAAAGAUCGCUCAUUAGCUGGUUUUGUUUGUCCACCAGCAUUUGUUCAUUUCACCAUUGUUUAUUGUGUCUCCAGAGAUUGCAUGAAAACCACCUAUAUUGACGCAAUGCAUUUCUGAACACUUGCUAUCGAAAUUACCCAAAGAUAGUUUGAAAAGUCUUACUAGUAUACAGUCUAUUGUGAAAUCCCUAUUCUCCGCAUUCGGAUUGUUAUAAGAAGACAUUGUGUUGCUAAAAACUUGUCUUCAGCAGACCUCAUCCACGAUACCCGCCAUCUUUGCAUGCGCUUUAGGGCUGAUGGGAUAAAAGCAAUGUCACGUGGUUUCUCAGGGGGCAAACAAGUGAUAAACUCUUCCAAUACAAGAAAUCGCGGUCGAGUUUGUAUAUUCUAGACAAAAGAAAAUGAAGAGCUUUUUAUCUUGAAGACGCUAGUGGCAAGUUGUUAGUGAAAGUGUUCAUUGUAACUUUAUUUGGAAGCAAUGGCGACCGUAGAUGUCCGUUCAACAUGUAAUAAUGACGUAAAACUUGUCAAAACUCGAACUGUACAUGUUGAAUGACUAUUAAAUCGUCGUCUCGUUUUGAUAGAAUAAACAAAUUCGACCGCGAUUACUCGUAUUGGCAAAUUUUAUUCAUCGUUUGCCCCCUGAGAGACCACGUGACAUUGCUAAUGGCCCAUCGAUCCUAAGGCGUAUGCAAAGAUGGCGGGUAUCGUGAAUAAGGUCUAUUGUUAACGAGGAACAUUUAUAUCUUGUUGCCCUAACCAUAUUUGGGGUUGAUUGAAGUGCACUGUGCAGUUGGAUUUUUUUACUAUAUACUUCUCCUGUGGCUUCAAACAGCGCACUGUGGAGAGUUACGUGGACAAGCGAAUGGGUACAACAUACGGUCCACCAGCUGGCAAGAAAAUGACAGUUUUUAUUGACGACAUCAACAUGCCUGUGAUCAACGAGUGGGGAGAUCAGGUAAGUAGGAAUUAAUUAGACAAAGAAGGACUUUUUUGCUGUAAAAUUCAAGCUAACGGACAAGCAAGCAAGAUGAUCAGUAUAUGAUUCUGGGAAACUGUCCACCUACCGUCCGUACCCUUCCCGUAGCCCAGCCCAACAUUUUUCCCUAAGUGAGCAGCAGCGCGAUACAUUGGAUACAGUGGUCUGUUUUCUACCAUUGCUGUUGCCCUCUCAACAAAACCGAAAACCUUUUUGAUGUUGUAGAGAGGCUAAAACAAGAGUAAAUGUAUCCACCGGGACAAAAAACAAUUGGUGGUUGUGGAAAAUGGCCAGAAUGUGUUCUUCUCUACAAAAGUUAACCAAAAGGCGUCCAAGAUAUAAAGUAUGAAACACGUUUUACAUCAACAAGUUAUGUAGAGCUAAGGAAAAUUUCUAAAGGGAUUAAAUUCAUCUCAGGCCAAUGUUGUGAAUGAACACAUCUUUUUCUCUAUAUUAGAUCACGAACGAAAUUGUUAGGCAAGUCAUGGAAAUGAAGGGGUUUUACAGCCUGGACAAACCCGGUGAUUUCACCAACAUUGUUGACAUACAGUUCGUGGCGGCCAUGAUCCAGCCAGGUGGAGGGCGCAACGACAUUCCAAGCCGUCUGAAGCGCCAAUUUACUAUUCUCAAUUGCACGCUUCCUGCCAAUGCUUCCAUCGAUAAAAUUUUCAGUUCAAUCGGCUGUGGUUAUUUCAAUAACGAGCGUGGAUUUCCUCAAGAGGUCCAGAAAAUGGUUAAUCCUUUGGUUUCGUGUACACGAAAGUUGUGGCAGAAGACCAAGGUUAAGAUGCUGCCUACACCAGCCAAGUUCCAUUACAUUUUCAAUCUGAGAGAUCUCAGUAGAAUUUGGCAGGUAUGACAACAUGGCAGAUCCUCUUUUUAUCUUACAUCCUUUAACUCUUAAGAGGCAGGAACUUUCAUUAGAUUAAAUUUCAUUAGCCUGGUACCAGGAUUUUUCUUACGCGUGCGGCGAACACGCGAGAAAAAACGCGGAGUUAUGUCUUAUUUCCGCUCGGGUUCCUAUAAAGACUUGUCGAUAUUAGAAACCGCGCGUGAAAAGUCUCUAGCACCCUACUACGGUUGUAAUAGUUAGUUUAAGCCUAGAGGGUGAGAACUGCCUUGAAUUUCUCCGUAAUUACAUAUGAAAGCGACGAGUAUAAUCAGUCUUGAAAUUAAUGCAAACAACUCUUAAUCUUCGUGAAACUUUCAUUCGUGAGGUGUUGAUUUUGACUGUCGUGUAAAGAAAAAUAAUGGUAUUUCAAUAAAAAAUGAGAAUGAUCACGGUGGCAAUACUGUGGCAAUACUGUGCCAAGUUGUAAAACAUAGGGAGCAGUAGCGAAUUAUUAAUAUUAUGGUUUUUACCGCCACCCGAUUAGCUCAAUUGGAUAAGCGCCGGUCUACCGAGCGCGAGAGGCAUCUUCAAACGAAAAGACUUUCUAGUCUUCUUGGAUAAGGACGACCCUUGCACAUAUAAAUUCUGUGUUAAGUUAAAGAACCCACACACUGUUCGUAAAGAGUAGGAGACGAUGGUCUAUCUCCAUUGGGUCGAGGGACUGUUAUAGGCCCGCAGUAAUUGGCUCUAGUCGCGCAGUUGCGGUGACCCUGCCAAGAAUUGGCGAACGUAAGUAAAUAAAUAGCAAUAGCUAUUUAUAGCGGUCUCCUUCUGACACUCGUACACUACUUAUAUGACCUUAGGGGAUGCUGACAGUGACUUCUGAAGUGGCUACGACUGCCAAGCUGUUCCUAAACCUGUGGAAACAUGAGUGUAAUCGCGUCAUCGCUGAUCGAUUUACCAACCAGCAGGACAAGGACUGGUUUGAAAAGACUUUAAAGCAGGUUAUAGAGGAAGAUUUUGAUGCUGAAACAGCAACUUUGUUAGACGCAGAGCCCUACUUUGUGGAUUUCAUGAGGGAUCCUCCCGAGCCCACAGGUAUGAAGUGUGUUCAGACUUAGCUGCCUGGAGUGGCGUGACCUCUUUACAAAAAUUAUGGGAUACAACUUAACAGAGAAGAGAAGUGAUGACGUCACAAACACAAAAUUUGUGAAAUUAUGGGAUAGGCUGGUAUAUCCAAAGAGAACAAGCCAGGAGAAAAAUGUUCUGCAAUUGCCAAAAAUCAGCCUGUUCGUGCACUUGGCAGGAGAUAUAAGCAUUAUUUUCCGAUGAUUCCAUAUAAAUCCUUCUAAAAUAGGCCUGGAUCGUAAACGUUAGGAUCUAAGCCAAUUUUAGAAGGAUUUGCAUAGCGUCAUCAUAGCUUAAAGGUGCUUAUAUCUCCCCGCCAAUUUGCAUUAACAAGCUGAUUUUUUGGCUUUUUUCGUCUUGUUCUUUCUGGAUAUGCCAUCCAAUCUUAUAAUUCACAAAUUUGAAUUUUUGUGAAGUUACUUUUCUCUCCUCUAUACCUAAGACAGAAAUGAGCGUGAGGAAAUUAUCUAAUGGACCAGCGUGCGGGUGACUGACACAGAAACGUAAAAUUUUAUGUGUCAGUAUGUCCGGAAAUUUAGAAGCGUUUGCAUGGAAAAAAAAUUACUGGAGCGAAAGGCGACCUUUUUCUGUGAUAUAUAACCUUCUUUUGAAAUAUUUUCUUUUCUUUUCUCCCUAUUUCAAUCUGUUAAUAUCUUCUCUUAUUUCUAGUACUUCUUGUUCUUCUCGUCUUUCCUUUCUAUUUCUUCAGUUCUUCCUGAAGGUAAUAAAAAAGACAGGAACAAGAAAGCUGCAAAAGAAAAAGGGCUGACAAAGACUACUUCUGGUGGGCCCAGGGGCCCAGGUAAACUUUACAUUGCUUAUCUUAUUCUUCUUUCUCUUCGUCUUCUGUUCGACCGGUGAUGGAAGCAUCUUUAUUUGAAGUCUAUUUGCUUUCGACUUUGACUUGCCUUUUGUGUUCUUUUUUUCUAAGCUCAUGAAUGAAAUCCUGACGUUUGAGCAUUCAAUGGAACUGAGUUUGUUUCAUGAAAUUCUCUGUUGUGGAAUUUUACUGAAAGCUACCGAGCUUUAGCAUGUUGUCCUUAUCAUCAGUCUUGUGACCUAUCAUUAUUUGGCUCGCCUGAGCUAUCUCUUUCAACAAUAUUCUUUAUUUCUCUUACAAUAUCUUCGCGAGGGGGUCGAUCAUUUUUGUUGCUUUUGUUUUACAUUUAAUUAUUUUGAGUGAACGUUUCGUGGUGAUUGUUUAAAUAAUAAUGACAUUUGAGACUGGGUAAAACGUAACAGAUUGGAGAAGUGGUAGUCUGUGUUAAAUAAGUCAACUCUUUGCUCAUUGACAACGUCUAGUUAGUUUUUGUGCAUUGCAUGUAUAUUCAAUGAUUUUCAAUAACCCUGGCUUCAAAGUGAUGCAAAAAAAAAAAUCUAACUUCAAAUUGCUGCGACCAAUACAAGUUUGACCAGUUUAGAAUUUCACUAUACCGGUUUAACCUGCUUUAGGAGAGGAGCCUGAAGAUGCAGAUCUGGAAGCGCCAAAGGUGUAUGAACUUGUAGAGAUGGAUAUUCUUAAAGAACGUCUUGGCACAUUCAUGGUCCAGUACAAUGAAAUUGUCCGAGGAGGCAAUAUGGACCUUGUCUUCUUCAAGGUAUGACUGCAGAGUUAACUAUAGAGGAUAAUUGGCUGUUUUAUUGGCCAUGUGCAAUGCGCUUUAAACGGAUUCACCUACAGAUAAGUUCAUUCGCGUACUUUCGCUUAUAAUCGCCUUCAUGAUGAUAGUCAAUUUGCCUCUUUGCCAAAAAAUUGUUUUAAUCCUUGUUCGCAGAUAUGGAUGAGAAAGAAACGACUGAAAUUGUUUUGAGUUAGUGCUCUGUGAAGAUAUGGUUGUUUUCGCAGACUUGUAGUACGGAGACGAAGGGAAUCGGCCCCUUACAAUAAAACACUCCCCAAACUAUUUACUUAACUCACUAUUGGAAGGUAUGCCAGUAAACGUAGAGGAGCCUCAAUUUUUUUAUACCUUAUUAUAUCUUCAAACGAAAGCAGUAAUCCUCGACUGUAAGUAAGAACGAAAGGAGGCUAAAUAAGUUAGUUGAAGUUGGCACUUAUCUGUGAUUGUUUACAUUGAAUUUUGCCUUUAGGAUGCUAUGAUACAUCUUGUCAAGAUUUCGCGUAUUAUCCGCACCCCUCGAGGCAACGCCCUGCUGGUAGGUGUAGGAGGCUCCGGAAAGCAGAGUUUGACAAGACUGGCUUCGUUCAUCGCUGGAUACGACAUUUUUCAGAUUACUCUGUCAAGGUAUAUUUAAAAAAUUUACUCUCUGGGUGCAUAAAAACGAUAACAUAGUUCAAAAAACUCGUGGCCAAGGUGGAUCUACAGUAUCUAUACCAUUUCGGUUGGUCAAUAAUUAUUAUUUGAUUUACCUUGCGGCUGGGUUGUCUUCAAUUAACUUUACUUUUACUGUGUUGGAAAAAUGCUCAGAACUAUGUGUUUUUUUUAUUCGGCUGAUUAAGACUGUGGAGUUUGGCCGAAAUAUGCCAAAGGAUUUGUCUGUACUCUGAUGUAUUAAAAGUAUCUUUUUAAAGAUAAGUUUUGAUAUUUUGAGUGGUGAAUUCCAGAAGAAUAAGUAGAGUUCAGCAGGCAUAACAUAUGGAUCUUACCACACUAGCCUUACACUGUAACCACCGUUGGUUUUUGUGAGUGCCUUGUUGUCUUUUGACUCCCUCAGUGUAAUGAGCCCCUCCUUCGUCCUUACAAAUGCCUUGCUUUUAUAUGCACAUUUACUAAGUAUUUCAAGUCGAUUAUAUAGUCCACGCCCUUGUCGCCAGAACAAAUUCAAGUGAACAAAUCGUCUUGUGAAAGACCGUCUUUAUUCCUUAUUCAUGUUGUUAAUGUGUUCUUGCCCAGGUCGUACAAUGUCUCUAACUUGAUGGAAGAUCUAAAAGUACUGUACAGGACUGCUGGACACCGAGGAAAGGGAAUCACAUUUAUUUUCACAGAUAAUGAAAUCAAGGAUGAGGGAUUUUUGGAGUACAUGAACAAUGUCAUAGCUUCAGGAGAGGUGCGGUAUCACUGUCUACAAUAAUUAGUAAAAUCCAAGUAGCGGUCUGUUUUCAAUGCUGCGUUCUGAUUGGUUGAGUUAUUACUAGGCUACAUGUUAUAGCCCACUAGUUGCGACAAGUGCCGGCUUUGAAAACCGAAACAAUGGCGACUGAAUCACGUUUUGCUAGCUAAAGUUGUUUUAUCUCCAUAUUUUCGACGAACUAGUUGGAUUUUACUAAAACAAUUAUUCCUCUCGCCCUAAUGGGCUAUUGACUCAAAGCCCAUUCGGGCUCGACGAAUAAUUGUUAAUUACUACAAGAAACAGUUUAUAGUCAAGCGUACAUCCCAAAAUCAGAUUAAUAAAUAUGAAGCUGAGUCCGUUAAGAAUUUUAGACUUCAGAGUCAUGUAUUCCUGCACGCCUAACAAACUAUACCAUGUUUAUACUCUCCUUUAUGCUCAAAAAAGAAAAAAAAACUUUCUUUUUUGAUUGGCUAAAAAAAAGUGGAAACUGAUACUUCUAUUAACACCAAGUUGAAGUCAGUAAUAACUACAGAUCCCUUAAUUAAUUAUAGAUUUUCAUAGUCUUGCAGAGAACGCCCUAUGGCCGUUAGAAGUCAGUUCUAUCCUAGUAGUGUAGAAAAUAUUUGUCAUCCAGUCUGUCAGUACUUGUUCAGUGGUUGUUGUUGUCUUCGGUAGGUCUCCAAUCUGUUUGCGCGAGAUGAAAUUGAUGAAAUUACCCAGGACCUGAUCAGUGUGAUGAAGGCCGAGUAUCCAAGGAGACCACCGACCAAUGAGAAUCUGUACGAGUAUUUCAUCACACGCGUCAAGAACAACCUCCACGUUGUACUUUGUUUUUCACCGGUAAGCAACCAUUUCCUCCUUUCCUUUCCUGUGGUUUACGACAAGUUUCAAAUUCUAAAGUGCAAACUCUUCCAAGGAAAAGAGAGGUCAGAAGUCAUCUUUGUGGGCUGUGAUUGAAUUCAGAUCUCUGGCUCCAUUGUUUGUUGCCAUGGUAGCGUAAGACUUACCUUAUUAUAGGAAUUGAACGCUUGUUAAUUACGGUAUUUGAAAUUGACGCGACUUAAAUUAACGGGAAUUAAAGGAAAAAUUAAUUUCAAAUAAAGGAAAUUAACAUGAAAGAGAGCGAAACAUUUCAAGCUGAGUCAAAGAAAACAAGAAGAAACAAAACUUGUUGAGACAACCACAACAAGUAAUUGUAAUCCGUUUUAAUCCUUGUUCGCAGAUAUGGAUGAGAAAGAAACGACCGAAAUUGUUUUGAGUUAGUGCUCUGUGAAGAUAGGGUUGUUUUCGCAGACAAUCAAGAAGGUUUUAUUUCCCACAAUAAGGCAAUCUAUAGAGGGCGUCACAAAGUUCUCAAAACGAGUUGUUUGAUUAGGUAACGAAACAAGAGAUGAAUGACUCAGGCAAUGUUCUUUGCCCUAGAAACAGUAGCAAGAGUGUUUUCAAAGGCCAAUGAAAAUAGAGCUUCCUGGGAGCUUCGUUGCUCUAGAUCUAUAGCUUGGCCUUCACUUCAAUGUACGUGUCUUUGAAAGGGGCCUAAAAAGAAAUCGUUCACUCCUCUUGUGAACUAAGAAAAGACAAAAUUAUCCCACUCCAAAAACAGUAAGUGUGCAAAAAAACUAUAAAGUGAGAUGAAUUAGCCUAAACACGCAAAAAUAGACCGAGCAUUAGAGCGUCACUUUAAAUAAAGCAGUCGCCCUCCCUUCUCCUCCCCUCCCCACUCUCCGUAACCCCGUCCUGGACUUCCUUAGUAAUCUAAAACUCUAAUGUAAUAUUUCAAGGUGGGCGAGAAGUUCCGAAAUCGUUCCCUUAAGUUUCCUGGAUUGUUCAGUGGAUGUACGAUGGACUGGUUUAGCCGCUGGCCUAAAGAUGCGUUGAUUGCAGUUGCAUCUCACUUUUUAUCCUCUUUUGACAUCGUCUGCUCCCGGGAAACAAAGGCCGCUGUUGUCAACACAAUGGGAGUUAUUCAGGUAAGUGACGUAGUUAGUUUGUUAAUGGAAAUAUUUAAAAUGACUCAUAGUUUGAACUGCGGCUAAAGAUAUAAAAAUGAAAAAUUAAAUGGUCCCCAAAAUUGAGUAAAAAACCUAAGCGGUUGAAAAAGAACCAGGAGAAUCCGAAAAUAUUCAACUGCGAGGAUCAUUUCCACUUUCAUAUUAUCCGAAGUUCAACAUAUGAUUCAUUUCACAUAUUACCACUCGUGUCAUUUCGACCAUCGGCUAUAUUACGAACUCACAAUGGCUUACUCUCCAGUCAGCUUGAUUAGCCUAAUCGAUAGAGCGUUGAGCUCGGUCAUCGCAAAGGUCAGGAUUCGAUUCCCGGCCACGCCUGAAUUUUUCAGGUUCUUUUUCAACCGUUUAGGUUGUUUAUUAGUUGGUUAGUUAGUUAGUUGUAAAAAUUAUUUAAGGCUUUUUUCGAACAAUGUAUUCAGUUUAAAAGGUAAAGAGUCCUCAUUUUACGUCGUUACCUCGUAAAAGUCACCAGUUGGCUGACAAACCCGAGGCUAACUGUGUUUUCAUUCCUUCCCACCAACACCCCCCCCCCACCUCUCCUUCAGUGCUCCGCCAUUUUACGAGUUUUGAAAUCUACUUAAAUUUACACAGAAAGGAAAGAAGUCGAAACAGGGAUUUGAGGUCACAUCUGGGAAUCAAGAAUUGAACUAGGGGCUUCUUGCACAGACGCCUGCGCACUAACCUUAGUUACUUAAGACAUUCCCAUUUUCCUUCUAGGACAACGUUGCAGAAACCUGCGUUCAGUACUUUGAGCGUUUUCGGCGUCAGACCCACGUUACACCCAAAUCGUACCUCUCUUUCAUCGGUGGUUACAAGACCAUUUACAAGAUGCAACACGAAGCCAUUGGUCUCCUGGCUAAGCGUAUGAACACUGGUCUGGCUAAGCUCGUGGAAGCUAGUGAAUCGGUGGCGAAGCUUUCGGAAGAGUUGGUGGUGAAAGAGAAGGAGCUUGCCGUAGCCUCAAAGAAAGCGGACGUUGUGCUUCAGGAGGUGACAGUUAGCGCUACAGCAGCCGAAAAGGUGAAGUCCCAGGUGCAGAAAGUCAAGGACAAGGCGCAAGCGAUUGUGGACGAAAUUGCGGUGAGUUUAACUCUCCCCUUCUCAAAACCUCUAGUUAAAAAUAUUUAAAAAUAUAUCUAUUUUCCUUUCUGAGUAAAUAAAAACAAAUGUGAGGGACAAGCGCUUAAGAGCUGAAAAAAGCGCAUAAACAUUUGCUUCGUUCUCACCCUCUCUCCUAAGCUGCCCCGAAUCACUGAUUGGUCUAUGUUCUGUCAAUUAUUUUAAUAUUUAGCUUUGUCCAACCUUGCGAACUAUACUUGACCUUAACACUUUUAUAAAAAAAUCAUAAAUACCGUUAAUCCUCUAUUAAGCCCUCCCUCUCAAACAAGCCCCCCCCUCUUAUUAUUAUUCACUGAUAAUUGACAGACUGUAUUAAUCAAUCGCGACUGUCAGGAGUCUAUUGCGACUGUAAAAGUUCCUGUGGACUGAUCCAGAAUGGUUUAUUCACCAGCUUGAAAUUCGGAUUUGUUUUUGAUCCUCAGCUGCAUGACCUCCAACGUCUUGUACUUUCGCUUUUCCAUACCAUCUUCUUUACUAAAUUGAAUAAGCCCCCAUCUCAAAUAAGCCCUCCUGUCUUUAUCAAGCCCCCCUUACAUGUGUUUGAAAUCAGUGAGCUCCCGGGGGUCUUAAUAGAGGGUUUACGGUAAAUGAAUAAAUAAAUAAAUAAAAUAAAAUAAAGAACGAUUUGCAGGUAGCACAUCCACAUAGUGGUUCUUCGUCUACCUGAUUCCUGGUCGAAUUGGAAUUUGGAAAUGUUGGUUUUUGAGGAGAGGGGAAAACCGGAGUACCCGGAGAAAAACCUCUCGGAGCAAAGGAGAGAACCAACAACAAACUCAACCCACAUAUGGCGUCGACGCCGGGAUUUGAACCCGGGCCGCAUUGGUGGGAGGCGAGCGCUCUCACCACUGCGCCACCCUUGCUCCCCACAUUACAAUUACAAUUACUCAGGGUUGAUGGUGGGAACCAGUACGAUACACUAAACAUGCUAUUUUUCGACCAAUAGGAAGACAAAGCAGUUGCAGAGGAAAAGCUUGAGGCUGCUAAACCUGCGUUGGAAGAAGCAGAAGCUGCGUUGCAGACCAUCAAACCUGCGCACAUUGCCACAGUCAGAAAACUGGCCAAGCCACCUCACCUGAUCAUGCGCAUUAUGGACUGUGUGUUGCUGCUGUUCUUUAGAAAGGUUGAUCCCGUCACAGCCGAUCCUGAGAGGCCCUGCUGUAAACCUUCAUGGGGCGAGUCUCUUAAAAUGAUGAGUGGCGGUGGCUUCUUGAACAACUUGCUCACUUUCGCAAAGGUAACUCGAUUAACAUUUCGUCAGUAUAUAACAUUACUUCCCGAAUAAUCAAUGAUUGUUGAAGGUAUUCAGCAGAAAAGUUUGAAAAAUAUUGCAUUCGGGAGCCUGUCUAGUAGAAACUCUAAGUGAAGAACGGUUGAAAAAUAUUAUUAUAUUCACGAUCACAUUUCGACACCCUCUUUGUACCAGUGAUGUCUUUGCUCUUCUUUUCAUCAAAUAUUUUUUAUUUUUAAACCGUAGUUCACAGGUAUGAUCCUAUGUAUUCACACAGUAGUCUCUUCGAAAAUUUUCAGUUCUAUUGCCCGUUUGUCCCUAAUGUUGUUUACAAAACUUCCCUUCGAGGAGAAACCUCGGUUCGAGCUUGUUGUCUUAAUUAUUUAAUAAACCGCACGUUUAUCCCGUUUGUCUACUAGGAUUCCAUCAAUGAGGAAACGGUUGAGCUGCUAAUGCCGUAUUUAGAAAUGGAGGACUAUACUAUGGAGAACGCCAAGAAGGUUUGUGGUGACGUGGCUGGUCUGGCAUCUUGGACCAGAGCUAUGGCAUUCUUCUAUGGUGUCAACAAAGAAGUUCUUCCUCUCAAGGUACAGUAAUAAUAAUAAUAAUAAUAAUAAGUCUUUAUUCAUCAAGAGAUAAAAAUACAUAUCUUUUGUUACAAGUAAGUGUAAGAAAUUUAAAAAGUUAAAAAGUAAGAAAUAAAAAAAUAUAUACCGGUAUAUAUAUCUAGUAUAUUACAUAGCUAAUUCAUAUUUAAAAACUAAACGAUUAAUAAAAGCGUUUUUAAAGCGCGUAGUGUUAAUCUUAGGUUUAAAACUAGUUUCUUUUCUAAGAUUGUAGCUGGAGGGUUUAACACGAGGCAUAAUAGAUAAAAGUGGAUGUCCUUUGGCAUUAAAAACUUUUUUAAAAAUUUUACGGUCUUGCCUCUCUAAGAAAUCAUAAACACUUACAGGCUUAGACGUAUAUUUCCUUUUAAAACAGCGGUCUAAGAAACAUUGUACGGGUGUAAGAUCGGACUCGGACGCGGCGUAGACUGAUAAUGCGUAAUUAAUAUUAGGUAGAACUAUAGUAUUAAAGAGAAGGUCUAUUUCUGACUGAUUGUACCCUUCUUUGCGCAGCGUUCUAAGGAUAUGUAGGGAUUUGUUAGCUUUAAUAAGUUUGUUCUUCACGUGCACUGAAAAUUUGCUGUCACAUUGGAAGGUGACGCCCAAAAUCUCAACUUCUUUACAGCUUGGUAUCAUCCCAAUGGGUGAAUAGAGAUCGUGGUUGCCUCUCUUUUUGAUCGUCAACUCUUUACAUUUGCUUGGGUUGCAAGACAUUCCAUUUGUAUACGUCCAAUCUAAAAACUGUGACACUAACUGAUCGGAGUAGUCUACCUCCUUCCAUACAGGAGCAAUAAUUGUCGAGUCAUCAGCGUACUUAAAUAGCGCGUCAUGAUUACCUAAAGUGAUGUUAAGAUCAUUGAGGAAGAUAUUAAAAAGGUAAGGACCGCUAACGCUACCUUGAGUUGUCCCUUGGUUGACCGGUUUCCAGUCACACUCAAAGUUGUUACAACAUACCCUUUGUUUUCUAUCCUUUAAAAAGUUCAAGUACCAAUUGGUAAUAUAUGGAUUCAGUGGGAGCUUUUUUAAUUUACUAGCAAGAAGUUCAUGUUUCACAGAGUCAAAAGCUUUGCUGAAGUCCAUAGCAAAAAGGCGAACUGCUUUACAAUCUGGGUUAUCCAGGUAGCUGUUGGUCCUAUGUUGAAUUGACAAGAGAGCAUCGGUACAGUUUCCACCUUUUCUGUAGGCGAACUGUGAGGUGCUAAGGUGGCUUUCAAUUGUCUCGCGGGCAUAGCAGUGGUACACAAUUUUCUCAAAAGCCCUCGCUAUAACAGGAGUUAUAUUAAUGCCGCGAUAAUCACCAUGUGCUUUAGGAACAUCCACUUUGGGGAGGGGGGUGAUGAUCGCACGCUUCCACGAUGAUGGCAAACACUGAGUAGAGAUUGAGAGAUUCCAGAUUUUGGUGAUAAGAGGCGUGAAAAUCUCAGCAUGCUCUUUCCAAACCCAGUAAGGAAUCUGGUCGGGUCCAGUUGCAGUUCUUUUGAGAACGCUAAGUAAAUUCCAGACCUGCCGUUCGAAAUUACCGGGAUCUCCAUCCCACUGCUGAUUGUGACAGGGGUUGGUUCUAUAUACAUAUCAUCUGAGCAGAGCCUAGCGAAGUAAUCAUUCAAGUCCAUCAGACAGCUGUUAUCCAGGUUUACUUUGCAGGAUGCACGACGCCGCUGCGACAAUUCAUCAACUCCUUUCCACCAUGCCCGACUACCUGGAGGGGCAUCCAUAAACUUUCUCCUAUUUUCCGAGAUGAUGUCAGCUAUUCUUUUAUUAACAAUGCACAGCCUGUCUUUGCUCAGACGAGAAACUCUAGACUUCGUUCUGAUCAUUGACUUAAGGAGUGGUGUCAUCCAAGGCGGAUCGCGUGACGACAUGGAUACAGUUUUGACCGGCAUACACCUGUCCAUAUGGCCGCGAAUCUUUUCUUCCAAUACACAAACCGCUUGCUGAACAUCAGGAGCAGCGAGCACAUUAUCCCAGUUUUCCUCCGCCAGCGCGGUGUAAAGUGUGGCUUUACGAUUCUCUCUACAAUCCCGUAUCUGGACUUUACAUCGGAUGGGUUUUAACUUUGUACCAGCAGGGAGAAUAACAGCCGUGUGAUCGGUCUUGAUUGACAAUUGAAAUGGGUGACACUUGUUGAAUAAAUGUGCCGUUUUGAUUUAUGAUCAAGCUGUAGAAGCUAUAGAUCAGGGGACACACCAAUUGCUAUUUCGCAGAAGACAUGUAGGAAACUAAAGCAUUCUUUAGUGGCAUGUGUUUUACACUAGCCUGCGUAGCAAGCGUUUCCUACACAGGGGCCGGUGACGCCUGUUUCCCUUUUCUAUACUUGUUUUGCCAUUUUAACGGUCGAUGCAACCAUUGGUAACCAUGCCUUAGAAACGCUAAAAAUUUGAAUUUCUUUCGUCCCCUCCAUGCACGUAAACCUCAAAAGGCUGCUACAGGUUUUACCGUUAGAUGUUGGCCGCCUAACGUUUAGCAGGCAUGUCUUCCGUAUAUGUAGCCUGAGAAAACAACCGAUGAUUCGCGACACCACUGAUGGUUUCCCCGCGAGCCCAGAAAUUCCGUACUGAUGACGCGCACAAGGUAGAUUUGAGUAGAGCUUCUGAUUGGUUGGAAUUUUGCUUCAUCCAAGCAGAAGCAGUAACCAGAUCUGGUUAGUGACACGUCAUCAGUGGAAUUUCUGCAGUCGUUUCUCAGACGUCAUUUCGCGGGGAAACCAGUGGCAGCGUCGCGAAUCAUCGGUUGUUUUCUCAGGCUACAAUGUAUGAACAUUUUUAAACUUUUUCUAUCCUCAGGCCAAUCUGAUAAUACAAGAAGCACGUUUACAAAAAGCAACGAGCGAGCUUAAUGAAGCGCAAGCACAGUUGGACGAAAAACAGCGUGAGUUGGAUUUGGUACAGGCAAAAUACGAUCAGGCUAUGCGUGACAAGCAAACACUGGUUGAUGACGCUGAAGCGUGCAGAAGAAAGAUGGCGAAUGCUACGGCGCUGAUCGAUGGACUGGGCGGUGAGAAGACCAGGUGGACUGAGCAGAGCAAGAAGUUUGAUCAACAGAUUCAGAGGUUUGAAUCGCUUGUUAAUUCUGAUAUUAUAUAUUUCUCGUCUUGAUAUACUCCUUUUCAGUCAGGGGGCCGGGAAGCAUUGCAUGAUUCCGGCCCGAGCGGCUGCGAAGAAGACUAUCGUCCUGAACGACCUAUAAAGCGUUUGGUAGACUAAAGAACGAGUAAAUGGACAAUUAUAAUUAAAUUAUUUUCGCCUGUUUGAACCAAAGCCCUACGCAGGUUUCAGGGUCCGUUUUCAAAAUGCUUAGAACAAAAUAUUCCGUGCUUGCUCCGAGCUAUCACGAAUCAUUAUUCUAGGGUAAGGUAUGAAAAAAUAACCCCAGGCACUCAGGGUAACAGUAGACUAGGCUACCAGAGCCUGUAAACCGUAAUACAACUGCCGCUUGGUUAAUCAGCUCAUCAUCUUGCCUGUCCGGCGAAGAACUUUUUACAAAAAAGUAGUGUAUUUACAAUGGUCACGCUUAAGUUGAGACACGAGGCAUGCAAGGGAAACAGUCUUUUUCUGUGUACGCAUAUGCUUUUGGAUCCUUAUAGUUGAUUUUAUAUUCGAACACUGCAGCACGAACCUUUGUACCCCGUUUUCUAGUCGUAAUUGGGCGCCAGGAGCUGUUCUAGCAUUGUUUCAAGUGACUUCUGUUGUUGAGCGUACCUCAACAAAAGAGGAUUAAGCUUGCGGGUUAACUUUCAUACCAUUUGUCUUUCAGGUUGGUCGGUGAUGUGCUGUUGGCCACUGGCUUCUUAUCCUACUCUGGCCCAUUCAACCAAUCGUUUAGGAAUCUACUGCUGGAUAACUGGAAGAAAGAAAUGAGAAAAGUGAAGAUUCCUUUCUCGGAGGUAAUAAUAAAAUAAAGGUGAUCUAUUUUUUUUCUCUAGUCUUGCACCAGCCGUUUCCGCAAUUAUUUUUUAAUGUUCAGUCCUAACCUUCGCUGCCUCGGGAUUUGUAAGUUUGUGUUUCGUGAAAGAGAUACAUUUGAUGCUGACUCGCUCGCGUUGCCCUCGAGGACCGGGCGGAACUAUUGUAUUUCGUUUUAAAGGUGUGAUCUGAGUGUUGGUUUUGUGUCCACUCAACUGUUACCUUAUAUCUUUCUUCUUUUAAGGAUUUGAACUUGGUGAACAUGCUGACAGAUGCUGCAACGAUCGGCGAGUGGGCUCUGCAGGGCCUUCCAAGCGAUGAGUUGUCAGUUCAAAAUGGUAUUAUCGUCACCAAGGCUUCACGUUACCCUCUUCUUAUUGACCCCCAGGUAUGAUAUAUGUCAACUGAACCACGGGAUAUUUGCCUCUUUCAGUGACUUAAGGUAGAUUUCCACUGUCGCGGUACGCGCGUAAAAAUUACGCAACAGUCGACGUCUGGCUCGAGUUUCUCUGAAUGAGUUUGGAUCGUCCAGCAGAUGGAGAGAACGCCUGAAAAUAGUCUCCGGGACAAACGAUCUUCACAUGCGACGAACUAAAAUAAUAAAUUUAAUGUUUGUAUCAUAAUGUAUAUUUAGACUCGUUCGGGAGACAAUUUGCUUUUUGGUCGGAUUCAGUUGAUUGGUUCGACGGGUCCUAAGUUCGACGUCUGAUCCAACUGACGAACUUAACUUAAUUUAGGUUGACUCAAAUUAGAGUUAAAUCCGUCUGAUGGAAAGUUCGACGUUUGGCCCAGGCAUAACGUCCCAAGGCCACAUAUUGCUGGUCCAAUUAAUGAGGAUGAAUUUGUGCGGACGGUUUUUACAACACAAUAAGAUUUCUCAAAAUCUGAAGUGGAUUUGUUGCCAUGUCUUCCCUCUCAACGUUGAGCAGUCUAUUGAAUAAAUAUUGUUGUAGGUCGUAAUUUUAACCUCCUUAUACCAACGUCUCUUAGUAGCCUAAGAAAGCUGCAUCCUGAUGACGUCACAUCUUUUUAAACAGGGACCUUUGGCCCCCCUCGCAGUAACAUAGAGAUGUGACUGUUCAGAAGCUCUGAAAAAAAGAAAAGGAUAAAAAGAGCACAUGCUAACUAAUUGCUAAAUUAGUCAUUUUUGUUUUUGCUCAGGGCCAAGGAAAAGCCUGGAUUCGAAAGAAAGAAGGACCUAACGAGCUACAGGUAGGACUCUUCAUUUGAUUUUGUUAUUUCAAACAUAAAGUACCCAUCAUGGUUUCACUGAUUUGAAUUUAAUUAUUUUAUGCCAGUUAAGCAAAAUGCCGAUAGGAGAUCAACACAGCUUAAGUUACUUACCUCAUCUCCAUAUUGUACUGUUUAAAAGGGGCUUGAAAAGUUGUAGAACAUCUGAACUUGAAAAUCCCCAAUUUUCUGGAGAGUUAAAAAUUGCGAUAGCUCAGUGGCGUAAAUAACCAGCGUUUUUUCUUAAAUUUUUUGCUUUCAGAUAUAGCCAAAGAAUCCGAUUUUUAUCUCCUCUCUUAGUUUUGCCGCUGCGAAACCUUGCUUCUUGACAAAUGUAUUAAAAGUUUUAUAUUUAAACUGUUGUGUUUAAUGAAAAUUAUUGUGUUGUUUAGACCUUUUUUGCAUUGACCAAAACGUUGAUUGUGUUCCAUUUUAGAUCACAGCUUUGAACCACAAGUAUUUCCGAACACAUUUGGAAGAUUCGCUCUCCUUAGGAAGGCCGCUGAUCAUAGAAGAUGUCGGCGAAGAACUCGACCCGGCGCUUGACAACGUGUUGGAGAAGAACUUUAUCAAGUCUGGAAAGACGUUCAAGGUAAAAUAUGCCCUCUCUCGCGGCAGCAAUAUUUCUGAAGUAAGAGAGUUAUCCUCCAGAUAAAGAUCGCGUGAUUUUUCUACACUGUAAACCACAAACCAAAAGCGGUCAUUCUGGCCAACCAACGAAACUAAUCAGGCAGUAUUCGAAGCGAGUUUCAAGUUGCAAGUCAUCAAGUUUCAAGUUUAUUAAACUCUUAGGAUACAUAUAACCAUUGAACCUUGCCUGCAAAAUAGCCUAGCUAAUCGAGGCGGGAAAGAAAAGUCUCAAAGUAAAAAAUUACAAUAACAGGGUUGAAACAUAACAAUAAAGAAAACUGAUUCACGAACAUCUGCUCUUGAGUUGUUCGCUUUUCCAGACAUUAUUAUAAGUUUAUUUCAACCCAACGUGAAGAGCUUACAUGAACACGUCCACUCGCUCGGAGCGCAUGUACUCCGCACGCGGACGCACGCUAAAGGUACACAACACUGGUUCCAUAAGUGGGGCGGAAUACUAAAAAAUCCGGGCACGAGAACCUUAUUCAGAUUAAGAACCUGAGUGAAAAUUUGGGGAAUUUGUUGCCCAUUAUGCAGACCUUAUUACUCACGAUACCCGCCUUCUUUUCACGCGCUUAAGGACUAAUGGGAUAGAAGCAAUGUCACGUGUUUUCUCAAGGGGCAAACCAGGAAAAAUGUCAAUGCAAGAAAUCGUGGUCGAGUUUGUUUAUUCUAGACAAAAGAAAAUGAAGAACUUCUUUUUAUCUUAAUCCCACCGAUCCUAAAGCGCAUGCAAAGAUGGCGGGUAUCGUGAAUAAGGCCUAUAUCACCGACUUCUUUCUACUGGCGUCACUAGCCAUCUUCAUGAGGGCAGAAGGUCGUCAGCUCUUGGUGCCACACAGGUGGUACCCUCGCACAGUCUUCAAAAGUCCUUGAAUUUUAGGUGUAGUUCUUGAAAAGUCCUUAAAUUUCUUUGCUACUCCUUGAAAAGUCCUUGAAAUUUCUUCAACUUUGAUGUAGCAGCCUGGAAGCUGUUUUUUUAAAAAUUCUUUUGGGUUGUCGAAGAGAGAUUAUAAAUCAUAGCCCAGCGAAGUUAUAGGUGAUUAACAUAAAGUGUUUUGUAGAUUUAAGAUAAGUGAACUGAACAAUGUAAAGAAACUGGUGAAGUAAACAGUUCAAGUCCCGUUAAUUUGGACUGGGAAUGUGUUUGUGUACAAAUCUGUGAUUUACAUUCCUGGAAGGUGGUCCUUGAAAGUCGAAUGUGGUCCUUGAAAAGUCCUAGAAGAGUCUUUAAUGACUGCAAUUUUUUGUAUGAACUCUGCCAAGGCCUCUUGAUCAACAAAUUACCAAAGCAAUCUCGAAAUUAAUGUAAAACCCGUUUAAUUUUUAUUGCAGUCACUAUUUACUGUUUAUUUGUUAGGUCAAAGUGGGUGACAAGGAAGUUGACGUUAUGGAUGGCUUCCGGUUGUACGUUACAACUAAGCUUGGUAACCCUUCCUACACUCCUGAAGUAAGUGCCAAGACUUCCAUAAUCGACUUCACCGUAACAAUGAGCGGCCUGGAAGAUCAGCUACUGGGAAGAGUAAUCUUAACAGAGAAGCAGGUAACAUGUCUGUUUUUGCGUCGAAUAUACAGGGAUCGAUGUAGAAACUUGCAAUGUUAAAAGUCACGUGACUUGUAAUUACUCUACAAUUUGUGUCUGAUUGACAAGUAGUAAGAUAAACAGAAGGUCGAUAAGCGAUCAGGAUUCCGAAUAUACAGAGCAGAAAGCUACAUUUAGUGUAUAAAUAAUUUUGGUUGCAUUUUCUGAAUGAAUGCUGUUUCACAGCGGACAUCAGUUUGAGAUCAAGCAUAGAUUGUUGGCCAGUGACAUUUUGUAUGGAUGAAAUGUUAUUGUAUUAAAUGCACAUCGCGCCAGAAAUCUCGGCACUAAUGAAUUAAACAUAUUAGUUCACCAGAAGCUUAAAAUAUACUCUGACCUCAGAUUAUCAACUUCAAAUUCAGUGCUGCUGUUUAGUUAAGCUAGUUUUCGUUGUUUAGGAAUUAGAGGCUGAGCGCACCAAGUUGAUGGAAGAAGUGACUGCAAACAAACGAAAAAUGAAAGACUUGGAAGACAACCUGCUGUACAGACUGACUAGUACCCAGGGCUCUCUCGUCGAAGAUGAGUCAUUGAUCCAGGUUCUCAGCGUAACCAAGACAACAUCAGAGGAAGUCAGUGAAAAGCUAUUGGUUGCCGCAGAAACGGAAUUAAAGAUCAACACUGCUCGAGAAGAGUAUCGACCUGGUUAGUACAGAAUUUAGGUCAGAGCUAUGUAUUCAGUCAGAUAUAUAGAGCGUUUUCACAUGACGUCACGGCGGUCAUGUUGGUGUUCCAAAUCAAUCCUGUGGAAGUUGAACUCUUUUCUUAUGCAAACGCUUUCUUUUGUUCCAAUAAAUGUGUAUAGAUGCUGGCCACGUCAGUGAAAACGCUCUAUUCCUCAAGUGCUACCAUUUUCAUAUCAUUUUCUUGUAUAGUGUCGUCACGCAACGCUCGUCCCCACUGGGGAGGAGUCUUGCGUGACGACGCUAAAAACGGUUGUGUAGCAGACUAUGUACAUGUAGGAAAGUUGCUGUUUCCUUUUGCCUACCGUUUAGCAGUAAGCUAAUCUUAAAUUUUCCUCUCUCCUCAUUUUCUCCUCAUUCUAGUGGCCACACGAGGUAGCAUCCUGUAUUUCCUGAUUGUCGAGAUGUCCUACGUGAACGUCAUGUACCAGACCUCUCUGAGACAGUUCCUGGGCUUGUUUGACAUUUCCAUGGCACGCUCUCAAAAGUCGCCAAUUCCCGCCAAGCGAAUCCAGAACAUCAUUGAGUAUCUUACGUUUGAAGUGUUUCGAUACACGACCCGUGGUUUGUACGAGGAACACAAGUUUUUGUUUACUCUUUUGCUCACUUUGAAGAUUGACCUGUUGGAGAAGAAGAUUCGCCAUGAAGAAUUUCAAGUUCUUAUCAAAGGUAAGUUGGUUUACCUAAGUAAACUCUCGUCUCUCAAGCUUUUUACAUGUGCUUUGUUUUCUAAUUGUCUGCUACUAUUAAACAAUUAUUGGAUAAGGUUUUUGUGAUAUCUGGAAUAAUCAAGGUCGAUAACACUUACCGAGACCUUGAUUAUUUAGGAUAUUACAAAAUUGAAUGUAAUAAUUGUUUUAUUAUACAUUGUUUCGAAGAAAGUAACGACAAACACACCGUCGCAAGGAGUCAGAAUUGAUAUUGUUGUUGGAAAUCAUGCAUUGCGCCCGCAACCUACAGAUUAGUCAGUUAUCUGCUAGCAGAUAACUAACUAGUCUGUUGGUUGCACUGAUUUCUAAAAUUAGCUGUAGGCUGUUAGCCAUUGAGAAGGGAGAUAGUGAGUAUAAUAAUGCAAAUUCUUUGCGGCGUCUUUUGCAAUCGUGGUGUAACCUAGUCUUCCGCCCAAAAAUUAGCAUUGGAAAUCCGAGAAUUAAGUAAGCAAGACUUGAAUUCAAGAAACAAAGGUAAAAAUUAAUAGAAAAAAAAAUAAGAUUUCAAAUGUAAAAAGCUGCAAAAUAGAGAUGAUAGAAAUUUGGUAUGAUCAGACCUUAAAAACUUCUGCGAGUGGUAGAAUCAUCAAUUCCAUUGUUUCGGAAUGAAAUGAAAAUAUGCCUCUCUUCCAGUGCGUCAAUCCAUACGAAGUUAUUAGGGUGUUUUAAUAUAUACGUUUCUGGGAAACUGCCCUCCUACACCUCCCCUAAGCCAACAUCAACACUUCUCACUUAAGGCAAAAUGUUGGCUUAGGGGAAGGGUGGGUGGGCAGUUUCCCAGGAACGUAUAAUGACCAUUUUUAUCGUACUUUAAACAUGAUCAACGCAGCGCGAAAAGAGAGAUGAGAAAGAAACUAACAACGAACGCUAGAGUCAUCUUGAAUCGCUUGCUGGCUUUCAGUCGAUUAAUAAUGACAGUCUUCUUUUUCUUUUCCUUUUUCUCCUGUUUUUGGUUUACAGGUGGAGCCGCGUUAGAUUUGAAUGCUGUGGAACCUAAACCAAAGAAGUGGAUCCUUGAUAUGACCUGGUUGAACCUGGUAGAGCUUAGCAAACUUCCUCAAUUCACCCAGCUUCUUGGACAGGUCUGCUUUUGAAUAUUCAUUCGUUCAUUUGUUUUAACACUCAUCUACUGUUUGCUUGUUUCUGCAUUUUGAAUGCAAAAAGGGCGGCGACGGCGGCGGAAACGUCACAGGCUUAAAGUGAUUUGAAUUAUUAAGACCGUAUGCAAAUUUGAAGAUAACGAAUGGAUUUCGUGUGGUUACGUUGGCUCUAUUACCAGCCGUACCCAAGACCAGACUCAGGAGAGUGGCGGAAAUCAAGCCUAGAGGCCAGAAAACCGUAACGUCGCAUCAAGGAAUUUCACGUCAUAGUCGUCCGGUGACGGAAAAGAAAUAAUCCCAAAAUUGUGACGCACUUGUGGUCCUUAUGCUUCCGUCGUAGAAAUAAGUUAGGCUUAAGAAUAAUGCUUUAGUUCUCAACAUGUCACAACACACCGAUCUGUUUUGCAAUGCAGCACAUAAUUGUUUUUUGUGAUAAUGUUUUAUAGGUUGCAAACAACGAGUCUGGUAAAGCUUGGAAGACUUGGUUUGACUCUGAAGCACCAGAAGACACUCCCAUUCCAGAUGGUUACCAGGGCUCUCUCGACACUUUCAGAAAGCUGCUUCUUAUCAGGGCCUGGUGUCCAGAUCGUACCAUCAAUCAAGCCCGACGUUAUAUCACUGAUGCCAUUGGAAAAGAGGUAAAGUACUGGGUAGUGUUCAUACAGAAUUAUAUUUAUAAAUUCUAUUUAGACAGUAACGACAAAGACACAAGAGGCGAGAUCUUUGGAUUUGUGACAAGUAAAAUUUGAUUUUCUUUUAUCGGUUACUGGUCUGAUAUUGUCCUACAGUCGAAAACUGAGGAAGCUAAGUGACAUACGAAUUUUCAUGUGUUUUUUUGCAGUAUGCAGAAGGUGUAAUUCUAAAUCUGGAAGCCAUGUGGGAGGAAAGUGACGUCCGAACGCCAAUGAUUUGUUUCUUGUCAAUGGGUUCUGAUCCUACUGCUUCCAUCGAGGCUUUGGCAAAGAAACAGAGACUAGGUAAACAUUCUUGCCACAUAUUGUUAAUAAACCACUAUUUUCCUUUUAAAUCAUACCUACCAGUCAGCUUAAAAUACUCUGAACUGGUUAUAAAGAAGGGAAAGCAAUGGCCUGUUUUAUGUACGCUUCUUUGAACGUGAAUUCAGUCAAAUGCUCAUAUCAGCUACGAGGCGUGCUUAUUUAACAAAUACCCUACUGUUGAUGGCUCAGAUACGUGUGUUCAAACGUGGUAAAGUGCUUUUCAUUUCAGUUAAAAUAUAAUGCCUGCUCUUGUUGACGCCGUCAAAAACAAUUAUGAUUAUCAGAAAGAUUUUUUGUGAUAUGCAGGAUAGGGCUCAUCUCAGGUGUAAUAUUUUACAAUUAUUCCUGGAGCCCAAAUGGGCUCUGAGUAUUGACUUAGAGGCCAUGAAGAGGAGAGGAAUAAUUGUUUUAAUACAAUCCAACUAGCUGUUCAAAAAUAUCGAGACAAAACAACUUUAGCUAGUUAAAAAUAGACUUUUAAGUCCGUUUUUGCAGCCAAAAAGCUGGCGCGUUUCGCUACUAGUGGGCUAUAACAUAGCCUAGUAGUAGCUCAACCAAUCAGAAUGCAGCAUUUAUAAUAGACCACUAGUUGGAUUUUACUAAAAUUUAUUACUCUCAGCUGACGUGAAACAAAGACAACUAAGCAUCCUUAACAAUGAACCUAACCCUGACAAUAGUCAAUAAAACAAAGAAAACGAAUAAAUUAUAUUACACUGGAGAUGACCCCAGGAUAGUUAAGGUUGAGAGGUUACUGCUUUUUUUUCGUUGGCUGAAAACCGAUUCUAACGAUUGUUUUAUUAUAUUUUUUAUAGAGAAAUCAUAACAAACGCUCUGUCUUACAGAACACAGAAAUCAUGCAUUGCACACGCAGCCUAGAUUUUUCACUUAUCAAGCUGAUAACUUAAUAUGUAGUUUGCGCUUAUUUCCAGACGUAGCUCAAACUGUAAACUUAGCCAUUAAGAAGACAGUUAGUGAGUACGAUGUGCAAUGGCAUAAUCAAACGCAGUUAUUUGCAAUCAUAUCUCAAUCAUUCGUUCAUCCAUCACAGACUGUCGAGCCAUCUCCAUGGGUCAAGGUCAAGAGGUACAUGCGCGAAGAUUACUGUCUCAGUUUAUGAACGAGGGAGGCUGGGUGCUACUGCAGAAUUGUCACUUGGGACUCAACUUUAUGGACGAGUUAUUAGAAACGGUAGGAGACAACAUUUAAUUUUUAAACAGCAGUGAUAAUUUGCUUUACAUCGGUUUGCCUAGCAGAGUAUCCUCGCUGACUCUAAAAGUGAUGCUUGGAUAAGUUCGUCUCGAUAUAUUUAUCCAUUCCAAUAACCUCUAGUUUGAUUUUCAACAGUUAUUGUAUCGAUAGGCUCUUUAAUCGUUUGUCUCACGAUAGACAAUUUGUUUUUGAUAUCGAUAAUGUUUUUGUGUGCGUAAUGUUAACCAUAAGCUCGCUGUUCUCACAUAUUCACUUUGCAUUUGAACUGGACAAUGAUUUCGAGUGCCUAGUGCUGGUCUUCACAAGGCGAUGGUUUGGAUUUACUGGGCGGGAAAAUUAAUAGCACCAUGGUUACUUGUAAUUGUUGCUUAACGCACCUAGUUUACCGCUCAAAAUUUUGCAUAACCAUUAUUUCUAUUUUUUCUUGGGUAUCACAGUCGUCCCAAGAGAAAUCGAAGUCAAUGGUUGUGCAAAAUUUUGGAGGGUAACAAGGUGCAUUAUGGUUUAUGUGAAAAUGAUGAGUUGCGAACCUCACUCAUGCUUGCAUUGGUGUUUUCCAUCCUAAGUAUUGUUGGCAUGGUUAGUCCCGCUCAGGAAAUCGACAUUAUUAGAGAGUUUGAGCUUCACUAGUGACGUAUGCGCCAAACGGAAAACGUCAGACUCAAGUUGAGAAUUUCUCAAAAUAAAAAAUGAGCAGAUAAAAACACCUCAGAAAAUUCUUUUGGAGAAAAAAAAUGCGUGAAACCACUAGUUUAUGUGUGGAAAUAAUGAACAGUGGGUAAGGGAAAACUUGGUCACGUGGUACAAAUUCGCGUUUGCCGUUUGACGUAAACUUGAUGCUUAACUUCUCUAUUGUCAUUGUUAUUUAUUUUGCAGAUUACGUCAACUGAGAAUGUUAAUGAGAAGUUCCGUCUGUGGAUAACAACUGAGGUUCAUCCUAAGUUCCCCAUUACUCUUCUGCAGUCGUCUAUCAAGUUUACUAACGAACCUCCGCAAGGCAUUAAAGCGGGUCUGAAGAGAACCUACGCUGGCAUCACACAGGUCUGUAGUGAAAAAUCAUCGACAUGUCGCGCAAAUGGCGGCGAUAUUUCGAUUACAAUACUUAUACAUCGACAGCCUCACAUUCACAUGAGGCUCAAUAUGUAUCAGACAGUGUGAGACUAGGGUACCAUUUAUGCAGUGUCCACGGGUGUUGCCAUCAACUGUAUAUCAAGGUAAUUUAAUAGCAAAGACAGGAAGUAAACCAGUUGGCAAUUUAUAAGCAAGGCCGAGGAUGUGAACUUGGGAUUACUAACAAACAAAUCCAGCUAGUGGUAAGGGCGAGACUUGAAUUCAAGACAUCCAAAUGGCAAAGUCGGUAUUUUGACCUCUCUGCCAUACUGCCUGGUGUUUGGUGAUUGAUUUUUUUUCCUCGUUGUUUUACUUGAUUAGCUGGGAAGAAUCUCGCCACUUUCCCACUAAGUCAUUUGUAAACUCUUACCAGCCAUGACUUGCUUAGCGUCAAUAUUUCCUUGUAAUCAAGACUGUGUGCCUGUUAUGUAAACAGUAACGGACUGAUCACCAGGGACUUCGUUAAACAAUACUUGAAUUAAAAUUGUUCUUGUAUAUUGUUUAUCCUUAGGAUCAACUUGAUGUCACAAACAUGCCACAGUGGAAGCCUAUGCUGUACGCUACAGCUUUCCUACACACUAUCGUACAAGAGCGUCGUAAGUUUGGUCCUUUAGGAUGGAAUAUUCCGUAUGAGUUUAACUCUGCUGAUUUAACAGCUUCUGUGCAGUUUAUUCAGAACCAUCUGGAUGAUAUCGACCCCAAGGCGGUAAGUGUUUUGCACCAAGCGUUGCUUGAAAAAAGCAUGGAAAAAAGCCAUUGACAGUUCUUUGCAAAUUUGAACUCGAUCUUUCAUCCUUCGUAUUAUUUUCAUCAUGAGCUUCUGUGGGUAAAUCUAGCUGGAUGUUUGAUAUUGUUACCGCCAAAUAGAAUUGCCACCAGAUAGAGUGAAACAAAACGAUAAAUUCUUAAAGCAUUAAUAGAAGGUAUAAAUAACAGGGAAACAUAAAAUAAUAAGGCACAGAUGGACAAUCUCGAAAAAGAAUUGCACCGAUUGAUUUGGGGUUUGCGGAGACUCGUUGGGCUAACAGUUUUUCAAAGUUCAUUUGUGUUUUUUGUAACGUGUGAUAUUAUUCUGGUGAGACAAACUUGUUUAUUUAAAGCUGUAAUUUUGCCAUUUACAACUAGUUUUGUUUUCGCUAACUUCAGGGUCCUUAGUGAAAGACGACGCGCAGUUGGCAACAGUAACUCUAUAAGCCAGAAAGAGUGAUCAGCAUCAAAUUUCAUCUUAUUAAUAUCAACGCUUUAUAAUACGGGGACUAUCUAUCUUAUUGAUACUUCAACAUCCUCUCACCCCUACUUUUAGAGGAAACGUAUAGGAGUAACAAAUGAGAAUUUGAGUCUUGAUAUUAGGUUUUGAAGGGUGAACAAAAGAAUCUAGGCAGCCGCGUGACAGCCCCUUUAAACAAAUUCACCUUUUCUCCUUCCAGGGCGUGUCAUGGGUAACAGUACAUUACAUGCUUGGUGAAGUCCAAUAUGGUGGGCGUGUCACUGAUGACUUUGACAAACGCUUACUCAACACUUACGCACGAGUAUGGUUCAGUCAGGAAAUGUUUAAAGACACAUUUAAGUUCUACCAAGGAUACAAUAUCCCUCGCUGUGCACAGAUCGCUGAUUUUAAGGCUCAUAUUGAUGAAAUGCCAAUGUCAGAUACGCCAGAGGUAGGAUAACGGAAACCCUUUCUUUAUCUUAUUAUUUUAUGGCCCACUGUGGGUUAAAUCUGCAACUAAUGCAGUUCAGCGUGAUGAGACCAUUUUAGCAGGACUGUUAACUGAACUGCUCCCAACUAUGACAAAGGCUAUAAGAUAUUGCCUCAGGAAUAGUAAUUCUUUCUUAACCGAAGAGGUACACCGCGAGUGUAUAAUAAGAUCAUGCUCUAUCUACAUUGUACAUUUCUGUAUGCCUGUCACAAGCAGGAAUUCUUUUUUUCCCUAUUUAAAAAAAAAAUAUACAGCCUGACUAUUUCCUGACUUCAUGAAAGAGACACGAAAAAAGCCCAAUCGUAGGUCAGCCUCAUGCCAAUAGUUUCCUACAAUUUCUUUACAACUAUCGUAAAAUUAGUCUUCAAACUUCUUAGAGAAAAAGUAAGAAAAUGGUUAAGGAAUGCGUUUAAAUCUCGUCAAACACUGCUGAGAGUAAGGCUACGAUAUUCUAGGAAAUUUAUUAUUAACACACUACCCGAUUAGAAUAAAGUAGCAAUUUGUGUUUUAAUAAGUUUUUAACCCUCAUAUUUUUAACAGUCAUAUUUUAACACUCGUAUUUUCAAACUUGAUGAAAACCCACGUGCUUGUGUAGUAAACUUUUUUAUAAACAAAUUCCAUGCAAAUGCUAACUCCAUAUCUUAAACUGUCCUUACUUUUUCAGGUUUUUGGUCUUCACCCGAACGCUGAUAUAACAUAUCAAACGAAGACCACUUCAGACGUGUUGGAAACAAUUGUGAACAUCCAACCUAAAGACAGCGCUGGAGGAUCAGGAGAGACUCGUGAAUCACUUGUAGCGCGUCAAGCCACUGAAAUGUUGGAUAAGCUACCGGCGGAUUACGUUCCUUUCGAGGUCAGGCACUUUCCCUGGAAUAUUACUUAUCUUGUGCUAUCUUGUGCUCGUUCUUGCAUAAGCUUUUUCGCAGCUUUUAGUAUUUCCUUCGUUUUUCUCUUCAAUUGACCAUUUUCGAGUUGCCUCUAGUUUUUUUUUUUGUUGUUUUCCUUUUCUUCUGUUUGUUUGCAAACGUAACUCCUUUUCGCAUGAAAGUUCUGCACUCGGCCUCAACUUCAAAGUGAAGGUUCUUGGAACUCAGAAAUGACCUAUUGCUUAACUCACUAAAAGUGUUUGUGUUGGAAGAUUUUAACUGUAUGCGCACUUCCUCAAUAUCAUUUAGAUCCUGGUUAUUUAGCGAAUAACUAAGAACGUUGUUGGUCAUUUUGAGGUUGGGAGUGAGACUGGAUUGGUUUUGGCUCGUAAUACACUAUUGCGCUGGAGACUGGAUCAAUAUUCGUUAUCCAAACAGUCCCAUAAUGCAAUUCGAUACAUCACCGUCCCAGUCUCCCGCUCAUCUUUAAGAUGUCCAUUGCAAUUCUCAGCAAAAACAUUCGGUUUCGUUUACAAUUAUGAUAUACUGUCAAUGCCAGCUUCAUUAACAAUUGUUUCAGAAGUUGUGCUUUGUGUUAGAUCUGCGAACUUUCUUUGGUCUUCUUUCUGAAGAAAGCGUUCUCAGUUUACGUAGUUUACUGUGCGACCGUUUCAGCAGGACGUCGUGUGUCAGAUCGUGCUUUCAUGUUUUUUUUUUUAAUUGACCCACCUUUCCUUCCUUAAUUCGCAACAGGUGAAAGCGCGUCUCCAGAAAAUGGGUGCGCUGACCUCCAUGAAUAUUUUCCUUCGGCAAGAAAUUGACCGCAUGCAGAGAGUGAUAACAGCUGUAAGGAGCACACUGGUGGAUCUUAAACUCGCUAUCGAUGGAACCAUCAUCAUGAGCGAGAACCUUAAGGACGCUUUGGACAACAUUUAUGACGCUCGAGUGCCUGGCCUUUGGAAAAAAGUAAGGGUACCUCGUUAGGGUUUUAUUCGGCUACCUGAAUUUGGGCUAAAAUAGUCAAGGGCUGUUACGGCUCCCUGAAAUGAGUACCAGAGAAGGCUAAAAUAUUUUUCUGACAUGGCUGUUUGUUUCCCCACUUUUGUUCCACUGGAGGCUGAAUCAGACUUGCUGUCCCCAAAGCUAAUUACGCUUUGGGGGCUUAAAAAGUGAGGUAUAUUCUAGACCGCGGAAUAGCCGAUUAGAGUAACAAGCUUCUACUUCCUUUUUAAAGUAAUACUACUGCCUAAACGUAAGGUCGUGAGCAUGUUAUGAAGUAACUAAUUACUGACCUAGUAUCGACAAUAAAAAUUGUUUGAUAAUAUUCUUCUGUUCGAAUUUCUAGUGAACAUAACAAUGUUUAUGGUCAAUCAAAAAAAAUAAGGAAAGAGAAGUGAAAAAUUAGUAGAAAUUGAAUUACCUUUUGCAAGACCUUACAACUGAAAAAUCUCCCUUGCGUCAGAUCAUGCAAGAUCGACUUGUCUUUUAAACCUACCCUUUCUUCAUUCUGACAGAUAUCCUGGGAUUCAACCACCCUCGGUUUUUGGUUUACCGAACUGAUUGAGCGCAAUAAUCAGUUUUCGUCCUGGUUAUUUGAAGGCAGGCCCAGUGUGUUCUGGAUGACUGGUUUCUUCAAUCCUCAGGUAAGACUACGGUCUCCGCUUUUACAGAGCGAUUUCGUGUCAGUUGGUAGUGAAAUGUUCCCAAAGAUGAGUGGAAAAGUAAACUAUACAGAGUUAUAAAAUGUUUGCCAUCUCUGUACUUUAUAUCACAACAAACCCUAAAAAUUACAUCUUCAGCGGUAUCAAUUCACUCCGUCACCCUGACAUCCUCUGUCUCUUCAUUGUUUCUUCAAAAUCCUUUUCUGACAAUUAAAACUUUUGUGAACUUAGGAGGCAUUCAUUGAUUGAAAUAUUUUUGGGAGACGGCACCGAUUGCUACCGUUAACUAAAAUAUUAAGGACAUUUAGACCUGAGUACGAGACGGUUCCGUUCUCAGUACGAGUACUAUUUGAGGAAUUCCAUAGCUCCUUUUCUUUUGUGAUGCAUAUCUGUGUGGCAAGUGUCGUGUGAAGCACACGAUCUGGAUUUAUAAAAGUUUACUUAAAUUAAUUAUCGUACUUGACUUGAAGUCCAAUUGACGAAUGGUCCAUGCUGCGAACACUCGUUGGCGGCUCAGGUCGUCAUUCUCCUUAUUUCUUUGAACAUUUCGCUCCUGGAGUCAAUUUUGGGGACAUUAUAGAUCUUACUUUUGCGUCCGUUGAGAAGAAACUUAGAGUAUGACCAUGGAAACUAAAACUUUUUUUUUAAUUGUUGUGAGCGUCAUAAUUAUUAUGGCAGUUCAAUAAAUGGAGGUACGUUUUUUCUCUUCUUAUAGGGUUUCCUGACAGCUAUGAGUCAAGAAAUCACUCGUGCACACAAAGGAUGGGCGCUCGACAACGUUGCUCUAGCCAACGACGUCACUAAGAUGAUGAAGGAGGAUGUAUCGUCUGCCCCUGCAGAAGGAGUUUAUGUGCAUGGCUUGUUUCUGGAUGGCGCUGGCUGGGAUCGAAGGAAUUGCAGGCUCAUGGAACCCGCGCCUAAAGUUCUGUUUACCGCGCUGCCUGUGGUUCACGUUUACGCGGUUAAUACGGCCGCUAUGGCAAAAGACUCGAAAGAUAACAAAGAUGCGCUGAAGUUUUAUGAGUGUCCUGUGUAUAAGAAACCAAGGCGCACAGACUUGACGUACAUAUUCUGUUUAAAUCUCAAGACCUCGCAACAUCCCGAUCACUGGAUUUUGCGUGGUGUGGCGCUUUUAUGCGACACAAAGUAG
Messenger RNA from Porites lobata, 95430 nucleotides. The record is from the annotation of a GenBank genome assembly. NCBI's taxonomy places the organism in Eukaryota, Metazoa, Cnidaria, Anthozoa, Scleractinia, Poritidae.